Cyprinodon variegatus (sheepshead minnow) is the source of this 95566-nucleotide messenger RNA. RefSeq names its product titin (gene ttn.2). The record is from RefSeq and is a predicted model, not a curated record. Gene Ontology annotation, biological process: protein phosphorylation. NCBI's taxonomy places the organism in Eukaryota, Metazoa, Chordata, Actinopteri, Cyprinodontiformes, Cyprinodontidae. Bases 226 to 94521 code for a protein of 31431 amino acids. The transcript has 255 exons. Gene Ontology annotation, molecular function: protein binding; ATP binding; protein kinase activity.
GUUCCCGGCCUGGACGCCUCGGCUGGAGGGACUGCUGUCAGGAGGACGAACAGAACUACACGGCGCCCGCCUGUAGUUUUGUUUUCUACUGAGGGCUUCCUGCGCCGCUCGGCUGCUCUUCUGGACUUUCUGACUGUUUCUGGAUAAAGGUUUUAGAUUUGCUGCCCCCCCCCGCCCCGCUGAGGGCCCCCCAGGCAUCCUUGUGCUGACAGGGUGCCGACCGUGAUGUCAACACAGGCGCCGACGUUUACUCAGCCGCUACAGAGCGUCGUGGCACUAGAGGGUAGUGCCGCCACGUUCGAGGCUCAAGUUAGUGGUUCUCCAGUUCCUGAGGUGAGCUGGUUCCGUGAUGGCCAGGUUCUUUCCGCCGCAGCUCUGCCCGGCGUCCAGUUCUCGUUCAGCGACGGCCGCGCUGUUCUGAGGAUCCCCGCUGUGAAUGCCGCACACAGCGGGCGCUUCUCCGUCAGAGCUACCAACGGCGCCGGGCAAGCCACCAGCACCGCUGAGCUCCUGGUUACAGCCGAGACGGCACCUCCCGCCUUCCUUCAGAGACUCCAGAGCUCCUCUGUGAGUCAGGGCAGCCAGGUGAGGCUGAGCGUCAGAGUCUCAGGAAUCCCCACACCUGUGGUGAAGUUCUACAGAGAAGGAGCCGAGAUCCAGAGCUCCACCGACUUCCAGAUCCUCCAGGACGGAGACCUGUACAGUCUGCUGAUCGCAGAGGCCUUCCCGGAGGAUUCUGGGACGUAUUCAGUGACGGCUACCAACAGCAGCGGACGCGCCACGUCCACCUGCGAGCUUCUGGUCCAAGGAGAAGAAGUUGUUCCCAUUAAGAAAACAAAGACUAUCAUGUCCACGUCCCAGAUGGAGACGUCUGGGUCCAGAGUUGAGAGGAUGGAGGCCAGUUUCCAGGCCACCACCAUGAUGGAGAUGCACGUGGAAGGAGGAAUCAUGACUCAGCACAUCGCGCACAAAACCCCCCCGAGGGUCCCCCCGAAACCCACCUCCAGGUCCCCCCCGUCCUUCGUAUCCAAGGUAACGGGAGGCCGGCAGCAGUCCCCGUCCCCUGUAAGACACGUGAAGGGGCCGACGCCCGCACCUGUCAGACCCGUCUCUCCCUCCAGCAGGAUGUCCGUCUCUCCCAUCAGACCCGUCAGGUCUCCUGUGAUGAGCAGAAAACAGGUUUCAGCCUCUGCAGAGGUCCUGCCGCCCUGGAAGCAGGAGGACUACGUGGCUGAAGGCUACACCAGUAUGACCAGUAUGACCAGUAUGAGCAGUAUGAGCAGCUCCACUCAGAUGCACAUGGAGAAACAGUGGGAGCACCAUGUGGCCGGUGGCAGAGAGGGUGAGGGGGAGAAAAAAGCCGAGGCGGUCGCCACCGUGGUGGCCGCCGUCGACCUCGCUCGCGUUCGGCGGCCCGUGCAUGAGGAGGGCGGCUGGGCUGAUGAAGAGGAGGAGGUGAAGCAGCAGGCAGCAGCCGUCACAGAAAAACAGGUCGUUACUAAAACAGCCACCGCUGAAGCCGCAGCAGCUGAAGAUCAGCGACAGGUCCAGAUCCAGCAGAUGCAGCAGGUCCAGAUGCAGCAGGUCCAGCAGAUGCAGCAGGUCCAGCAGGUCCAGCAGAUGCAGCAGGUCCAGGUUCAGCAGAUUGAGAGAACCACCCAGGUCUCCUCCCACGCGGACUCUGGCGCCGCUGUCCCUCAUUUCACCGUCUCUAAAGUUUCUGUUCCUAAACAGGAACCGAGCCGCGAGGUGUCCAUCACUGGCUCGGCCAUCGCUGCUCUGCACAAAGAGCUGUCCUCCCCCACUGCAACCAGGAAGAUCAUCAAACCCGUCAAGUCUCCUAGUCCGUCCCGCAGAUCGAGGGUGGAAACUAGAGUCACACUGGAGCCCCUCCCACCGCCAUUUAAGGACGUCAGAUAUCAGAGCCAGUUUGGGGGCGGGGCUUAUGCAGUGUGUGAGGAGGAGUUUGAGGACUGGGAGCCCCAGGAGGCGGUCGCUGUGCCAAUGAGAGCCCAGGAGCCUGCUGUCCCGCCCACUAUCAUGGCAGGACUGAAGAACCUGACGGUGACUGAGGGCGAGUCGGUGACCCUGGAGUGCCAGAUCAGCAGUCAGCCCACCCCCGUCAUCAUGUGGUUCAGAGAGGACUACAAGAUAGAGAGUUCAAUCGACUUCCAGCUGAGCUACGAGAGCGGCUUCGCCCGGAUGACGAUCCGUGAGGCGUUCGCCGAAGACAGCGGCCGCUUCACGUGCACCGCCACCAACGAGGCUGGAACCAUCAGCACCUCCUGCUACCUGCUGGUUAAAGUGUCAGAGGACAUAGAGAGCAGAGAGGAGAUGGUGACGGUCACAGAAACAGGAAUCACACAGGCCAAAACCUUUGCCGUCGAGACGAGGGAGCAGACGGAGGUGAGCGCCGGAGAAUCUGCUGCUCCCUUCUUCAUUAAGAAACCCGUCCCCCAGAAGCUGGUGGAGGGAGGGAGUGUCGUGUUUGAGUGUCAGAUCGCAGGAAACCCCAAACCUCACAUAAUUUGGAAGAAGAGUGGUGUUCCGCUCACCACUGGAUACAGAUACAAAGUUGCCUACAAGAAGGACACUGGAGAAUGCAGACUGGAGAUCUCUAUGACUUUCGCUGACGAUGCUGGAGAAUACUCUGUCUUUGCUAAGAAUCCACUUGGAGAAGCUUCAGCCUCUGCCAUCCUACUGGAUGAAGAGCAAUAUGAAGCCUACAUGAAGCAGCAGGACGUGACCUAUAAAACCGAAGUGACAACCACCGUGAUCCAGGAACCCCCUCCAGUCGUGACUCAGUACGAGUUCGAACAAAGGAGGGUGACGACUCCAAUGAGCUUCGUCUCAGAGACGGAGUUCAUGAUUUCAGCGUUUGAAGAGAGGAUCAUCCAGGAGAUCGAGAUCCGCAUCUUGAGGAUCUCCUACAGAGAGUUGGUGACGGAGGACGGAGAGCUGAUGGUGACUGUCGCAGAGGACCAGGCUCUGCAGCCGGCCUUUGAAACACCAGUGAAAAACUAUCGGAUCAUGGAGGGAAUGGGAGUCACCUUCCACUGCAGGGUGUCUGGAACGCCACUCCCCAAGAUCGUUUGGUACAAAGAUGGUCAGCGCAUCAGACCCGGUGGGCGGUACCAGAUGGAGGUUCUCCAAGAUGGACGAGCCAGCCUCCGUAUGUCUGUGGUCCAACCAGAGGAUGAAGGAGUGUACACAGCCUUCGCCUCAAACAUGAAGGGAAAUGCUGUCAGCUCUGGGAAGCUCUACGUGGAGCCCUCUGGAGGUGUAACCCCUCCCAGAUACACGCCACAGCCGUCCAUGCAGCGGAUCAGAUCCGCCUCUCCUCGCUCCCUGAGCCGCUCCCCCGGUCGCUCUUCGAGCCGUUCGCCAGGACGUUCUCCGGCUCGCCGACUCGAAGAGACAGAUGAAGCUCACCUGGAUAGACUCUACAAACCAGUGUUUGUCCUUAAGCCUUCCUCCAUAAAGUGCUCAGAGGGUCAAACCACAAGAUUUGACUUGAAGGUUGUCGGCAGGCCAAUGCCUGAAACCUACUGGUUCCAUAACGGACAACAAAUCGUCAAUGACUUCACACACAAGAUAGUGAUUAAAGAGGACGGUACCCAGUCCCUGAUCAUCGUCCCGGCUGUUCCAAAAGACUCCGGAGAAUGGACGGUUGUGGCUCAGAACAGAGCUGGACGAACGUCUGUAUCCGUAACUCUCUCAGUUGAACCCAGAGAAAGCGUAUCCAGACCACAGUUUGUGGAGAAGCUGAAGAACAUCACCGUGAGGCAGGGCACGCUGGUGGAACUGGCUGUCAAAGCCAUUGGAAACCCCCUGCCAGACAUUGUUUGGCUGAAAAACAGCGACAUCAUCAGCCCACAGAAGCACCCACACAUCAGGAUUGAAGGAAUCAAAGGAGAAGCCAAAUUUCAAAUCCCUUCAGCUGCCGGCUCUGACAGUGCCUGGUACACCGCCACAGCCAUCAACAAGGCUGGCAGAGACACCACCCGCUGCAGAGUCAACGUUGAAGUCGACCACGCUGCCCCUCAGAUUGAGAGGAAGCUCAUAAUUCCUAAAGGAACCUACAAGGCAAAGGAGAUCGCAGCUCCUGAGCUGGAGCCGCUCCAUAUGCGCUAUGGCCAAGAGCAGUGGGAGGAAGGUGACCUUUAUGACAAGGAGAAGCAACAGAAACCAGUGUUCAAGAAGAAGCUGACCUCCAUCAGGAUGAAGCGUUUCGGUCCGGCUCAUUUCGAGUGUAGGCUCACUCCCAUCGGAGACCCCACCAUGGUGGUGGAGUGGCUGCAUGACGGGAAGCCUCUGGCUGCUGCUAACAGGCUGCGGAUGGUCAACGAGUUUGGCUACUGCAGCCUUGACUACGAGGUCGCUUACGCUAGAGACAGCGGCGUGAUUACCUGUAGAGCCACCAACAAGUUUGGAGUUGACCAGACCUCAGCUACCCUGAUUGUCAAGGACGAGAAGGGCCUCGUUGAGGAAUCCCAGCUCCCUGAAGGCAGGAAGGGAGCCUAUCGAAUGGAUGAAAUUGAGCGUUUUGCUCAUGAAGGAGGGCCUGCAGGGGUCAGCCUUGAUGAAGAAUCCGAAAAGACAAAACCUGAUAUUGUCUUGCUUCCAGAACCAGCAAGGGUGCUGGAAGGGGACAUUGCUCGGUUCCGCUGCAGGGUGACUGGCUACCCGGCUCCAAAGGUUAAUUGGUACCUUAACGGACAACUCAUCCGCAAAAGCAAGAGAUACCGACUCCGUUACGAUGGAAUCUACUACCUGGAGAUCGUAGAUGUCAAGUCCUACGACUCUGGUGAGGUCAGAGUAGUUGCAGAUAACCCAUUAGGCACGACCGAGCACACCGUGAAGCUGGAGAUCCAACAGAGAGAGGACUUUAGAUCAGUACUGCGGCGUGCCCCAGAACCCAAAGCUGCUGAGGUCUCUCAUGACUCCGGCAAAAUCGGAUUUGAUAUCGUCAAGGUAGACAGACCUAGCGAGGUCCCACAAGACAGGGAAGUCGUUAUGCUACGUAAGGCCCAGAGAAUUGUUCAUGAGAAAACCUCAGAGGAGUCUGAUGAGCUAAAGAGCAAGUUCAAGCGCAGAACGGAGGAGGGUUUCUACGAGUCUAUAUCUGCAGUCGAGUUCAAGUCUCGCAAGAGGGACGACUCCUAUGAAGAUUUACUAAAGAAGACUAAAGAUGAGCUGCUUCAUCACAUGAAGGAGGUAGAAGAGGCUGAAAGGAGGAGGCUGGAAGAGCAAGGAAACAUCACCAUCCCCACGAUCAAACCAGAGAGGAUCCAGCUGUCACCCAGCAUGGAGGCUCCACACAUCCUGGAACGCAUAGCAAGCCAGACUGUUUCUCCAAAAGAUGAGGUUCACUUUAGAGUCAGAGUGGUUGGCAGACCUGAGCCUGAGUGCCAGUGGUUCAAGAACGGUGUCCUGCUUGAAAAAUCGGAGCGUGUCUACUGGUAUUGGCCAGAAGAUAAUGUGUGUGAACUGGUAAUCCUAGAUGUUACAGCAGAGGACUCUGCAAGCAUCAUGGUCAAGGCCAUAAAUGUCGCCGGAGAGUCCUCCAGCCACGCCUUCCUCCUGGUGCAAGCCAAGACAGCCAUUAGUUUUACUCAAAACCUAGCAGAUGUCAAUGCCAAUGAGAAGGACACCAUGGUGACCUUUGAAUGUGAAACCAACGAACCAUUUGUCAAGGUCAAAUGGCUGAAGAAUAAUGAUGAGAUUUUCUCAGGAGACAAAUACAGAAUGCAUUCUGACAGGAAGGUCCACUUCCUGUCUGUGCUGAUGAUAGAAAUGAGCGAUGAUGCCGAAUACUCCUGUGUUGUCAUUGACGACGAAAACAUCAGGACAAGCGCAAGGCUGCAAGUAGAAGGUGCUGCUCUGGAGCUUAUCAAACCCCUGGAGAGCAUCGAGGUACCAGAGAGCUACGCUGGAGAGUUUGAGGUUGAGGUGUCCCGCGAAGAUGCUGAGGGAACGUGGUUCUUUGGAGAGAAGGAGCUCUCUCCCAGUAGCAAAUAUGUCAUAUCCUCCCGCCGAGGACGACACACACUGGCCGUUAAGGACGUCAGGAAGGAAGACCAGGGAAAGUACACCUUUGUUUGUGGAGAUCUGAGCACCAGUGCCGCGCUAAAAAUGAAAUUGCGCCCAGUGACCCUGAUGCAACCGCUGACUGACCUCACUAUCUGUGAGGGGGACAUUGCUCAGCUGGAGGUCAGGUUCUCUCAGGAGAACGUCGAAGGAAACUGGCUUAAAAACGGCCAAGCAAUCUCCGCCUCAGACCGUGUCCACAUCGUCAUUGACAAACAUGUACACAAACUGCUAGUGGAGAACGUCAGCAGAGAAGAUACGGCGUCCUACUCCUUCAUAGUUCCAACUCACGACAUCUCCACCUCGUGCAAACUCAAUGUGCAGACCAUUGACAUCGUGGUGCCGUUGAAGGACGUUUCGUCCACCGAGGGCACAAAGGCGGUCCUUGAGUCCAAGAUCUCUGCUCAGGACAUCAGCUCUGUCAAAUGGUACCACAACGACAAACUGCUGAUGCCCAGUGACCGCGUCCAGGCUGUGGCAAAGGGUGCCAAGCAGCGCUUGGUCUUCACCAGGACCUUUGCUUCAGACGAAGGACGAUACAAACUGGUGGUUGGCAAGGUGGAAACCAGCUGCAACCUGACUGUUGAACAGGUCCAGAUUGUGAAGCACAUGGAGGACAAAGUCUGCUCAGAGUCCCAGAACGUUACCUUCAGCGUGGAAGUUUCACAUCCUGGUAUCGACCCCCUGUGGACCUUCAGAAACCAGCAGCUCAAGGCUGGGGCCAAAUACAAGAUAGAAUCCAAGGGUACUUCUCACUCUCUGGUGGUCUUUGACACCAUGAAGGAUGAGGAGGGCCAGUACAUGUUCCACGCUGGAGAAAAGACAUCCAGUGCUCAGCUCACUGUCUCUGGUGGAGCCAUCACACGUCCACUGCAGGACGUGGCGGUCGCCGAGUCUCAGACUGCUGAGUUUGAAUGUGAAGUCGCCAACGCAGACGCUGAAGGCAAGUGGCUGAAGGACGGUCAGCCCGUGGACUUCAAUGACAACACUGUGAGCGAGGUGAACGGGGCGGUCAGACGCCUCGUCAUCGUCAUCACCCGACCACAGGAUGUCGGAGAGUACACCUAUCAGGUGGCCAACUCUAAAACCAGCGCCAACCUCAAGGUGGAGGCGGUGAAGAUCAGGAAGACUUUAAGGAACCAGACAGUCACAGAGACCCAGGAGGCCAUGUUCUCUCUGGAACUCACCCACCCGGACGUGAAAGGAUCCCAGUGGAUCCGGAACGGAGUUGAACUGCAGAACAGCGACAAGUUCGAGAUCAUCUCAGAGGGAACGAUCCAGACUCUGAAGGUCAAGGACUGCAACACACAGGACGAGACGGUUUAUUCCUUCAAACUGGGAAAACUGUCCGCCAACGCCAGACUCAACGUAGAGACGAUCAAGAUUGUCAAGAAGAUUAAGGAUGUGAAAUCCCUGCUGGACGGCACAGCCUCCUUCGAGCUCAGCCUGUCGCACGACAACGUCCCUGUGAAGUGGAUGUUCAAGGGCGUCGAGCUGAAGUCGAGCGAGAAGUGCAAGAUUCUGUCGGAGAGAAAAGCUCACAAACUGAUCCUGCAGAACGUGGACAGCAGCAACGCAGGAGAGUACACAGCUGUGGUUGGACACCUGCAGUGCAGCGCCGUGCUUACUGUAGAGGCUCUUUGCGUCACCAAACCUAUGAAGAGUGUGGAGGUCCCUGAGACUCAGGUGGCCACGUUUGAGUGUGAAGUGUCCCACUUCAACGUGCCCUCCACCUGGCUCAAAGACGGCGUGGAGAUCGAGAUGAGCGAGAAGUUCCGCAUUGUGGUUCAGGGAAAACUGCACCAGCUUACCAUCAUGAACACCAGCAGGGAAGACUCUGCCGAGUACACCUUCAUCUGUGGGAACGACCGCGUGUCUGCGACGCUCACCGUCAACCCCGUCCUGAUCACCUCCAUGCUGAAUGACCUGAACGCUCAGGAGAGAGACACCAUCACCUUUGAGGUCACUGUCAACUACGAGGGCAUCAGCUACAAAUGGCUGAAGAACGGCGUGGAGGUCAAAUCAUCAGAAAGGUGUCAAGUCCGCAGCAAGCAGCUCACGCAUUCACUUACGAUCCGCAACGUUCAUUUCGGAGACGGAGGAGAGUACCAGUUCGUAGCAGGCUCUGCUGCAUCCUCUGCUAACCUCUUUGUUGAAGCUCGUGUGAUAGAGUUCACCAAGAAGAUUAAAGACAUAAAGAUAACUGAGAAGAAGAAGGCGGUUUUUGAGUGUGAGGUUUCUGAGCCCAACAUCCAGGUGAUAUGGAUGAAGAACGGCCAGGAGCUGGACGUGUCUGAGGAGAGGUAUGUGGUGCAAGCUGAGAAGUAUGUCCAUCGUCUGAUGAUCCAGACUGUUCGGAUGUCAGAUGCCGGAGAGUAUUCUGUGGUGGCCGGAUCCAGCGUCUCCAAGGCCCACCUGACGGUAGAGGGCCGUGAUGUCAGGAUCGCCGAACCAGCAGAGCGAGAGAUCACGGUUCUAGAGAAACACAGAGCAACCUUUGAGUUUGAGGUGAAUGAGGACGACGUAGAGGGUCGCUGGCUUAAGAACGGCGUGGAGAUCCAGUUCUCGGUGGAGGAGAGGUUCAGCUACGUAGCCAUCAGGAAGAUGCACCGUCUCACUAUCUCUGAGACCUACAGGAGCGAUGCCGGGGAAUAUACCUUCAUCGCUGGCAAGAACAGGAGCACCAUGAACCUCAGAGUCAACAUCCCAGAGCCUCCUCAAGUCCUCCGUCACAUGGAGCCCCAGUCGGUUGAAGCAGGAAAGCCGGCCCGCUUCUCUGUGGAGGUCAGCGGCGUUCCUCAACCGCAGGUCUCCUGGUACAAAAACUCCCAGGCUCUGUCGCCAGGCUUCAAGUGCAAGUUCCUGCACGACGGGAAUGAGCACACCCUGCUUCUGAUCGAGGUCUUCCCCGAGGAUGCCGCCAUCUACAACUGCGAAGCCAAGAACGACUAUGGCACGGCCACCAGCACUGCCACGCUCAACGUGGAGGUGUCAGAGGUGGUCUCCCCAGACUCUGCUGCCCCCAUCUCUCCGCCCGUCAUCGUCUCCCCCAUCUCCGACACCUCAGCCAGAGAGGGAGAACCAGCUCACUUCCAGUGCCGUGUCCGUGGAGAUGACGUGAAGAUCAGUUGGUUCCACAAGGAGAAGGAGAUCAAGCAGUCCGACUUCUUCCGGAUGUCUCAGUUCGACGACAGCUGCCAGCUGGAGAUCUCCAGAGUUUACCAGGAGGAUGAAGGCGAAUACACCUGCGUGGCCACGAACAACGCCGGCAAAGUCUUCUGCUCUGCCACUCUCACACUGGAUGUGACUCUUGUGAGGGAGCAGAUUGAAGCCACAGUUGAAGAGGAAGUCAAAGAGAGUUCUAGCACCACCAUCACCACUGUGGAAGAACGAGAGGAAACCUUCUACACUGGUGUCCAGUUACCACAGAAAUCUAAAACACUUGAACUCAAGCCAGAGCCAAAACGUUACUCUUCCACUUUAGAGAAAAAGAAAGAAAAGCCAGUUUUCCUCAGCCAGCUGUCUCCAGCAGCCAUAGCCUCAGGGGAAACUGCUAGGCUUACUGUUAAGGUGUCCGGCUUUCCAAAGCCUAUUGUUCAAUGGUCUCACAACGGUAGGGUGAUAAAGAGUUCCUCAGUUUACAGAAUGGUAGAGGAGAAGGAGGAAUACACCUUAGUGAUCACCAAAGUUACUUCAGAGUAUGAGGGCGAGUAUUCUUGCACUGCUACCAACAGGUUUGGGCAGACAACAUGCACAACAUACCUAGAGGUGAAAAAGCCUGAUAUCAGCCAGGCAGAGAGGUGGGUGGAGAAGAUGUUUAAGGUCACAGGUCAACCACCUACUUUUAUUGUUCAGAUCCAACCCGUGAGGUGUUCAGAGGGAGGGGAGGUGUAUUUUAAUUACAAAGCCACAGGAGACCCGGUUCCUGAUGUGAAAUGGUUCAAAGGGGCUUUCCAAAUCCAGCCCAGUAGAAACUGUAUAAUGGUGGCCAACCCAGACGGAUCCGGCCUGCUUAAUAUCAAGACUGCCAAACAAGAAGACAGUGGCUUAUACACAUGCAAAGCCUCCAACCAGUUUGGUGAGGCGACUUGCGGAGCUGAGCUGGUUGUGUUUAAGGAGUCGACCAAAGACGAGCAGCUGACCAUAGUACAGAAGAAAGCCUCUAAAGUGUCAGUAUCAGAACAGGCAACGGAGUCUCGUCUGUACCAGGUCAGUCUGCCUGGCCAAGACAGAACCCGGUCAGAUCAGAUGGUUUACACCAUUGGCACCGAAGACAGGAAGAUAAUUCCAAGUGAGCAGGUGAGCUCGCUUGGAGAGGUUAACAUUUCUGCUGCAACUAUCCAUCGUGAGAUGUUGACACAACAGGCUGCUGUGCUUCAGACUCAUGAGGUAGAGGAGCGUGUCUCUCUGGUUUCCACUCACCCUCCUCAAUCAUCAGCUGUUCCAGGGAAACAGCUUCACAUGGCAGCAUUUACAUCCUCUGUGGAGGAGAGUCAGGGUCUCACAGAGCAGCACUGUGACCGCCUUCAAAGCCCUGAGGUCAUUGAGCUGCAGCUAGCAAGAGAAAAACAGUCAAAAUUAAUGUCUGCUGUGGCGGAGGAACUCACCCCUCUUUCUACUGUCAGCACAGAGCCUCUUCAUGAUAGGCAGCCUGCGAAAGUCCAAGCAAGUUCCGAGCCCAAGCAGCUGGUCAGCGGAUAUCAGGUGGAGUCACAGCUUUCUAUCAUGAGAGAGCAGUCUGAGGAUAUCCCUGGACAACAACAAGAGAAAGGCUACAGGGUUAAGGAAGGUGACAAGAUUUUAUAUUCAGCCCAGUCUGCAGAGAAACAGCCACUUGAAGAAGGCCACACAGUUGAGCUAGCAACUGCAGAUACUGCUGUAGAAUCCACCAGUAAGAAAGAACCGAGCCGACCGAUUUUAGCCUCAGUAAGUGAGUCUAAACAGACCUUUUCCAAGGAGACAGAGUUCUCCUUGCAGAUGCCUGCUGAGGAGGCAGCCCAGUUCUCUAAGGAUAAGAUACUGAAGGCGGCGUUAAAUGCUGAAGAAAGGCAAGUACUGCAGGCUGACCCCACGCAAGAGCUGCCAUGCAUGGAGAGCACUGUGACUAUUCAGUCAAAGGUAGAAAGUGGAAAGGUGCUGCACCUGCAGGUCAUCACAGACCAGGACCUCCUUCCAUCUGAGAAGAGUUUCAGCUGUGAAAAACCUGAACAUGAACAGGCAGAAACCAGGACGAGUCCCACUUUGCUGCACACUGUCAGUCAGGAUGAGCAGAGAACAGUUAUUUGUGAAGACUCAUCAGAGUUUGAGGCCAAGGCCACUUCAACAGCCAUUCAACCCCAAAAAGAGGCUCCAACUCUGUUGCAUCUUCAGUCAACCCAACCUGUAGAGGUGCUGCCCAAAGAGGAUCUUCUCACAGCUGAAAAGCCUGAUCAACAGGUGGCAACUCAAAAGCAAGAAAAAUCAAGAAGCCAUGCAGCCAUGUCAGAAGAAAGGAGGGAGUUGACAGCAAAUUACAUUGCUGAGCUAGAUUUGUCAGUCAGUGGAGUUCAGUCUAAAUGUCGAACUGAACCCAAGCCUCAUAAUAUCCUCCAGGUUUCCUACCAGCCCAUGCAACUUCCAAAGGAAACCCCCAUUACUGUUGACUUUAAGCACCAGAGAGCUUUAGUGCAGAAGGAAGAUCGCUGGAAUGUGAUGAACGUCACCAGUGUAGCAGACAGUCAGGUCUUAGAAGAGGGUCAUGCAGAAAAUCUGUCAGGUGUAGACACAUUCAAGUGUCAGACAACUGUAGAGCCCAAAAUGCCCACUGAACCAGUCCAAAUCGAGGAGAAGGAGAUCUCCACCGAGAGCAGCAUUUCUCUGGAGGCAGCAGAACAGGACUUUGCUGUUCAGAUCCAGGAGGGUCAGUCCAUUAGGCAAUCAAUUGUGAUGGAUGAGAAGCAAGUAUUGACAGGGGAGCACUCUCGAGAAAUCUGCAAGUCGGAGUCAACAAAAGUUGUAGUUAGCACACAGCCAAAAAUGUCAUUGAUGGUAUCAGAAUCUAAAGAGAGCACAAUUCUCCCCAAAGAGAUGACGUUUUUGAUUCAGUUGCCUAAACCAUCCAGUCUGAACAUACAGCGACAACUUAGAGAGGCUCUCCAGUCUGCUGUGGCCAGUGACCAGCCUGUCUUGCUGGCUGAUGUUGUUGGAAGGUUCCAGGCUGUGGAAGUUCAGGAGGUCAAAGUUCAGCGAGAACCCAAACGCUCUAUGUUUACAUAUCUGAUUACAACAACAGGUGCCCCUGUAGAGAUCACACUAGCUUUUGAAGGGGAAUACCCACAGACAGCUGAUCUUAGGACCGAACUUCAAGCAGCGUUCCACUCUAUAGUCUACCAGGAGGCCCAUGUUCUUACCUCAGAGCGCCCGGGCACCAUGCAGCUGGACAAACCUCAAAAGGCUCAGGUUACCUCAGCCAGGUCGAAGCAAAUGCUUUCUACAAUGGUAGAGACUGUGCAUGUGACAGAGGGCACAGUAGAUAUAACAGCUGUGAAAUCUCAGGCUGCUGCACUUAAGCUUGAAUCUAAGGUCAUAGAUCAAUGUGCUACAGCAGAGAGACUGGUUGCAGUGCAAGAAUCCAAAACAGAAAAGUCUGUUUCAUCCAAGACUAAAAUAACCACAGAAGCUCAGAUGGCCUUUGAACAGUCAGUUAAAGUUGCAAGGAAAGAGGUAAAAUCUGUAAUGGUAGAAUAUAAAGAAAAAGACGAAGGGGUUUCUUUAGUCCCUACUGCUCUGCCUCCUUCCUUCACAUCUACUGAACAAAUAGAUGUCAGCAUCCAGCAGGAGCACAGGGAGGAAAUCUUCAAAGAAGAGUUUACAGUAUCCAGACCAGAGCAGAGAGAAUACCCUGAAAUUGUCAUGUCCCUAGAGGACUUGUCCAUAGAAGAAAAUAGCGAAGUCACUUUUAGCACAACCAUUAAACAUGUAGUGAAGGUAACUUGGUUUUUCAAUGGCCAAUUGGUGAAAUCUGGCAAAGAGUUCAAGUGUGUACAAGACCAUGACACAUACUCACUGAUUAUCAACAAAGUUGUCAAGGAGAGACAUCAAGGCGAAUAUGUUUGUGAGGCUGAGAAUGAAGCCGGCAGGACAACAACGUCUUCAAGACUCACUGUGGUCCCAAGAGUGCCACCGGUUUUCAGGCAGAAAAUCAACCCUGUCGAGAUCAACGUUGGGGGUCAAGCAAAGUUUGACUGUGAGACCGAGGAUGCUCCGAACGUGACCUUUAAAUGGUACAAAGCUGGUAUAGAAAUAAGACAGAGUGAGAAGUACCGGAUCAUCAGCAGCCAUACAGGCUCUUCCCUGGAGCUCCUGAAUCCUGUGAAGGCUGACAGCGGUGAAUACUCCUGCAAAGCUUCAAACCAGCACGGCUUUGACAGCUGCACCGCCUCUCUCAUCGUAACUGAGAUGUAUCCACCAGUAUUUGUUUCAAAACCAGAGCCAAUGACCCUAUUUGUGGGAAAACAAGCCGUUCUUCAAUGCUCACUUACUGGAUCGUCACCAAUGGAGGUUGUCUGGCACAAGGACAACUUAGCCAUAAUGUCUGAAGGGAAUUAUGUCAUAAAAAGUGAAAGGAACAAAUAUUCUCUUCAGAUUAAAAGUCUUGAGUUGGCUGAUAAGGGGGUGUACCUCUGCAAGGCCUCCAACAGCGUUGGCACAGCUACUUUUACCACAGAUCUUACGGUUAUAGGUAAGCCCAUCUUUGUUAGGACCUUUCAGCCAACGUCUGUUGCUGUCAAUGACCCGCUGAGGCUGGAGUGCCAGGUGGAUGAGGACACUGCUGUGACUGUCACCUGGACAAGGGAUGGCAAAAAAGUCCACUUGAGCAUGGACUGUAAACUGUCCUUUGAGGAUAAGGUGGCCAUUCUAGAGAUCCCCAAGUCCAAACUGAAGGACUCUGGGAUAUAUGUUUGCACAGCCACAAAUGAGGCUGGGAGCUCCUCCUGUGAGGCUGUGGUUACUGUACAAGAGCCUCCUGCUUUUGUCAGGAAAAUGGAACCUAAGAUUACCUGGAAGCAGGGUGCAGCUGCACGUUUACAGUGCAGCAUUAAAGGAUCGCCUGAACUUCACAUCCACUGGUUCUGGAACGACAUAGAGCUUAGUGAUGGAGAGAAAUAUAAAAUCACCUUUAAAAAUGGAGUUACAUGCUUGGAAAUAUUGAACCUCCAGGUGACAGACAGUGGGGGUUACACAUGUGAGGUGUCAAACAAUGCCGGUAGUGAGAGCUGCAGUGCUCUGGUUGCUGUUAAAGAGCCUCCGUUCAUUAGAAAAGACCUGCAGACUGUAGAAGCUGUGAAAGGUGAAGCAGCUCACCUGGAGUGUGAGAUUGGAGGAACAGCUCCCUUUGAAAUCAGUUGGAUAAAAAAUAAGAAGCCAAUAACAGGUGAUCAGAAAUAUAAAAUCAUUUCCCAAGACUCUCUUUCAAGGCUGGAGAUCCAGACCUUUGAAAGUGCAGACAUUGGUGAUUACCAGUGUGUCAUAUCCAAUGAUGUUGGGAAGGUAACCACCAAGGCCUCAGCUAAGCUGAAAGAGCCGCCAUCUUUCUCUAAAAGAGUUGAAAGUGUUACAGCAGUGUUGGGAAAUGCAGUCAAGCUACAAGGAACCAUAAAGGGAUCAGCUCCCAUUACUGUUAAAUGGCUGAAAAACUCUGAAAUACUCAGAGACGAUGAUCCAAACAUUAAGAUGGUUUUUGAAAAUGGCAUCGCAAGCCUUUCUUUAACAGCAGUGGCGAUUGGUCAUGCCGGAAAGUAUUCAUGCCAGGCAGAAAAUGAUGCCGGGCAGCAGAAAUGUGAAGCUACCCUGAUUGUGCAAGAACCGGCUAGAGUUGUAGAACCUGCAGAGUCCAUUAGUGUGACUGCAGGCGAAUCAGCCACGUUUGAGUGUACAGUCUGUGGAAGCCCAGAGCUGAAAGUCAAGUGGUUCAAAGAUGGGAAGGAGAUGAUCAGUGGGAGAAAAUAUAAGAUGACUGUGAAAGACAACGUAGCCAUCAUGAAGAUUUUGACAGCGGAGAAAGGAGACACUUCGGACUACAGGAUGGAAGUGUCCAAUAAAGUCGGGAAAGACCAGUGCACAUUCUCAGUCACCGUAUUAGAUCGGAUAAUGCCUCCGACUUUCACUAAGUCCUUGAAAAGAGUUGAUGGCAACAUUGGUAAUGACGUAUCGAUGGACUGCAAGGUGUCUGGGUCCCAGCCGAUGACCAUUGUUUGGUUCAAAGAUGACCAGCAAAUAGAGCCAGGGGCCAAAUUUCAACCCGAGUUCAAAGAAAGCUCUGCUACACUGAGAGUCAGUCGGCUGGAAAAGGCCGACUCUGGAGUUUACAAAUGCCGAGCCACCAACUCAGCCGGCUUUAAAGAGACUAGUGGCACACUCUACGUCAAAGAGCCCCCAGUGUUCACAGAGAAACCAGACAACCAGGAUGUUAUACCAGGAGCCAAGGUUUCCUUUAGAGCGGCCUUCACUGGAACUGCUCCUUUGGCUGUGAAAUGGUUCAAAGAGGAGAAGGAGGUUGUAACUGGAGGAAUUUAUUUCAUAAAGAAAGACGCUUCUUCCAGCUCUCUGGAACUGCAUUCAGUGAAGCCCACUGAUUCUUCUAAAUAUACCUGCCAAGUGUCCAACGAUGCUGGGAAAGUGGAUUGCUCUGCAGUCCUCUUCGUGAAAGAACCUCCCGUGUUUGUACGGAAGCUUGAUGCAACCAAGCUGGUUACCAGUGGUGACUCCACCAGGUUGGAGUGCAGAGUGUCAGGUAGCCCUGUCAUCAGUUUCAAAUGGUUGAAGGAUGAGAUGGAGAUCGGCUCUGGUCCUAAAUACAUGAUCAGUGAGACUGAUGUAGAGGCAACUCUUGAAAUAUUAAACUGUGCAGUUGAGGACAGUGGAGAUUAUGUCUGUGUGGCGUCAAGUGAAGCAGGCAGUGACCGCUGCAGCAGUACAGUUUCUGUCAAAGAACCACCAGUGUUUGUUCGUAGCUUGGAGCCUAAAAAUGUGGUGAAAGGUUCUGAGAUGGUACUGGAGGGCCAAGUCUCUGGUUCUGCUCCAUUCACUGUGGCGUUUUAUAAAAACUCUAAAGCGAUCAGAAACGACAAAAGACACAGAAUCACAGUUAAAGACGACCUGGUGGCCCUGCAGGUGCAGUUGGUUGAGGCGGGAGAUGUUGGUUUGUACCAGUGCACAGUUGAGAAUGAAGUGGGGAAAUCAACCUGUGAAUGUAAAGUGACACUCAAAGAACCACCAUCUUUUGUAAAAAAGCUUGAGAACCUGAGUUCGUUGGUUGGCUGCGAUGUUUCUCUUCAGUGCACACUGAAGGGUACUGAGCCAAUUGCAGUGUCCUGGCUGAAAGACAACCAUGAGCUAAAAGCAAUGGAAAAUGUUCACGUUUCAUAUGAGAACCAGACGGCGCUGUUGCAGAUCAGCGGCUUGCAGAGCCAAAAUGGAGGGAAAUACUCAUGUCAGGCACAGAAUCAGGCUGGCAGCCAGACUUGCUCAGCUGUGUUGACAGUCAAAGAACCAGCUAAGAUCACAGAGGAGGCCAAGUCCAUCAGUGUGACUCAGGGGGAUCCAGCCACAAUGGAGGUCAGAUUCUCCGGCACAAAAACCCUUAAGGCCAGAUGGCUAAGAGCAGGGAAGGAGCUUGCCUCAGGACAGAGGUUUAAAAUACAAAGCACAGACACAAGCUCUGUGCUCAAGAUUCUCAAAACUGAGAAAAGUGACAUAGGGGAAUUUACCUUUGAGAUUUCUAAUGAUGUCGGACAAAGCUCUUGUGAGGCCACGCUCACAGUUCUGGAUCAAAUAAUUCCUCCAUCUUUCACGAGGAAACUGAAGCAGACAGAAGGAAUUAAAGGAUCAUUCGCUCAUCUGGAAUGCCUUGUCUCAGGCUCCCUGCCAAUUACCAUCCAAUGGUUUAAAGAUGAAAAGGAGAUUCAGGUCGACGAGAAAAAUAAAUGUACAUUCUUUGAGAAUGUUGCUUGCCUAGAAGUCUUGGAUCUUCACCUUAAAGAUGGUGGGGGUUACACCUGCAUUGCCAAAAACAAAGCAGGGACAGUCCAGUGCUCUGCAAUCUUACUUGUGAAAGAACCACCAUGCAUUCUUGAAAAGCCUGAAUCCAUGAAUGUUUUACCUGGAUCUAAGGUCCAGUUCAAUGUACUGCUCUCUGGCACACCACCCUUGACAAUCAAAUGGUUUAAAAACAAGAAAGAGAUUUUAUCAAGUGCAAACUGCUCUGUGAUGAAAGACAACACAUCCACCUCACUGGAGCUUUUCUUUGCUAAGAGCUCAGAUUCAGGAGAUUAUGUAUGUGAAAUUCAGAAUGAUGUGGGCUCUACCUCCUGCCAAGCAACGCUUUUUGUCAAAGAGCCACCAAAGUUUACCCAGACCCCGGCCCGGGUGUCUGUAGUGCGUCCUGGUCAAAACAAAAUGUUUGAGUGCCAGGUGACAGGCACACCUGAGAUAGACAUCUACUGGUUUAAGGAGGGCUCUGAGAUCAGUGCCGGUGAUCGCUACAAGAUGGCAUUUGUAAAUUCUGUGGCCACUCUGGAGGUCUGUGCAGCUGAAAUCAAAGACGGAGGCCUUUACUACUGUGAGGCUCGCAAUGAGGCUGGUAGUGAGAGCUGCAGCAUGGAGCUCAAAGUCAAAGAACCACCAUCUUUUAUCAAAGACCUUUCUCUGGUUGAUGUUGUGAAGGGUUCCACAGCUUGUUUUGAGUGUCAGGUUGCUGGAACAGGUCCCUUUGAUAUAACCUGGCACAAAGAUGGAAAAGAGAUCAAGCCCAGUGCCAAACAUGGCUUCUCCCAGAUGAAUGACACCUUAACUCUUGAGAUUCACAGAUGUGAUGGUGUAGAUGUUGGUGAAUAUCAGUGUACUGUAGCUAACGAGGUGGGGAGCUGUACUUGUAAGACAACUCUCAGCCUCAAAGUGCCCCCAACAUUUACCAGGAGAAUUGAGGACAGUGUUACUGUUCUUGGUAAAGGGGCAGAGUUUCAGUGUGUUGUGGUGGGUUCUCCAACUCUUUCUGUCCAAUGGCAGAAAGAUGACAGCUGGAUUUUGGAGGAUCCAAACAUUGAGAAAUCAUUUGAAAAUAACAUAGCGACUCUAAAGAUUGCUACCUGCGAAGCAACUCAGGCAGGCAGGUACACCUGUCAGGUGGUUAACGAGGCUGGGCAAGAUAAAUGCUUCGCUACACUCACAGUGCAAGAACCCCCUCAGAUCUUAGAAAAACCUGAGGAGAUCAAGGUAACUGUGGGAGAUCCAGUCAGUCUGGACUGCAAAGUGAAAGGCUCGCCUGAGCUCAAAGUGAAGUGGAUGAAAGAUGGAAAGGAACUUCAGUCCAUCAGGCAGCACAAACUGAUUUUUGAGAACAACAUCAGCAGCCUGAAAAUUCAGGCUGCUCAAACAGCAGAUGAAGGAGAGUACAUGUUUGAGGUGUCAAACCACAUAAGCAGCUGUUCUUGCAAAGUUAAAGUGGUUGUUUCAGAGCAAGUAAUUCCUCCAAGCUUCAUCAAACCACUGGUAGACAUGCAGGAGAUUCUGGGCUCCUUUGUUCAGAUUUGCUGUAAAAUAUCUGGUUCCCUCCCAAUCUCUGUGGAGUGGCAGAAAGAUGGGAGUAAAGUCUCCAGUGGUGUCAAACACAAACUGAUUCAGCAGGACAACUCUGUGUCUGUGGAGAUUGAACAGCUUGAGAGAUCUGAUGCUGGAUUGUAUUCAUGCAAACUGACCAAUGCAGCUGGGAGCUGUGAAUGUAGUGGAUCCCUUAGGGUCAAAGAGCCUCCAAGCUUUGUGGUGCUGCCCGAGUCACAGGCGGCUCUACCCAAUGCCAUGGUCCGAUUCAAAAGCACAUUCACGGGUACGCCGCCCUUUGCGGUCAAAUGGUUCAAGGAUGAUACGGAGCUCAUGACCGGUCCAACGUGUUUCAUGGGUGUGGAUGACAUGUCCUGCUUCUUGGAGCUCUACUCAGUGGCCAUCACUCAGAGUGGAGUUUACUCCUGCCAAGUCAGCAACGAUGCUGGUUCUGUACGCUGUAGUGCAGAUUUGACGGUCAAAGAACCACCUGAGUUUGUGCUGAAACUUCCCGCCACUAAGUUUGUAAAGCGGGGUGAGCCACUCCACCUGGAGUGUAAAGUCCGUGGCUCCUCCCCUCUGAAAACGACCUGGUACAAACACGACACCAAAGUCUCGGACGGGGGCAACUACAGGAUGUCAUUUGUUGACUCGGUAGCGGUCCUGGAGGUGGUGUCCUGCAGUUUUGAUGAUGACGGAGUUUACACCUGCGAAGCGCAGAACGAUGCGGGCAUCGUGAGCUGCAGCACCACGCUUUCUGUUAAAGACCCCCCCGCAUUUGUCAAAGUUCCCUCACCUGUUGAGGGGCUGAAGGGGAAGGAUCUGAGCUUAUACUGCGAGAUGAGUGGCUCGGUUCCGCUCCAGAUCGCCUGGUUGAAAGACAGGAAGCCUCUGAUGGAAAGCAGGAAGUAUAAGAUGGUGAGCGAGGGCAGCUCAGCCACGCUGCAUGUCAUUGGGAUAGAGCCUUCAGACGCCGGCGAGUAUGAGUGCAAAGUCUCAAACAGUGUAGGAAGUGACUCCUGCCACACGGCGGUUAAACUCAGAGAGCCGCCAUCAUUUGUGGAGAAACUGUCAAACAUGACGGUGAUGCUGGGCGAGGAGGUGACCCUUAUGGCCACUGUUAAAGGCUCUGAACCCAUUACUGUGUCCUGGGUUCAGGACAAGGAUCACAUUCUCCGCGACAGCGACAACCGGAAAAUCACCUUUGAGAACAACCGGGUCGCACUUACCGUGUUUAAGGCCGAUGCAGCCGUGGCGGGCAGAUACACCUGCACACUCAGAAAUGAUGCUGGAAGUGUGGAUUGUUUCGCUAACUUAACUGUCCUAGAACCGGCUAAGAUCGUUGAUAAACCCGAAACCCUGAGCGUGACGGCGGGCAACAUGGCAGCCCUGGAGGUCAAAGUGUGCGGGACGCCAGAGCUGGUCCCCAAGUGGUUCAAAGACGGGAUGGAGCUGGCCACCGGCAGGAAGUACAAGAUCUCCUUCUCCCAGAUGAUCUCCAGUCUGAACGUGCUCUCCACAGAGAAGCUGGACUCUGGAGAGUACACCUUCCAGGUCAUGAACCAAGUGGGGAAAGAUCUUAGUAAAAUCAACCUCACCGUUUUAGAUAAGACAGUUCCUCCGACGUUCACCAGGAAGCUGAAGGACUGUAAGAUGACUGUGGGAGAAGCUGCAGAUUUGGAGUGCAAAGUCUCAGGCUCCCCUCCAUUCAUUAUUUCCUGGUACCACAAUGACGAGGAGAUACAGACCGGACCGAACUGCGAGCUUUCAUUCAGUGACAACAGCUGCACGCUCAGAAUGCCCACCCUGAAGCUGUCCGACUCCGGGGCCUACCGAUGCAAAGCUGUCAACGAGGCGGGGUACAGCGAGACCUCAGCCACUUUGACAGUCAAUGAACCACCGUCCUUCGUGGUGCCACCUCAGCCGAUGGAGGCCAUGCCUGGCUCUAACGUUACCUUCUCUGGCAUUGUGAAGGGCAGCGCCCCCCUCACCCUGAAAUGGUUCAGAGGAACAAAGGAGAUCCUGCAGGGGAAGGACUGCACCUUCUCCCUGAAGGACAACCAAGUGACUUUGGAGCUUCAGAACGUGAGCCCAUCUCAUGCCGGGGAGUACACCUGCCAGAUCAUCAAUGAUGCAGGAAAGGAGAGCUGCGCUGUCAAUCUCACAGUCAAAGAACCGGCGUCCUUCUCUAAGAAACUGAAGGACGUGUCUGUUGAGAAGGGCAAACCUUUAACCCUGGAGUGCUCAUACACUGGAACCCCAAAGAUCACCGUAAGCUGGUUCAAAGACGGCCAGCAGAUUUUUGCUUCCUACAAAUACAACAUCACCACCACUGAGAGCUCCUGCAUCCUGGAGUGCCUCAGCACAGACGACAAGGAGGCAGCUGGGACCUACACAUGCCAGGUGUCCAACGAUGCAGGGAAGGACACAAGCGAGGCAGUGGUUUCCAUUCUGGAGCCUCCAUACUUUGUUGAACCUCUGGAGCCAAUGGAGGUAACGGCAGGCGAUGCAGUGUGUCUGAAGUGCCAGGUGGCGGGUACGCCUGAGAUCAAAGUGUCCUGGUUCAAGGCGGACGGCAAAGUUCGGUCCAGCCCCACCUGUAGGCUAGAGUACUCGAAGGGCAUGGCCUGUCUGAAGCUCAGCAAAGCCACCAAGGCUGAAAUUGGGGAGUACACCUGCAAGGCAGAGAACAAGAUCGGCUCUGCAUCCUCUACCUGCAGACUCAAUGUUCUCGAGGCCAAAACGCCUCCAUCCUUCCCCAAAAAGAUUACAAGCCUGCAGGAGACAGAGGGCCAGGCGGUCCGCUUCGAAUGUCGUGUUGCGGGCUCGUCACCCAUCGAGGUGUCAUGGCUGAAAGACGGCAAGCCACUGACGGAGGGAAGCGAGUUCUCCAUGCUGUACGACGACAACACGGCCGUGCUGCAGAUCGGCUGCGGAGAGAUGAGGCAUUCUGGGGAGUACACAUGUGUGGCCACCAACAGCGUGGGCUCGGCCUCCUGCAGAGCCAAACUCACCAUCCAAGAACCCAGGUACCCGCCAGUGUUUGACAGGAAACUGUCACCGCGGGAGGCGACAGUGGGGGACAGCAUCGAAAUGGAGUGUCACAUGACUGGCUCUGCCCCCAUCAAAGUCACAUGGUCCAAAGACCACAAGGAUAUUCGCUCUGGAGGAAACUAUAAGAUCAGCUGUGUGGACAACACGGCCCAGCUGACCAUCCUGAAGGCGGACAAAGCCGACACAGGAAAAUACUUCUGCCAUGCCUCCAAUGACAUGGGGAAGGACUCUUGUUCCACUGACAUCACUGUCAAAGAGCGUAAAAAUCCACCAGUGUUCACUAAAAAGCCCUCAGAGCAUAUGGAGGACAUGGAGGGCAAGCUGGUAAAAAUCGAGGGCCGAGUCACGGGCUCACAGCCCAUGUCAGUCACAUGGUUCAAAGACGAUGAAGAGAUUAAAAGCUCUGACAAAUACGACAUCAGCUUUAAGAGCAACGUGGCAGUGCUGUGCAUAAAGAGCAGCCAACUGACUGACAGUGGCAGGUACUCCUGUCAGGCCUCCAACGAAGCUGGGAGAGCUUCCUGUGACGUCACCGUGGGCAUCCUGGAAUCCAAGAAGCCUCCAGUGUUUGAUGUUCCACUCAAACCAGUGACUGUGGAUGAAGGGGACAAGCUGAGCCUCAGGUGCCACGUCUGUGGCUCCGCCCCUCUGAAGGUCCAAUGGAUGAAGGACAGGAAGGAGCUGUCAUCGGCAGGCAGCAUCCGGCUCAGCUUCUCUGACGGUACAGCCAGCCUGGAGAUCGGCUCUGCCUCUAAACACGAUGCUGGUGAUUACCUCUGCAAGGCCACCAACGAGGCCGGCGCAGAGUUCUGCAAGGCCAAAGUCACAGUCAAAGCGAAACAAGGAGCAGCUAAGCCUGAGACUCCAGCAGCUGCUCCAACCCCCAAAAUGGACAAUCUUUACUUCAUUGAGGAGCCCAAGUCCACACAUGUCACAGAGAAGGGAACCGCCACCUUCAUCGCUAAGGUCGGAGGAGAACCCAUCCCAAGUGUGAAGUGGAUGAAAGGGAAAUGGAGACAGCUCACUCAUGGCGGCCGCAUCGCAAUCGUGCAGAAAGGUCAGGAAGCCCAGCUGGAGAUCCGAGAGGUGACCAAGUCUGACUCUGGUCAGUACCGAUGUGUUGCCUCCAACACUCACGGAGAGAUCGAGUGCAGCGCUGAUAUGCACGUUGACGCAAAGAAGGAGGCGCCGCAGGUUGAAGGAGACCUGCGGGCCAAACUGAAGAAGACGCCGUCCAAGCAGAAGAGCCCACAGGAGGAAAAGGACAUCGACAUAGUUGAGCUGCUGAGAAAUGUCGACCCCAAAGAGUACGAGAAAUACGCCCGAAUGUACGGCAUCACCGACUACCGAGGUCUGCUGCAGGCCAUCGAGCAGCUCAAGAAGGAAAGGGGGGAAGAAAGUGGAAGACCGGAAAUGGAACGUGGAGACAGAGAGUCAGAUGAGGACAUGGCUCGACUGGUGGCCGACCUGCAGAAGAGGAUGGAGAGGACUGAGCCUGUUACUGUAGUGAAGGACAUCUCCAACCAGUCCGUCUUUACCGAUGACGAGGCGGAGUUUGAAUGCGAAAUCAAGAUCAAUUACCCAGAGAUCUCGCUGUCGUGGUACAAGGGCACGCAGAAGCUUGACACGUCCGACAAAUACGACAUCAGCAUCCGCGGCGACCGCCACCUGCUCAAGAUCAAGAAGUGUCAGCCGUCCGACCAGGGCAACUACCGGGUGGUGUGUGGACCACACAUCUCCAGCGCCAAGCUCUCCAUCACAGAAGUGGAGGUGGAGAAGCACCUGCAGGACACGUCGGGUAAGGAAGGCCAGUCGUGCACGCUGUCUUGUCAGUUGUCUGUUCCUAACGUCGAGGCUCAGUGGUUUAAAAACGGCAAGAAGUUAGAGAUGAAGGGAAGGUAUUCAUCUGAGGUGAAACACAAAGUUCAGAAGCUUCUGAUCAAAGACCUGAAGUCUGAAGACCGGGGCAGAUACUCCUGCAGAUACCAGCACCUGGAAUCCUCUGCAGACCUCAAGGUGGAAGCCGAACAAAUUCAUUUCACCAAACGCAUCCACAAUGUCGAAGUCAACGAGCGCCAGUCGGCCACCUUCGAAUGUGAGGUGUCCUUCGACAACGCCAUCGUUUCUUGGUACAAAGACACCUGGGAACUGAGAGAAUGUACUAAGUACAACUUCAGGAGCGAAGGCCGAAGGCAUUUCAUGGUCAUUCGAAAUGUGACCAUCGAAGACGAAGGCGUGUACUCAGUGAUUGUGAGAUUGGAGCCCAGAGGAGAGGCUAAAAGCACAGCUGAGCUUUAUUUGUCUGGCAAAGAGAUUGAAUUAGCGAUGGUGCCGACAGAUAUCCCAGACUCUUCGGUUCAGAGGCCUGAAGUGCCUUCAUCCGAGGAGAUCCAAGAAUCUGCAGAGUUCUACCAGAUUGAAGAGAAAAUUGAACAGAGAGAAUCAGCUGAAUAUUCUUAUCAUUACGAAGAGGAGGUGCAGCAGAAAGUGGAGAUUCAGAGCUGGACAGAAGAGUCUGUAACCCAGCAGGUCUCAGAGACCACAGCUGCCAGAGUUGCUGUUGAGGAAAAAGUGGAGAUGAUGAAGGUUGAAAUGAGGGAGGAAGUCCCAACAAAAGUGGAGAAAAAGGCUGAGGAGAAGAAAACUGCAGCUAUAGAGGAACCAAAGAAAAAACCAGAGACUCGGAAGCCGGUGGAGGAGAAGGUUCCUGAAGCUUCAGUCCCAGAGAAGAAGGAGCUUCCUGCUCCCAGAGAACCAGAGGCGGUGAAGAAGCCAUCGCCCCCCUCCCUGCCUGAAGAGACGCCCAUCCUGCCAACCAAAGAUGAGCCCAAAGUUCUGGUUCCAGCUGAGUCCACGGAGCUGAAGCCUGAAGCAAAGCCCAAGGCAGAACCGGAACCGAAGCCCAAAGCUGCUCCGAAAGCAGAACCGGAACCGAAGCCCAAAGCUGCUCCGGCUCCGAAAGCAGAACCGGAAACGAAGCCAGUGACGCCUCCAUCCAAAGCCCCCAAAGAAGAAGCAAAGAUCCUAACUGAACCAGAAGCUCCACAACCAAAGGCAGAACUGAAGAAAACCAAACCAGAAGUCCGUAAACCCGAACCUCCUAAACCAGAAACUCCAGCUCCAAAAGCAAAACCGGCACAGAAGGAGCCAGAGAAGAAAGUGGCAGAAAAACCACAGAAGAAGGAGGUGGCUGCUCCUCCACCUCCUUCAUUCCCACAGGAGGUACAGAAAGAGGCAGAAGAGCCAAAGAAGAAGCCGAUUAAAGUUCCCCUGGAAGAAAAAGUUCCUGAGCUUCCGAAAGCAGAGAAGAAACCAGAGGCUCAGGUGGUUCCUCCCUCAGAAGAACCAGCUCAGAAGGACAAAGCUCUCAAGCCCCAACUGAAACCUGAAAGGCUUCCUCAGAAACAGCCUGAGGAGGAGUUGGGCAUCAAACUUGAAACAAUGUCUGGAAAAGCACCAGGGAAGGCCGAGGAGACGAAAAGGACCAAGGAGAGAGUCCCAGAGAGUAAGCAGGAAGAUGUUCCAGAGAUGGUUACUGGAGGGAUCCCAGAGAAACGUCCAGAAAAAGUUCCAGAAAAAAUCCCAGACAAAGUUCUAGAAAAAAUCCCAGAAAAAGUUUCAGAAAAAAUCACAGAGAAAAUUCCAGAAAAAAUCCCAGAGAAAGUUCCCAAAAAAAUCCCAGAGAAAGUCCCAGAAAAAAUCCCAGAGAAAAUUCCAGAAAUAAUCCCAGAGAAACUUCCCAAAAAAAUCCCAGAGAAAGUUCCAGAAAAAAUCCCAGACAAAGUUCCAGAAAAAAUCCCAGAGAAAAUUCCAGAAAUAAUCCCAGAGAAACUUCCCAAAAAAAUCCCAGAGAAAGUUCCAGAAAUAAUUCCAGAGAAAGUUGCAGAAAAAGUCGCUGAGAAACUUCCAGAGAAAAAACCUAAGAAAGAGGUUUCUGAUAAGCAGCCUGUUGAGCCUCAGAAAGAGGCUGAAGAGGUGAUCAGUCUGAAGAAAACUCCGAAGAAGGUUGAAGAAGUGAAGCCCAAGAAAGAAGCAGAGAAAAGCUCCAAAGCUGAAACGAUUUCUGUUAGAACUGAGAAGCUCUCAAAAGAAGCUCUUCAGAAAGACACCGACUUGGAUGCAUUAGAGCAGCUCACUGAGUCUUCCACAGAGAAAGAACCUACCAGAGGUCAGCCUAGCUUUGAGCCCUCAGUAACAGAUAAAGUCAGCACUGACUACCCCUCAGAAGACACCAGAAACACAACACACAUCCACCUCAUGCCUCUAAAAACGCAUGUAACCAGAACUGAGGCAGAACCCUGGGAGACGGAGUCUGUCACAGAAACCAGGGGUCUGACUGUGGCACCAGGAGAGAAAGAAGCUUCCAGAGUUCCUGUAAAGGAGAAGGAGUUGCCACCAGAACCCAAACAAGUGAAGCCUGCACCUCCUUCAGAAGAAAGCAAACCAAAGUCCGCAGAGGUCACCAAGAAACCUGAAGUCACAGCAAGGAAAAUCUCUCCACCAGAGGAAACCAAGCCAGUGACCAAGACCGAGCCUGUGGUAAAGGUAGAAGAACCAUCUAAGGUUGUUCCAGAAGAGCAAACAACACUUCCAAAAGAUGAAACCAAGGGACCAGUCCAGACACCAGGAGGAGUCCAGAAAGAACCCGUACAGCAAAAAAAGGGUAAAAUUCAAGUGGCGGAGGAUGGGAGGUUUGAGAUUCCCACCUUGAAGAAAGCAACCAGGGUUGUGAGGGAAGCGGAGGAGGACCACGAGGUUGUCAAACUGAAGAAGGUUCCAUCACCCCCCAUGAAAGAGCCAGACGAGGUGGAAAAACCUCAGAAAAUCACCAAGACCACUGUUUUCCAUGCUGAGGAAUUGGUGCAUGAAGAAGAGGCUUUAGAGAUGUCGGUGGUGACCAGAAGGACUGUUCCGGAAAGAACACCUCGAGAGAAAGCUGACGUGGUUAAAAAACCAGAUGUUAUUGAGCCUAAAGGGGAGGAAGACAAGGAAGCUCCCAAAGAUGCAUGGACACGCCAGAAGCCUGUCCCUAGAGAGGAAAAACCAGAAGACAAGUUCCCUCUUAAGAAAACUCCGAAAGCACCAAAAGAAGAGGAACCUGCCCCACCCAGCCCAGCACUGAAGAAAGUGAAAAAGCUGCCCUCAGCUGAAGCUGAACCAGAGUUGGUCAAGCUUAAACCAUUUGAGAAGCCUGUUAAACCUUUAGAGGAGCCAGAGAAAGAUAAGAAGGAGAGGCCUGAUAGAGAUACUAUUCCUUUCCAGAAGGGAGACAGGAUCCCCAGAGAGAAGGAGCCUAAAGAACCUACAAAGGAACAAGAGAAGCCUCUCCCUGAGGUAAAGGAAGCUCCGCCUAAAGUGCCAAAACCAAAAGAUGCAAAGACAACCCCAGAGAAAGAACCUGAUGGAGUUAAAGUACAGACUAAAGGAAAGAAAAUCCCAGCGGCUGAACCAGAAAUAGAAAGUGUUAAGCUAAAGCCCUUCUCCAAACCUUCAAAAGAAGCUGAGGAACCUGAGAAGAAACCAGCAGAGGAGAAAGACAAGAAACCAUCCAAAGACCUGCAACGUCGUCCCAUCAGUCCUGUUGAAAAACCGAAGGUGAAAGAAGCAGACGUUGAGCCCAAGAAACCUGAGCUACCUGCAGCUUCUGAAAUAAAAACAGAGAAGCCAAAAGAAGUAGACGUGGUUCCAGUGGAGAAAACACCCGUGUCCCCACCCAAGAAACCUGACAAAGCCGCAGAAAAACCCAAACCCAAAACUCUGGAACCAAAGAAAGGGAUUGUGCCCAAGGCUGAGGAAGAGAAGGAAGGGGUAGCACUGAAGCCAGUGGAGCAGCUCAAAAAGGUGGAACUUAAAAAGACUCCUUCUCCUAAAGUGGAGAAACUCAAGGAAGCAGAAGCAGUUCCAGCUGAGAGGAGACCAAGCAUCGAAAAACUGAAAAAGGUUCCAAAAACUGUUUCACCCAAAGACUCUAUUGAAGCUGUUACGCUUAAAAAGGUUCCAAAGAAACCAGAACCAGAAGAGCCAGACAAAAAGAAAGUUCCCGCGGUGAAAGAGAUCUCUCCUGGGGCUGUGCAAAUGAAGAAGGUUGCUACUCAACCAGAGGAGGAGGUUUUCGAAGAGGAGUUUGAGGCCGAGGAAGAGGCUGAGCUAGAUCAAGAGGAGGCCUGGGGCUGGGAGCUGGUUCCGAGGGACAGUUAUGGCUCGGAGGACUGGGAAGGUGAAGGAGAAGAAGGUGCUCUGGAGGUUCCUGGGGUCACCCGGAGAGAGGGGCAGCCUGCAGAGGAAGCAGGGCGGGGCAGAGGGCGAGGCCUAAAACCGAAGCUAACCCCUUCCCCCGGAGAGGGCAGGGGCCGUGGAAAACCUGGAGGCAGGGGCCCCCCACCACCAGAGGAGCCAGGCUUUGCAGGCUUCAAGCUCAAAGCCGUCCCUCUUAGGUUUAUCAAGAAGCUGCAGGACAUCGUACUAAAGGAGGCCGAGUCCAUUGGCUCGUCUGCCGUGUUUGAGUGUGAGAUUUCCCCCUCUACAGCCGUCACCUCCUGGAUGAAAGACGGUGGUAACCUGCGUGAGAGUCCCAAGCACAAGUUCAUCUCUGAUGGCAAAGACCGGAAGCUGCACAUCAUUGAUGUACAGCUGUCUGAUACUGGAGAAUACACCUGUGUGGCCAAGAACGCUGGGAAGGAGAUCUCCUGCACCGCUAAACUCGUAGUUGAAGAGCUUCCUGUAAAAUGGGUCAAAGAGUUGGACCCGGAGACCUCUGCUAUCUUGGGCCAGCCCAUCUACAUGACCUGCGAGCUGAGUAAAGAGAAGGACGUGAUCUGGAAAAAGGACGGCGAAGUCCUGAAGAAAAAGGAGGGCAAAAUUCAGAUCAACAUCAUUGGCUUGUCGCAUGCAGUGACCAUCCAAGGCUCCACACCAGAGGACGCUGGCGUCUACUCAUGUGAAGUAUCAGGACAGGAGGAUGUGAAGACCUCCACGAACGUCAAAGUGAUUGAAAUAAUUAAAGACUGGAUAGUUAAACCACUUAGAGACCAGCAUGUGAAACCAAAGGCAGCUGCCACGUUUAAAUGCGAGCUCUUCAGAGACACUCCCAACUGGAAGUGGCUCAAAGGAGAGGACGAGAUCACUCCAUCUGACAAGGUUGAGAUCAAGAAGGAUGGAAAAGAACUGACGCUGACUAUCAAGAACUGCCAGCCGGAAGACGUAGCGCAAUAUUCAAUGGAGGUGGAAGGACGCAUCUACACCGCCAGUCUGACACUUGGAGAGCGUGAAGCUGAGAUCCUGAGGCCUUUGGUCAGUGUUGAGGUGAUAGAAAAGGAAGAAGCCUCAUUUGAAACAGAGAUAUCUGAGGAUGAUAUUCCAGGAGAAUGGAAACUUAAAGGAGAGGUUUUGACAAGAUCCCCGACGUGCGACAUCCAAAUGGAGGGUACUGUGCGUAGGCUCACACUGAAAAACUGCCAGUUGGAUCAGGCGGGGGAAGUGUCCUACCAGGCCCUGAAUGCCAUCACAACUGCAAUGUUAAAUGUCAAAGAAAUCGAGAUGGACUUUGUUGUCCCGCUGAAGGACGUUUCUGUGCCAGAAAAGAAACAGGCUAAGUUUGAAUGCACCAUCACGAAGGAUGUCGUAAAAGUCCUGUGGUACAAAGGGGCUGAUAUCAUCACCCCGGACCAAAAGUACGACAUCAUCGAUGAUGGAAAGAGGCAUAUGUUGGUCAUCAAUUGCUGCGAGUUUGAUGACGAGGACGAAUAUACGAUUGAGGUUUUGGGCAAAGCUUCCAAAGCCAGGCUCAAUGUCGAGGGUAUCAGGCUCAGAUUUGUUUCACCACUGAAAGACCUAACCGUCAAGGAGGGCAGUACAGCUCGCUUUGAGCUAGAGCUCUCUCAUGAGAACAUCCCUGUUACCUGGUACAAGAAUGACAAAAAAAUCCAUCCGAGCAGAACGGUUGUCACUUCCAUGGAUGGAAAGAAACAUGUGCUAGAAAUUAAGGACGUGACCCUAGAUGAUAUCUGCCAAAUUAAGGCAGAAGCAAAGGGAAUUCCUUCAAUGGCCAAUUUGACAGUUAUAGAGGGAGAUCCUUACUUCACGGUUAAGCUGCAGGACUUCACUGCAGUAGAGAAAGACGAAGUUGUUCUAGAUUGCGAACUCAGCAAAGAUGUUGAUGUCAUGUGGUACCACAAUGAAGCUGAGAUCAAGGCCUCCAAGAUGGUGACCGUCAAGGCUGAGGGCAAGCGAAGAACCCUGAUCAUCAAGAAAGUCGGGGACAAAGACAAGGGACAAUAUGUGUGCGACUGUGGGACAGACAAAACAACAGCUGAGCUUCACAUCGAAGCUCGCCACAUCAAGGUUGUUCGGCCCAUGUAUGGCGCCGAAGUCUUAGAGGGGGAAACCGCACGAUUUGAGGUCGAGCUCAGCGAAGACGAUGUCCACGGCCAAUGGAGACUGAACGGAGAAGUCCUCAGUCCAUCAGCUGACGUUGAGAUUGUGGAAGAUGGUGCCAAACACACUCUGGUCUUGUACAACUGCAAAGUGCCCCAGACAGGCGAGCUUGUGUUUGCUGCCGCCAACGCCAAGUGUUCUGCUAACCUUAAAAUCAGGGAGCUACCGCUUUCAUUCAUUACACCGCUGGCUGAUGUACAUGUGUACGAGAAGGAGGAAGCUAAGUUUGAGCUGGAAGUUUCACGAGAGGCCAAAAGCUUCCGUUGGCUCAAAGGGACUCAGGAAUUGUCAAACGACGAUAAGUUUGAAAUCAGUGUAGAUGGAAACCUACACACUCUUGUCGUAAAGUCCGCCAGAUAUGAAGACGAAGCCAAAUACAUGUUUGAAGCUGAAGAUAAGAGGACAUCGGGAAAGUUGAUUAUUAAAGGUAUUCGACUCGAAUUUAUCAGGCCGAUUAAAGACGUGACCGUUAAGGAGAGAGAAACCGCCGAGUUCAGCUUUGAAAUUUCUCAUGAAAAGAUUCCAGUGAUUUGGUACAGAAACGAAGUGCGCCUGCAUCCCAGCAAGCAGGUGCACAUGUCGGAGGAGGGGAAAGUGCACACGCUGGCCUUCAAGGAGGUCACCAUCGAUGACACCUCCCUGAUUAAGGUGGAGGCCAUGGGAAAGACGUCAGAGGCGAUGCUCACUGUUCUUGAGGGCGACCUCUACUUCACAGUUAAGCUCCAGAACUACACCGCAGUCGAAAAGGAUGAGGUGGUCUUAUCCUGCGAGCUGAGCAAGGCAGCCGGAGAGGUGAAGUGGUUUAAAGAUGGCGCCGAAAUUUUCUUGUCCAAGAAUGUUCUCUUCCAAUCUGAUGGCAGAAAGCGCAUGUUGGUGAUCAAGAAAUCUGCCAAGAAAGACAUGGGAGCAUACACCUGCGACUGUGGCACGGAUAAAACCACAGCCAACCUGAACAUCGAAGAGCGCAACAUUAAGGUUGUCCGCCCGCUGUACAGCGUGGAGGUCACAGAGACCGAGACGGCCUGGUUUGAGACGCAGAUAUCUGAGGAUGACGUUCACGCCACCUGGAAACUGAAGGGAGAGACCCUCCACCCAUCUGCUGAUGUGGAGAUAAAGGAGGAAGGGGCUCGACAUAUUUUGACACUCUUCAACUGCAAAAUGGACAUGGCCGGCGGCGUUGACUUCUCUGCAGCGAAUGCAAAAUCUUCAGCUCAUCUCAGAGUCAAAGGCCGGGUGAUCACCCUGGUGAGGCCUCUGAAGAACGUCACAGUGACUGCAGGAGAAACCGCCACCUUCCAGUGCGAGCUGUCAUAUGAAGACAUCAGCGUUGAUUGGUUCCUGGGGGGUACAAAGCUGGAGCCAAGCGACAGAGUGGUGUUCAAGGAUGAAGGGAAAGUCUACAGCGUCACGGUGAGAGACGUCCAACUGAGUGAAGCUGGACAAGUCAAACUCACCGCCAAGGACUUUGAAACUGAGGCAAGGCUCAUUGUCAAAGAGCCGCCAGUAGAGUUCACCAAACCUCUGGAGGACCAAACAGUAGAGGAGGAAACCACCGCCACCCUUGAGUGUGAAGUUUCCAGAGAGAAUGCAGAGGUACAAUGGUUCAGCGAAGACCAAGAGAUCCACAAGACCAAGAAGUACGAAAUACUCGCAGACGGCCGCAAGAGAACGCUGCUAAUCCAUGAAUGCACCAAGGACGACUCAAAAACCUACACUUGUGAUGCUAAAGACUUCAAAACGUCCUGCUUCCUUACUGUUGAACCUCCACGUGUCGAGUUCUCAAAGCCACUCCAUGAUGUCGAGGUCCGGGAGAAGGAAACCGCCAGGUUUGAGUGUGAAGUCUCCAGAGAGGACGCCAAGAUUCGCUGGUUAAAGGACGGAACUGAAAUCAGAAAAGGAAAGAAGUAUGAAAUUAUUGCAGAAGGCCGCCAACACAUCCUCAUCAUCCAUAAGGCUGCGUUUGAUGAUGAAGCUGAAUACGAAAUUGAUGCAAAGACCUCCAAAUCCUCCGGCAUGCUCACCGUUGUCGAGGAGGAAACAGUAUUCUCCAAAAACCUUUCGAAUGUGGAGGGAACGGAGACGGAGAGUGUGAAGCUCAUCUGUGAGGUCUCCAAGCCCGCCGCCGACGUUAAAUGGUACAAAGGCGAGGAAGAGCUGCCAGAGGGUGGCCGCUAUGAGCACAUCGUUGAUGGCAAGAGGAGGAUCCUCCUCAUCCAGGACCUGAAGUUAGAGGACGCCGGAGAGUACAACUGCAGGCUGAGCUCCGGUGCCAGAACCACCGCAAACCUCAAGAUUAAUGAACUGGCUGCUGAAUUCCUGACCAGACCUCAGAACCAGGAGGUGGUGGAGGGUCAGAAGGCCGAAUUCACCUGCACCGUCUCCAAGGAAACCUUCACCGUCAUAUGGUUAAAGGACGGCAAGGAGCUGGAGUCAGGAGGCAGAUUUGAUAUGGUGAGUGACGGCAAGACCAGGACCCUGGUCAUCAAGGACUGCGAGACCACUGAUGAGGGCGGAUACGUGGUAUUGAUCGGAGAGACCAGAGCCGGAGCUCAUUUGACAGUGAAUGAGAAACUGAAGGUCAUUACACCUCUGAAGGACUCAGAGGUCAAAGAAGGACAGGAGAUUGUCCUGAACUGCGAGGUGAACAUCGAAGGAGCCAAGGCCAAGUGGCUAAAGAACGAGGAGACUCUUUUCGAAAGCGGCAAGUACGUGAUGGUUCAGAGAGAUAACGUCUUCUCCCUACGGAUCAAAGACGCUCAGAAGGGAGACGAAGCCGACUACAGCAUCAUGCUGACCAAUCAUAGAGGAGAACAGGCCAAGAGCACCGGAAAACUCUCCGUCAGAGAGGAGAGUCUGAGGAUCAUGGUUCCUCCAGAAGACAUCGACACUCAGGAGAAGAACACAAUCAGCUUCUCCUGUAAGACCAACAGACCCAACGCCACAGUGAAGUGGAUGAAGGCUGGUCAGGAGAUCGCCUUCAGCAAGCGGGUGGUCUACAGGGUGGACAAGGAGAAGCACACGCUGACCAUCAAAGACUGCACGCUGGACGACGAAGGCGAGUACACUGUGAUGGCCGGAGACGACAAGGCCACAGCGGAGCUGAUCAUCAGCGAGGCGCCCACCGACUUCAGCGCUCCUCUCAAAGACCAGACCAUCACAGAAUUCGAGGACGCAGAGUUCACCUGCAAGCUGACCAAAGAGAAGGCAGAGGUCAAGUGGUACAGGAACGGACGGGAGAUCAGAGAGGGACCAAGAUACACAUUCGCAAAAGAAGGAAAGUUCUUCACGCUGCGGAUCAAGGAGUGCAGACCCGAUGACGAGUGUGAAUAUGCCUGUGGAGUGGACGACAAGAGGUCUAAAGCUAGGCUGUUUGUUGAAGAGAUUCCUGUGGAGAUCGUCAGACCCCCACAAGACGUGUUUGAACCCCCGGGUUCGGACGUUGUUUUUGAGGUGGAGCUCAACAAGGACCGUGUGGAGGUGAAGUGGCUGCGUAACAACAUGACCGUGGUCCAGGGAGACAAGUUCCAGAUGAUGAGCGAGGGAAAACUGCACCGGCUGCAGGUCUGCGAGAUCAGACCCAGGGACCAGGGCCUGUACAGGGUCAUGGUCAGGGACAAGGACGCCAGGGCCAAGCUGGAGCUGGCAGCCGUGCCUCAGAUAAAGACCACAGACCAGACCUACGUCACAGACGCCGGGAAGCCCAUUGUCCUGGUCGUCCCGUACAGCGCUUACCCUCAGGCAGAGGCCGACUGGCUGUACGACAACCUGAGCCUCCCCAAAGACAACAUCCACACCUCCGCCGACCGCACAGAGUACCGCCUGAAGGACCCCAAGAAGUCGGACCAAGGCCGCUACAAGAUCAACAUCAAGAACAAACACGGAGAAGGAGAGGCUUUCAUCAACCUGGAUGUCAUCGACGUCCCUGGACCUGUGAAGAACCUCCAGGUGGUCGACACCGCAGACGGCGAGGUCAGCCUGGCGUGGGAGGAGCCUGAGAACGACGGUGGCAGCAAAGUGACCGGAUACGUGGUGGAGAGACGCGACAUAAAGCGUAAGACCUGGACUCUGGCCACCGAUCACGCAGAGAGCCCAGAGUACACGGUGACCGGGCUGCAGAAGGACUCCUUCUACCUGUUCCGAGUCAGCGCUCGGAACAGGGUGGGCGCCGGACCCUUCGUUGAGACGGACGAAGCCGUGCAAGCCAAGAACAAGUUUGACGUUCCUGAGGCCCCUCUGAACGUCAUCGUCGGAAACGUCACAAAGUUCGGAUGCACUGUCUCCUGGGAGCCUCCCGUAUCAGACGGAGGCUCUCCCAUUACCUCCUACAUCGUGGAGCUGCGUGACAGGACGUCUGUGAAGUGGUCGCCUGUCCAGGUGACCAAAGCUGGCGAGCUUAGCGCCAUUAUCAACGAUGUCAUUGAGAACAAAGAGUACAUCUUCAGGGUCAAAGCUGAGAACAAAGCGGGCGAGGGCAAGCCCAGCGCCGCCUCGCAGCCUGUGAAGAUCAUGGAUCCAAUUGAACGUCCUAGUCCACCUCAGAACCUGGCUUGGCAGGACCAGAAUAAGAGCUCAGUGCAGCUCACCUGGGAGACGCCUCUGAAGAAUGGCGGCAGCAUGAUCACCGGGUACAUCAUCGAACGCUGUGAGGAGGGCACCGACAAGUGGUUACGCUGCAACGCUCGCCUCUGCCCGGACCUCUUCUACAAGGUGUCGGGUCUGAAAUAUGGAACCAAGUACAACUACAGAGUGUUUGCUGAAAAUGCUGCUGGAGUUUCUGACCCAUCAAACUGCAUCGGACCUCUGCUGGCAGACGACCCUCAUUUUGGCCCAAGUUUCGACCUGAGUGCCUUCAAAGACGGCCUUGAGGUGAUCGUCCCUCAGCCUCUCACCAUCAGAGUGCCCAUCACUGGUUACCCGACCCCCGUCGCCAAGUGGAACUGUGGUGAAAAGGAGCUGACUACUGCAGACGAACGCGUCUCCCUAAUGACCAAAUCCACGUUUACAGAGUUAAUGAUUACACCGAGCGUCCGCCCAGACAAAGGCAUCUACACCCUCCACCUGGAGAACGAUGUCACCUCUGUGUCCGGAGAUAUCGAAGUCAACGUCAUCGCUGCACCGAGCGCUCCUAAGGACUUCAAGGUCCUGGAGGUAACCCGGCAGCAUGUCCACCUGAGCUGGGAGGCUCCUGAACAUGACGGAGGAAGCCCUCUGACCGGCUAUCAGGUGGAGAAACGUGACGUGUCCCGCAAGACCUGGGUGAAGGUUACCUCAGGGAUCCAGGAUCUGGAGUUUACAGUCACUGAUGUGAUUGAAGGGAAGGAGUAUCUGUUCAGAGUCACCGCCUGCAACAAGUGCGGCCCAGGAGAGCCGGCGUACAUCGACGAGCCCGUCAACGUCUCGUCUCCAGCCACUGUACCAGACCCACCAGAGAACCUGAAGUGGAGAGACAAGUCAGCCAGUGGUAUCUUCCUCACCUGGGAGCCGCCAAAGUAUGACGGCGGCACCGGCAUCCGGGGCUACAACGUAGAGCGCUGCCAGAGAGGCACAGAUAAGUGGGAGCCCUGUGGAGACAUGGUGCAGGAGCUGAAAUGCCAGGUGAGCGGUCUGAUCGAGGGACAGUGGUAUGCAUACAGAGUCCGAGCCCUAAACCGCCUUGGAGCAAGCAGGCCCUGCAAGCCCACAGAUGAGAUCCAGGCUGUUGAUCCUAUAGAGGCUCCAGAGAUCCAGCUGGAUGCCAAGCUGCUGGCCGGUCUGACUGCCAAGGCCGGCAGCAAAAUUGAACUCCCUGCUGAAGUGACGGGUAAGCCGGAGCCACGAGUGAAGUGGACCAAGGCUGACCUGGUCCUCAAGGCAGAUGACAGGGUGUCCAUCGACACCAAGCCAGGACACUCAACUGUCACUAUUGCCAAGACCAAGAGAGACGACAGCUCCACCUACAUUAUAGAGGCGACCAACAGCAGCGGGCGUGCCACUGCCACAGUGGAUGUCAACAUCCUUGACAAACCCGGACCUCCUGCUGCAUUCGAUAUCUCCGAUAUCACCAACGAAACCUGCUUCCUGGCCUGGAACCCCCCACGUGACGAUGGCGGCUCCAGGGUUACCAACUACAUCGUGGAGCGCCGGGCUGCCGACAGCGAAAUAUGGCACCGCCUGUCCUCCACCGUCAAACAGACCACAUACAAGGCCGUCGGCCUGGUCAAGUUCAAGGAGUACAUUUUCCGUGUGUUUGCUGAGAACCAGUUUGGUGUUGGUCCACCUGCAGAGCACCCCUCCAUUAUUGCCCGAUAUCCGUUUGACACCCCUGGAGCUCCCUACAAACUGGAGCCUUCAGACAUUGCCAAAGACUCUGUGACGCUGACCUGGUAUGAGCCGGAUGAGGAUGGAGGAAGCCCCAUCACAGGAUACUGGGUGGAGAGAUAUGAGCCAGACCACGAUAAGUGGAUCCGAUGCAACAAGCUGCCCAUCAAAGACACCAAUUACAGAGUAAAGGGUCUUCCAACGAGGAAGAAGUACAAGUUCAGAGUCCUCGCUGAAAAUCUGGCUGGAACUGGAAAACCAAGCAAAGAGACGGAUCCAAUCCUUGUCAAAGAUCCAAUCGAUCCUCCAUGGCCUCCUGGUAAGCCCUCAGUCAGGGACGUAGCCAAGACUUCCUGCUUCCUGUCGUGGACCAAACCCGAGCACGACGGCGGUGCAAAGAUCGACAGCUACGUCAUCGAGAUGCUGAAGAGCGGUACCACAGACUGGAUCCGUGUGGCUGAGAACAUCAGCCUCCUGGAGUUUUUCCUGAAGGGCCUGAUGGAGAAACAGGAGUACUCUUUCAGAGUGAGAGCCAUUAACAUCGCAGGAGAGAGUGAACCCAGCGAGCCCAGCGACCCAGUGCUCUGCAAGGAGAGACUGAACCCUCCAUCGGCACCCAGGUGGUUGGAGGUUGUGGGGAUCAGCCGGAACAGCGCAGAUUUGAAGUGGACGGCCCCGGAGCGUGAUGGAGGGUCCCGGAUCACCAACUAUGUGGUGGAGAAGCGUGACGUGAGGCGUAAAGGCUGGCAGGCCGUGGACACCACCGUAAAGGAGCUGAAGUGCACUGUGACACCCCUCAACGAUGGCGCUCUGUACGUGUUCAGGGUCGCCGCGGAGAACGCAGUGGGAGUCGGUCCAUUCUGUGAGCUUGAGGAUUCUGUGCUGGCCAAAGACACUUUCACUACUCCUGGACCGCCCUAUGCUCUCACCGUCUACUCUGUGACCAAAAAGUAUGUGGAUCUGGAGUGGGAGGCGCCUAAAAAUGAUGGCGGUAGACCCAUACUGAGGUAUUCUAUUGAGAAGAAGGAGAAGCUGGGAACACGCUGGGUAAAAUGUGGAAAGACUUCUGGUCCAGACUGUAAAUACAGGGUGACAGAUGUCAUCGAGGGCACAGAAGUCCAGUUCCAGAUCCGGGCUGAGAAUGAGGCCGGUGUCGGACACCCAAGCGAACCUACAGAGAUCUUAACCAUUGAAGAUCCCACAGGCGUCCCUUCUCCUCCCAUCGAGCUGCACGUGACCGGCGCCAGCCGAGACUUCCUGUCCAUCGCCUGGAAGCCACCGCAGCAGGAUGGCGGAUCUCCGAUCCGUGGCUAUCACAUUGAGAUGUGCGAGGCUGGAACGGAGAAGUGGAUGAGGGUCAACUCUCGUCCGGUGAAGGAGCUGAAGUACCGCGUGGAGGAGGGCGUGGUUCCUGAGAAAGAGUACAUACUGAGAGUGAGGGCUAUCAAUUCAGUGGGAGAAAGUGAGCCCUCCGACAUCUCAGAAAACGUCUUCGCCAAAGACUCCGACUGUAACCCUACACUGGAGUUCCAGACUCUCGACCUGGUUGUCGUGGAAACAGAGAAACUCCACAUCCCAGUUCCCUUCAGAGCCGUGCCGUCUCCCAAAAUCACGUGGCACAAAGAUGGCAAAGAGAUGAAGGCAGAUGAGCGUCUCAUGUUCAGGAAGGAGUACACUUCCUGUCACUUGGAGAUCGACAGCAGCCUUCACCCCGAUGCUGGGGUGUACAAAGUGACUUUGGAGAACAAUCUGGGAAGUGCCAGUGCAACCAUUAACGUUAAAGUCAUCGGUCUUCCUGGUCCCUGUAAAGAGAUUGUGGCAUCUGAAAUCACAAAGAGCUCCUGUAAAGUGUCCUGGGAUCCUCCAGACUAUGAUGGUGGCACCCCGGUUCUUCACUACGUCCUACAGCGGCGUGAGGCCGGCAGGAGGACGUACGUCAACAUGAUGUCAGGAGAGAACAAGGUGAGCUGGAUGGUGAAAGACCUCAUUCCCAACGGAGAGUACUACUUCAGAGUCCAGGCCGUCAACAAGAUCGGAGGAGGAGAGUUCAUCGAACUGCGGAACCCCGUCAUCGCUCAGGACCAGAAACAUGCUCCUGACCCACCAGUGGAUGUAGAGACCCACAAUCCCACCUCCAGUACAAUAACCUUGACCUGGAAGCCUCCCAUGUAUGAUGGCGGUGCCAAGAUCAUGGGAUACAUUCUGGAGAGGCAGCAGAAGGGCGAGGACAAAUGGGAGAGGUGCAAUGACUUCCUGGUGCCGGUCCUGUCCUACACAGUCAGAGGACUAACAGAGGGAAAGGAAUACAUGUUCAGAGUCAAAGCAGAAAAUGCUGCCGGAAUCAGUGAGCCAUCACGCAGCACGCUGUUCGUUAAGGCCUCAGAUGCUAUCGAUCCUCCCAAAGUGUUCCUGAGUGGUAGCCUGCAGUCUGGUCUCAGUGUUAGACGGGGCUGUGAGAUCUGCCUGGACGCCAAUAUUUCUGGCUCGCCGUACCCUCAGAUUACAUGGUACUGGAACAACCAGCCAAUCCAGCCUGAACCACUCCGCAAGAGACCCGAAAAACCCCUGAAAAAGAAGCCUGAGAAGAAGGAGGAGGAGAAGAAGGAGGAGGAGAAAAAGGCUGAGGGGGAGGCUGAGAAGAAAGAAGAGACGAUGGAAGUAGAGGAAAAGAAAGAAGCAGAGGAGAAGAAGCCAGAGGAGGAGAAGAAGCCAGAGGAGGAGAAGAAGCCAGAGGAGGAGAAGAAGCCAGAGGAAGAGGCUGCAGAGCCAGAGGUGGAGGAGCCUGACUAUCCCACCAUCAACGAACGUCUUACUAUCAAUAACAGCCACAGGGGUGUUUCCUCCAUCGCCAUCAGGGAGUCAGUCCGCCCGGAUCAUGGCGUCUACAUGGUGAAGGUGGAGAACGAUCACGGCAUUGCCUCAGCAACCUGUGAGGUCAACGUGCUCGAUACCCCUGGCCCUCCUGUGAACUUUACAUUUGAGGAAGUGAGGAAGAACUCUGUCAUUUGCAAGUGGGAUCCUCCUCUGGAUGAUGGCGGCAGCGAGAUCCUCAACUACACUCUGGAGAAGAAGGACAACUCCAAGCUGGAGUUUGGCUGGAGUUGUGUUACUUCCACUCUCAGAGGGUGCCGUUACCUGGUGCCCAAACUCAUUGAGAAGAAGGAGUACAUCUUCAGGGUGGUGGCAGAAAACAAGUUUGGUCCUGGUCCGCCUUGCGUCUCCAAGCCUCUAGUUGCCAAGAACCCCUUCGAACCUCCCGAGGCUCCUGAUAAGCCACAGGUUGAUGACAUCACAGCCAACAGCAUGCUGGUCAUCUGGAAUGAACCAAAAGACAAUGGCAACCCCAUCCUGGGAUACUGGGUGGAGCGCAGGGAGAUCAACAGCUCCCACUGGGCACGUGUAAACAGGAACAUCGUCCCAGACACCCAGCUGAAAGUGGAAGGUCUCCUGGAGGGACUGACUUACAUCUUCAGGGUAGCGGCUGAAAACCAGGCCGGCCCUGGAAAGUUCAGUCCUCCCUCUGAACCUAAAACGGCCCAGGCUCCAAUCCUGCCACCUGGACCUCCCACUGCCAGAGUGGUGGCUUCCACUGACCACUCCAUUGAGGUUGAGUGGGACCCGCCUGCAGACAAUGGUGGUGGAGAGAUUCUGGGAUACCAUGUGGAUAAGGCAAUGGCUGGAACCAAAGACUGGUCUAGAUCAACAGAACGUCCCUGGAAGACCCGUAACUUCACUGUCUAUGGAGUUCGUGAAGGGGCAAAGUACACCGUCAGAGUCAUCGCGUGCAACGCUGCUGGAGAGGGAGCUCCUGGAUUCACAGAGGCUGUUUUUGUCCGGAACCCAGCAGAAAUUCCAGUUAUUGAAAUGGACCUUUCUGUCAAGAAUGGUGUUAUCAUCAGAGCUGGAGAAACCCUGCGUGUUCCUGCUACAGUCACAGGUAAACCCUACCCAUCCAUCACCUGGACGAAGGAUGAUGGGAAACCGGAUAAAGACCGUGUGGAGAUCCUCAGCGAGGGAGACGACAGUAUCGUCUUGAUCAAGAACGUCCAAAGAAAAGAUUGUGGAAAAUACCAGAUCUCUGCCUGCAACCCCAGUGGCUCCAAGUCUGCAUCGACCAGAGUGGAAGUUAUGGACGUCCCUGGCCCUAUCACCGAUCUGAAGCCAGUUGUCGUUACGCGCAAGAUGAUUUUCCUGAACUGGGAUGACCCAGAAGAUGAUGGAGGCAGCGAUCUGACGGGCUUUAUUGUGGAACGAAGGGACGCCAAGAUGCACACUUGGAGGCAGCCCAUUGAAACCGCUUCAUCAAAGUGCGAGUGUGUGGGCAUCAUGGAAGGGCAGGAGUACUUUUUCCGUGUCACUGCCAAGAACAAAUACGGUUUGGGUGUACCUGUUGAGCUGGGGCCUAUCAAGGCUGUGGAUCCUCAGGGUCCUCCAUCAUACCCUGAGAAGUUCCACUACACGGAGCGGACCAAAAACUCCAUCACUCUGGCUUGGAAGCCUCCACGUAGCGAUGGCGGCAGCCCUGUUAUCGGGUACUUUGUAGAGAAGAAGAGGCAGGACAAGCAGGCCUUUGAGCCAUGUAACACAGAGAUCUGCCCCAACAUGACUCUUACUGUGGAAGGCCUGGAGGAGGCCUGGAUGUAUGAGUUCAGAAUCAAAUGUGCCAAUCUUAUUGGUGAGAGCGAGCCAUCCAUCCCACUGACGGUGGUGAUCCAAGAUGAUGAAGUUGGUCCUGAGAUCCACAUGUUGAAGCACUUCAAGGCCGACUGUAUUACUGUGAGGAAAGGUGAGCCUAUCGAAAUCCCCGCCGAUAUCAUUGGGCUCCCCGUCCCGAAUAUCGAGUGGUCCAAGGACGAUGUGGUGAUCGAUAAGCCAACAGAGACGCUGCUGAUCGAGACAGAGGUCACUGGAAGGAUGAAUGCCAAGACCACGCUGUCCAUCCCAGCUGCCAACAGGAGGGACCGUGGUAGCUACACCGUGUCAGCAUCUAACAAUAUGGGCUCUGCUAAACACACCGUCUCUGUCAUGGUGCUGGAUCGACCAACUCCACCGAGGAACCUGACUGUAUCUAACAUCAGAGCAGAGUCCUGCUACCUGAACUGGGACCCACCAAUUGAUAAUGGUGGCAGCGAGCUGACUAACUACAUUAUUGAGAGAAAGGAAGUGCGUAAAGAUGAGCCUGAGCCAGAGGAAGGUGAAGAGGCUCCACCUGAGCCACAGUGGGAGGAGGUCAGCAGCACCAUCAUUGAGAGGAAAUUUGGGGUAUGGAACUUGGAAACUAACAAGACCUACUUGUUCCAAGUCAGAGCUGAGAACCGCUAUGGUAAAUCUGACCCCUGUACAACAGAAGAAGUCCUCAUUACAGACCCGUUUGGUCUUCCUGGACCACCAGAGAAACCAACUAUUACAGAAUACUCCAAGGUGUCUAUGACACUCACCUGGCAGCCUCCUAGAGAGACUGGAGGCUCAAUGAUCACUGGCUACUGGUUGGAGAAAAGGGAGAAAGGCACCGACUAUUGGGCCAAGGUGAACAAGAUGCCAGUCACUAAAAGGGGCACGAAAGGUUGGGAGUAUCAGGUCACUCGACUGUUUGAAGGAACUGAGUACGAGUUCAGGGUUGCUGCCAGCAAUUCAGCUGGAACCGGACCAUUCAGUGCACCAUCUGACUCCGCCUUUGCCGUUGAUCCCAUCACUCCUCCAAGCAUGCCUGCCGCCCCUGAGAUCGCGGAUAAGACCAAGCACAGCGUCACUUUGUCUUGGAAGCCACCUGAGAGUGACGGAGGUAGCCCCAUCAAGGGCUACAUCAUCCAGAUUCAGGAUGAGGGAUCAUCAGAGUGGCACAAGAUCAACGACAUCGACAGCCUGAUCCCUACCACAGAAUUCACAGUGCCCAGUCUCCGUGAGCUGAAACGCUACCGCUUCAGGAUCAUCGCCGUCAACGACAUCGGCGAGUCCGACCCCAGCCCUCGCACCAGUGAAGUUCUGAUUGAGGACAUCCAACUUCCUCCUUCCAUCACAAUCGAUGUCCUGGCUGAAGAAUUGGUGAACAUCCGUGCUGGAGAUCCAAUCAGGAUUCCCGCCACCAUCAAGGGCCGGCCUGUUCCCAAGGUUACCUGGGACUAUGAGGGCAAAGCCAAGAGCCAGAAAAAGAACAAACUGCAUACAGUUCCUGUGGAGGCUGAGGUUGAGUCCACAGAGACCACCUCCGUGUUGAACAUCCCUGUGAGCCUGAGGAGUCACUCUGGACGUUAUACCAUCACUGCCAAGAACAAGUCUGGACAAAAACAUGUCAACGUCAGAGUGAUUGUCCUCGAUGUUCCUGGACCUCCAAAGGACCUGAGGGUCACUGAUGUAACCCGUUCAACCAUGAGGCUGAUCUGGAAGCUCCCUGACACCGAUGGAGGAGAGAGGAUCAAGAGCUACUUCAUUGAGAAGAAGUCUGUCAUUGACAAGGCCUGGACUAAGGUGAAUGCUGCUUGUGCUAGUCAAGCCUUUGUGGUUCCUGGCCUAUUGGAGGGUCAGGAGUACCUGUUCAGGGUUCGUGCAGAAAACAGACUUGGAUUUGGUCCCUUCACUGAAACAAAGGAACCCGUCCGAGCUAGAGAUCCCAUCUACCCACCGGACCCCCCGACCAAGCUGAAGGUUAACCUGGUUACCAAGAACACCGUCACUCUGAGCUGGGAGCCUCCAAAGAACAACGGCGGCUCUCCGAUAAAGCAUUACAUCAUCGAGCGUCUGAGCUGGGACACCAGCGGAAAGGAGAAGGAGACCUGGAAGCAGUGCAACAAGAGAGACGUGGAGGAACUGAGCUUUGUUGUGGAGGAUCUGAAGGAGGGUGGAGAAUAUGAAUUCAGAGUAAAAGCUGUGAAUGAGGCAGGACCAAGCCGACCUUCUGCCACCGUGGGACCCUUGGUCAUAAAGGACCAGACAUGUCCUCCUACCAUUGAGUUACGGGAAGCCAUGGAGGGAGAGGAAGGCUGCGACGUCAGCAUCGUGGCAAAGAUCAGCGGUUGUCCCUUCCCAACGCUAACCUGGCAUAAGGCCAGCCAGGCCAAACCCGAGGAGAAGACUGCUGUCCAGUAUGACCAGCACAUCACCAAACUGGUGACCCCAGUCAAGUGCACACUGCUGAUUCAGCAGGCCAGCCGGGAUGACAGCGCCCUCUACAGCCUGACUGCCAGUAACAGUCUGGGUACAGUCUCCAAGGACAUCAAACUGUCUGUGCUGGGACCUCCUGGCCCACCAAUUGGACCGAUUAAGUUCACAGAGGUCUUUGCAGAGAGGAUUGGCCUGGCCUGGAACCCUCCCACAGAUGAUGGUGGAUCCAAGAUCACCAAUUAUGUGGUGGAGAAGCGUGAGGAAAACCGAAAAUCCUGGGUCCAUGUCUCCAAUGACCCCAAGGAGUGCACCUAUAUUGUGACAAGGCUAACAGAGAACCAUGAAUAUGAGUUCAGGGUCAUGGCCCAGAACAAGUUUGGAGUUGGACCACCACUGGUCAGUGAGCCAGAGAAGGCCAGAAACCUUUUCACCGUUCCUGGUCAAUGUGAGAAACCAACAGUAACUGAAGUCUGUCUUGAGUCUAUGACCGUGAACUGGGAUGAGCCUAAGUAUGACGGCGGGUCCUCCAUUACCGGCUACUUCAUUGAAAAGAAGGAGACCACUUCCAAACGCUGGACCCGAGUCACUCGGGAACCGAUCCGUGCUCUCCCACUGGGCAACAACUGGGACGUUACAGGCCUAAUGGAGGGUGCACUGUACCAGUUCAGGGUGAUCGCCAUCAACGCAGCUGGCUGUGGCCUGCCCAGCCUGCCUUCAGACCCCGUACUCUGCAGAGACCCCAUCAAACCUCCAGGGCCACCUUACCCGAAGGUGUCAGACUGGACUAAAUCAACCGUGGAGCUUGAGUGGCUCCCUCCUUCGUCGGAUGGAGGGUCCAAGGUGACCGGUUAUGUUGUUGAGUUCAAGGAGCCUGAGAGUGAUGAGAGCUGGCAGAAGGCAAAGGACACUGAGGUUAGAGGAACCAAGUACGUGGUGGCCGAACUUAAAGAAGGAGGCCUCUACCAGUUUAGAGUCCGAGCCGUGAACUCAGCUGGAGUUGGAGAGCCUGGUCUCGUGUCCGAAUUGAUUGAGGUCAAAGACAGAACAAUUCCUCCUGAGAUGGACCUGGAUGCUUCGGUGAAGGAAAAGAUUGUCGUCCAUGCAGGAGCUACCAUCCGCAUCAUUGCAUACGUUUCUGGUAAACCUGCUCCACAGAUCACCUGGUGCCGCGACGACGGUGAAGUGCCCAAAGAGGCUCUAGUGGAGACAACAGGCAUCUCCAACUCACUGGUCAUCAAGAACUGCAGGCGCCAACAUCAGGGCAUGUACACGCUCACUGCCAAGAACGAGGGUGGUGAGAGGAGGAAGGCCGUCAUCGUUGAAGUUCUUGAUGUUCCUGGACCUGUUGGUCUUCCUUUUGCCGGUGAGAAUCUGACCACUGACUCCUGCAAACUGACCUGGUACUCCCCCGAAGAUGAUGGAGGCUCGGCCAUCACCAACUACAUAAUCGAGAAGCGAGAAUCUGACCGCAUGGGCUGGACCUCGGUGUCCUACACAGUGACUAGGAACAACGCGGUGGUACAGGGUCUGAUCGAGGGCAAGGGUUACUUCUUUAGGAUCGCAGCCGAGAACAUCAUUGGAAUGGGACCUUUCAUCGAGAUCGAUAACAUGGUCCUCAUUAAGGACCCCAUCUCCGUCCCAGAGCGUCCAGAGGACCUGAUUAUAACCGCAGUCACCAAGGACUCCAUCUCUGUUGCUUGGAGACCCCCUAAAUACGACGGCGGAGCGGAAGUGACCUCCUACGUCCUUGAGUCAAGGAUGGUGGGCCGGGACACUUUUGCUCGUAUAGGUGGUGAGGACAAGCUGAUGGACAGGAAGUUUACGCUGACCGGACUGAAGGAAGGCUCGAGUCACGAGUUCAGAGUCUCAGCCGUCAACCAGGUGGGACAGGGCAAGCAUUCCUUCCCAACCAAACCCGUGCAGUGCAAGGACGAGCUUGAACCACCAACUCUGGACCUAGACUUCAGAGAAAAGAUGAUGGUGAAGGUAGGAGACUCGUGCUUAUUGUCAGGACGCUACAGCGGCAAACCAGCACCAACCAUCAGCUGGACAAAGAAUGAGGAGGAGGUUAAAGCAGAUGAAGAGAUCAGCCUCCACAGCACUGCGCACCACCUUAGCCUGAACAUCCCCAAGGCUAAGAGAGAUCACAGCGGCCGCUACUGCGUCAGCGUCGACAAUGCUGCUGGAACACGUACCGGAGUAUGUGCCCUAACUGUAGUCGACCGCCCACAGCCACCAGAGGGCCCCGUGGUAUUCAACGAAGUCUACAGAAACUACAUGGUCAUCUCCUGGAAUCCACCUCUGGAUGACGGGGGCUGCGCCAUCUCCAACUAUAUCAUCGAGAAGAGAGACACCAACAGAGACCUGUGGAUGCCCGUCACCUCGUCCUCCACCAGGACCACCUGCAAGGUGCCAAAGCUGAUUGAGGGCCGUGAUUACAUCAUCCGGAUCAUGGCUCAGAACAUGUAUGGCAUCAGUGACCCACUUCUGUCUGCGGAGACCAAAGCUAAGGAUAUCUUCAAGGUGCCUGAUGCACCAAAGCAGCCUGUGGUAAAGGAGGUUUACCACGACUCGGCCCUGAUCAGCUGGGAGCCACCUGCUGAUGGAGGAAAGCCAAUUACCGGCUACAUAGUAGAGAGAAAGGAGACCAAGGCCAACAGGUGGGUUCGUUGCAACACAGAAAGAAUCUGCCCUAAAGUUGAAUACUGGGUAACAGAGCUGCUGAAAGGCUGCGAGUACGAGUUCAGAGUCAGCGCCGAGAACGAGGUGGGAGCUGGGGACCCCAGUCCACCCUCCAAACCAGUUUUUGCCAAGGAUCCUAUUGUGAAACCCAGUCCACCUGUCAAUCUUCGUGCCAUCGACUUCACCAAGGAAUCUGUCACUCUGUCCUGGGAGCCACCCACCGACACUGGACGGGGAAAGAUCUUUGGAUACCUGCUGGAGUUCCAGAAGGCUGGUGAAGACGAGUGGCACAAGGUGAACCAGACUCCAGACUCCUGCCAAGAGACCAAGUUUAAGGUGAUCAACCUUGAAGAUGGUUCUCUGUACCGGUUCAGAGUCAUUGCUGUGAAUGCUGCGGGAGAGUCUGACCCAGCAAACCUGAGGGAGCCAAUCAGAGUACAGGAGAGGCUUGAGCCUCCAGAGCUGAUUCUAGAUGCUGGAAUGACCCGAGAGGUGAAGGCUAUGGCUGGCACUCAUAUCACCCUGAUGGCCACCAUCAAAGGCUGCCCAUUCCCCACUGUCACCUGGAAGAAGAAUGACGCAGAGGUUCCCACAAGGGCGGACAUUGAGACAAACCAGAUGGGUACCAAACUGGAGAUGAGAUUCUGCAACCGUGGAGACUGUGGAGACUACACCCUGACAGUGGAAAACCCGGCCGGGUCAAAGACGGCUACCUGCACUGUGCUGGUGUUUGACAAACCUGGCCCUAUUCAGCACCUCAGGGUGUCUGACAUCCGGAGCGAUUCCGCCUACCUGUCGUGGAAGGAUCCAGAAGACAAUGGCGGCUCUCGCAUCACUAACUUUGUGGUAGAGAAGAAAGACACUGCCGCCACUCAGUGGGUCCCUGUCUGCUCCACCUCCAAGAAGCGCAGCAUGAUGCUGAAGCACCUGAUGGAGGGAACAUCCUAUAUGUUCAGAGUUGCUGCGGAAAACCACUACGGUCGCAGUGAAUAUGUGGAGACACCAAAGGCCAUCAAGGCUAUGAAUCCCCUCUUCCCUCCGGGUCCUCCCAAAGACCUGCAUCAUGUAGAUGUUGACAAAACCGAGGUCUGGUUGGUCUGGAACUGGCCUGAUCGCAAUGGGGGAAGUGAGAUCACUGGCUUCUUUGUGGAGUAUCAGGAAGAGGGAGUGAGGGAUUGGGAAGAAUGGAAGACUGUGAGCAUCCCAGAGAGUCAUGUCACCGGCCUGGAGGAGGGAAAGACCUACCGCUUCAGAGUAAGGGCUGAAAACGCCAUCGGACUCAGCAGACCUGAUACCACCCUGCCCAUCCUUUGCCAGGAGAAACUAGUCCCUCCAAUUGUCGAGGUGGAUGUUAAGCUCAUUGAAGGAAUCAUUGUGAAGGCCGGCACCACCAUCAGGUUACCGGCUAUCAUGAGAGGAAUCCCUGUGCCCACUGCCAAGUGGUCCAUUGAAGGGGAGGAAAUCACAAGCCAGGGCAACAUUAAAAUCGACACUGACAAUUUCUCCACGGUGCUCAACAUUAAUGAGUGCACCAGGAACCACACAGGCACCUACCUGCUCACCGUCUCAAACCCAGCAGGGACUAAAACCGUGGCCCUCAAUGUAACAGUUCUAGACGUCCCGGCUGCUCCUAUCGGACCCGUCAACAUCCUGGAAGUUACUCCAGACUCCAUGACAAUUGAGUGGCGCCCACCAAAGGAUGACGGAGGCAGCCCUGUCACCAGCUACAUUGUGGAAAAAAGAGAGUCCAGCAAGGAAACCUGGGGGGGAGUUAGCUCCGGCAGCCUCGACACUCAGCUCAGAAUCACUCGCCUGCAGAAGGGAGCGGAGUAUGUGGUCCGUAUCCGUGCUGCAAACAAGAUGGGAGUGGGCGCUCCUUUGGAGAGCAAGCCCACUGUGGCUGAACACACCUUUAUGCCACCUAGUCCACCUGGUAAACCCCACCAUUACGAUCUGUCUGAAGAUGCCGUCACGAUUGGAUGGACCAUGCCUCUUGCUGAUGGUGGCAGCCAGAUCACUGGCUACCUCAUUGAGCGCAGACACAAGGGAGGAAAGUGGAUCCGCGUCAAUAGGACCCCAUGCAAGGACCUACGAUACAGAGUCCAGGGUCUCUUUGAAGGAAGUGAAUAUGAAUUCCGGGUGUUUGCUGAGAAUAUUGCUGGUUAUAGUGGUCCUUCUCCCACCUCUGACCUCUGCAAGCCCUGCAGACCCAUCACAGUCCCAAGCUCACCCAUUAACCCCAAAGUAAAGGAUUACAGUAAGAACACAGCAGACCUGGUUUGGACAAAACCCUCCAGAGAUGGCGGCAGCCCAAUCCUGGGCUACACUGUGGAAAUGAAGAAGGCGGACACUGAGGAGUGGAAGAAAGUUAACCUGGAUGAUUUUAUCAAGCAGUGUGCCUACACAGUGAAGGGUCUUGAAGAAGGUGUGAGCUACAACUUCAGAGUCCGUGCUUCCAAUAUGAUUGGAGAUGGAGAGCCCAAGGAAAUGCCAGAUUCUAUCACUGCUCAGGAUAUCCUCAUCCCACCUGAGAUUGAAAUGGACCUCACCUGUCGCGAGAGACUGACAGUACGUGUCGGUCACAACCUCAACAUCAUUGGCUACGUCAAAGCCCGUCCUGAUCCUGAAGUCAUUUGGUCGAAGGGGGAGGCGGUUCUGGAGAACAGCAAGCGCUUGACCAUCGUCCAGAACUUCCCUGUGGUUCACCUCAAGGUAAAGGAGGCAACAAGGAAUGAUCACGGCCAGUACACGGUGAAGGCUUCAAACGAGGGUGGUGAGGCUUCCUGCACCAUCACAGUCAAUGUGCUGGACAGACCCAGUCACUGCCAGAAUCUGCACAUCACUUAUGCCACCAAGAGCUCCUGUAUGGUCAACUGGGAGGCACCCAUCGACAACGGAGGGUCAGAGAUCACCAAUUACAUCGUGGAGUGCCGUGAGCCCAGCAUCAGCAUGUGGUCCAUGAUCUCCUCCAACUGCACUAAUCGCAAAAUCAAAGCCAAACUGAUGGAGGGCCAUGAGUACCUGUUCCGCGUCUGUGCUGUGAACAAGUUGGGACCUGGUCCCUGUGUGGAAACCAAGACCCCUCUGCUGGCCAUAGACCCCAUAGAGAAGCCCGGUGAGCCUGAGAACUUUAGAGCCACCGACAUUGGUAAAAACCACGUCUAUCUAAGGUGGAGGAAACCCGAUUAUGAUGGUGGCAGCCCCAACCUCUCCUACAACUUGGAGUGCAAACAUAAAGAUGCAGAAGAGUGGGAGAAGCUCAACGCCGGCAUACUAACGGAUACCUUUUUCUUGGCGAACAAGCUGGUUGAGAACCAAACAUACACAUUCAGGGUGCAAACUGCGAAUGAGGGAGGAGAAAGUGCUUGGGUAAAGAUUCCUGACAUCGUGGUGAGGGAGGAGCUCCAGAAGCCAGUUAUUGAUCUGAAGGUAACUGGAACCAUGACAGUAAAGGCUGGAGAGUCCGUCAGGAUGGAAGCAGCGCUGAGAGGAAAACCCCCGCCUGAAGUCAAAUGGGCCAAAGACAAGGCUGUGGGAGACAAUCCAAGGAUGAGCUAUGAAACUGGUCCAGAUUACUCCAAAUUCCUCUUGACCAAGUCUAGACGCACAGACACUGGAAAAUACAUUGUCACUGCCACCAAUCCAGCUGGCACAUUCACGGCCUACGCCAAUGUCAAUGUCUUGGAUGUCCCGGGACCCGUGAGGAACCUGAGGAUCACUGGCAUUGGAGCUGACAAGUGCAGAGUGAUAUGGGACAGUCCGGAGGAUGAUGGAGGCUGUGAGGUGGACAGCUACAUUGUGGAAAAAUGCGAGACCAGGAGAAUGGUCUGGUCCACUUACUCUGCCUCUGUGGUCACACCUUACUGCAACGUCACUCGUUUGGUGGAGGCUAACGAGUACAUCUUCAGAGUAAGGGCAGAAAAUAAAAUGGGUACCGGGCCAGCCAUGGAGAGCAAGCCUGUAACCGUCAAGACUCAGUUCAACAAACCUGGACCCCCUGAAGCCCCUGAAGUUACAAAGGUCAGUAAGGAUGAGAUGACUGUGGUUUGGGCUCCACCAGAGAAUGAUGGUGGAAAGUCCAUUACCGGCUACAUCCUGGAGAGAAAAGAGAAGCGGGCAGUGCGCUGGGUGGCGUGCACUAAGAGCCCCAUCUCUGAGAGACGCAUGAAAGUGACAAACCUGAUUCCGAACCAUGAGUACCAGUUCAGAGUAAAAGCAGAAAAUGAAGUUGGCCUUGGAGAGCCAAGCAAACCGUGUAGACCUGUUGCAGCCAAAGAUCCUAUCGAACCACCUGGGCCACCAGCAUACCUGAAGGUCUCUGACAGCACAAAGACCUCUAUUACCCUUUCCUGGUCUAAACCUGUGUAUGACGGUGGCGCCCCCAUCAUCGGUUACAGCCUGGACUUGAGGCUUAAGAGCGAAGCCGACCCAGAGAAACCCUCUGAGGGCUGGAAGAGAAUCGAUACACGCGGCCCUCUGGUGAUCACAGAGUUCACUAUCGGCCAGCUGGACGAGAAGCAGGAGUACGAAUUUAAGGUGUCCGCCCAAAAUCAGGUGGGCUGGGGACGCCACGCCUAUCUGAAGGAGGCCGUGUCUCCCAAGGAGAUCAUUGAGGCUCCAGAAAUCGAGCUGGAUGCCAGUCUAAGGAAAGGUCUUGCUGUUAGGGCUGGGUGUCCGAUUCGGUUGUUUGCUGUGAUCAGAGGAAGGCCGGCCCCCAAGGUGACCUGGAAGCGCAUUGGCGUGGACAAUGUCGUCCGCCGAGGUCAUGUGGACCAGGUGGACACCAUGUGUUUCCUGGUAAUCCCUGAGAGCACAAGAGAUGAUUCUGGAAAAUAUUCACUCACUCUGUCCAACUCAGCUGGAGAGAAGGCAGUGUUUGUUCGCGUCAAAGUCCUCGACACACCUGGUCCCGUUGGUGGACUGGAUGCCACCGAUAUAACCAAGACCACCGCUCAGCUGUCCUGGUUGCCACCAGAAAACGAUGGUGGCAGCCCCAUUCUGAAUUACAUUGUUGAGAAACGUGAAGUGGACAGGAAGACCUGGACCAAAUGCAUAGAGGACCUGAAGAAAACUAGCUUCAAGGUAACCAACAUGACGCCAGGUAUCGAGUACUACUUUAGAGUUACGGCGUGCAACAAAUACGGAAUCGGAGUUCCUCAGGAUUCUCCCAGGUCCUAUCUGGCUGUAGAUCCUAUAAGUGAGCCAGACCCUCCUAAGAAGAUGGACGUGUUGGACAUCACAAAGAACAGCGCCACCCUGGGCUGGCUGAAGCCUCUCAGAGAUGGAGGAGCUAAGAUCAACGGCUAUGUGGUUGAGUACCAGGAAGAGGGUUCACCCGAGGACAAAUGGACACCUUACUCUGUGGUGAAAGAUCUCAGCAUCGUCGUUGUCGGCCUGAAGGAAGGGACGAAAUACAGGUUCCGAGUGGCAGCUAGGAACUCUGUGGGAGUCAGCUUGGCUCGUGAGGCAGAGGGAAUGUUUGAGGUCAAGGAACAACUCAUGGCUCCAAAGAUCAUUCUACCUGACACAGUGACGGUGAGGGCCGGAUCCAAAAUGUUGAUCGAGGGCAUUGUGGCUGGAAAGCCCGCUCCUUUCUGCAAGUGGAAACAGAGCAAUGAGGACGUGCUGACCUCUGACCGCCUGUCCGUCAUAAAGACACAGACAACCUGCACUCUCAUCAUAAAGAACGUGAACAGAAAGGACAGCGGCUAUUACAGCCUGUCGGCUGAGAACAGUACCGGCAAGGUCAACCAGAUCCUCAGAGUCAUUGUUCAGGACAUCCCUGGACCUCCAGGAGGUCCUUUGGAAAUCUCUGAGUUGGAUAUCGAUUCUUGCACGCUGCUGUGGAACACUCCGGAAGAAGAUGGCGGCAGCCACAUCACCAACUACAUUGUGGAGAAGUGUGACAUCAGUCAGGGUGACUGGAUCACUGUCUCAACUUCCUGCACCAAGACCAGCUACCGAAUGACCAAACUGACGACUGGAAAAGAGUACUGGUUUAGGGUCCGUGCUGAGAACAAAUCAGGCAUUUCUGAGCCUCUCUACUCUGACAAGAUGAUUGCCAGAUAUCCAUUCGAUCCUCCCAGUGAACCCAAAAACCUGCAAAUCAACAAGAUCAACAAGGACUUUGUUAUUCUCUCUUGGGAGCGUCCCAGCAGUGAUGGCGGAAGCCCCAUCACUGGUUACUGCAUAGAGAAGAAGGAGAGGAACAGCCUGCUGUGGGUAAAGGCUAACGAGUCUGCGGUUAAAGCCACCCAGUACACCUGCACAGGCCUCAUGGAGGGCCUGGAGUACACCUUCAGGGUGUCAGCUUAUAACAUGGCUGGUCAAGGCAAACCCUGCAAACAGACAGACUUCAUCACAGCCAGAACAGCUGUUGAUCCACCUGGUAAACCAGAGGCAAUGGACGUGUCUAAAAGCUCAGUGUCGCUGAUUUGGAGCCGUCCUAAACAUGAUGGUGGCAGCAAACUGAUUGGCUACUAUGUUGAAUACACCAAACUACCAGAGGAGAAGUGGACCCGAUGCAAUGCCAACUGCAUGAAUAUCCAGACAGAGAGCUAUGUGGUUCAAGGCUUGGAGGAGGGUCAGAGGUACCAGUUUAGAAUUAUCGCCAAGACUGCCGUGAACAUCAGCCUCCCCUCUGAGCUGUCGGAUCCCAUCCCUGUCAUUGAUGAGAAUGUUCCUCCUCGUCUUGAACUGGGUGCCAACAUGAAAAACCUUAUUGUGGUAAAAGCAGGGGAGAACGUCUUCAUGGAUGCUGAGAUUCACGGGAAACCCCUACCUAAGGUGAGCUGGAAGAAGGACGGCGCACCUCUGGCGAUAGCAGAGGGAAUGAAGGCGUCUCAGAAGAAACACGUCCAUAUGCUGGAGCUCUUCUCGGUCACCAGAAAGGAAUCUGGGGACUAUACCAUCGUUGCUGAAAAUCUGAGUGGUAGCAAGCAUGCCACUAUAAAGCUUAAGGUGUUGGACAAACCCGGCCCUCCAGCCUCAAUAAAAAUAGCCAAGGUGUUUGCUGAUCAUGUGAAGCUUCGAUGGGAGCCUCCAAUUGCAGACGGAGGAUCUGAAAUCACCAACUACAUCAUUGAGAAGCGCGAGACGAGCAGGGCUAACUGGGCGCUAGUAACCGCUAACCUCCAUGGCCACCUCACUGACUGCUCAGUGGAGAAGCUCAUUGAGGGUCAUGAGUAUCAGUUUAGAGUGAGCGCCGAGAACCAGUAUGGUGUGGGAGAUGCCAUCAUGACGGAUGCUGUCAUGGUGAAGAACCCAUAUGAUGUUCCUGGGCCAUGUGAGCCACCGGUUAUUACAAACAUCACCAAGGACGCAAUGACUGUCAGUUGGAAAGCCCCUGCCAACGAUGGCAAAGCUCCCAUCCUGGGUUACUUAUUGGAGAAACGUGAGGCCACAGAGCUGACCUGGGCUAAAGUCAACCGUCGGCCGGUUAUUGACAGAACAAUCAGGGCAACUCAACUGACUGAGGGCUCAGAGUACGAGUUCAGAGUGAUCGCUUUGAACAAGGCCGGUCUAGGCAAACCCAGCGAUGCUUCGAACGCUGCUCUAGCUGUCGACCCUGUCUAUCCACCUGGCCCACCUGCAUUCCCCAAGGUGGUGGAUUCUACCAAGAGCUCAGUCAGCCUCAGCUGGACCAAACCGGCUUACGAUGGCGGCUGUGAAAUCACAGGAUAUCUGGUGGAGUGCAAGCGAGCCGAUGCAGAGCAGUGGACCAAGUGCAACGUCCCAAAGAAACUCCAGGCCACCAAGUUUGUGGUGACUAGACUAAUGGAAAACACAGAGUACCAGUUCAGAGUCACUGCUGUCAACAAGAUCGGCUACAGUGAGCCCAGCGAGGUUCCUGGGAACCACAUGGCAAAGGACAUCCUGAUUGCCCCUGAAGCUGAGCUGGAUGCUGACCUGAGAAAGGCUUUAGUUCUGCGAGCCGGCAUCACCAUGAGGCUCUAUGUCCCGCUGAGAGGACGCCCAGCCCCAAAGGUGACAUGGUCAAAGGUGGACGCCAACCUUAAGGAGAGGCAAGGCCUCUUGAUCAAGACGUCUGAAUGGGACACCUUCCUGAUGAUCGAGGACAUCAACAGAUAUGAUGCCGGCAAAUAUGUGCUGUCUCUGGAGAACAGCAGUGGAUCCAAGAGCUACACUAUCAUUGUAAAGGUCCUCGAUUCCCCUGGACCACCUGUCAACCUGGUUGUUAAGGAGACCUCCAGGACCCAUGCCUGGAUAAACUGGGAACCACCAAUGAUCGAUGGAGGAAGUCCAGUGAAGAGCUACAUUGUAGAGAAACGUCUGGCUGAGAGGAAGGCAUGGACCUGUGUCUCAGCAGAGUGUCACAAGACCUCCUUUAGGAUCACAAACCUGGAGCCAGGUCAAGCCUACUGCUUUAGAGUUCUGGCUGAAAACUCCUAUGGCAUUGGAGAAGGCUGUGAGACUGAGGGCAGUGUGCGGGCCUCAGAGCAACCCGGUCCAGUUACAGAUUUCAAAGCCCAAAAGACCACCAAAAACUCAAUCACACUGGGCUGGAAGAAGCCCAUAAGUGAUGGAGGGAGCUACAUCACCUCUUACAUCCUGGAGCAGAGCGAAGGUGAGGAGAAGUGGAAGGAGAUCAUGAAGGGCAAGAACACCACUCACACCAUCAGCGAGCUGGCAGAGGGCAAAGAGUACUUAUUCAGGGUCAAGGCCCUCAAUGAGACUGGGGAGGGACCACCAACUGAGCUAACUGCUGUAGCAAAGGACCAGUUUGUGCUGCCUGACUGCAACCUGAGCAGUCUUCAGGAUGGUUGCUGUGUGGUCAAGGAGGGUGCCACCAUGCGCAUUAACAUUCCUGUCAUUGGUGUGCCCUACCCCACUGCCACCUGGAAGAAGGGUGAUGUGGGAGUUGGUGACACUGGACGUCUAUGCAUUGAGGCCUCCCAGGGCCUCACCACCCUACUAAUCAGAGACUGCCAGAGAGGAGAUGCUGAUACCUACACCAUCAAUGUCAGAAACAGUGCCGGCUCAAAGGACUGCAAGUUCCAGCUAAAAGUAGUUGGGAAGCCGGGUAUAUGCACUGGGCCCAUCAAGUUUGAUGAAAUAACAGCUGAUGGCAUCACCCUGGAGUGGGCACCGCCCAAAGACGAUGGCGGCGCAGAGGUGUCCAAUUACAUCCUUGAGAAGAGGAGGACAACAGACAACAAAUGGGCUACGGUUGCAUCAGCCAUUCAGAAGACAACCAUGAGGGUGAUCAGACUCCAUGAUGGAAUAGAAUAUAUCUUCAGAGUGUGUGCCGAGAAUAAGUACGGGAUUGGAGAAUAUCUGAGGUCUGACCCUGUCAUCGCCCAGCAUCCUUUCAAUGUGCCCGAGGCACCAGCUCCUCCUGAGAUUUUGAGCAUUCGACAUGAGUCGGCCAUUCUGACUUGGUCUGAUCCUAAAGACAAUGGUGGCUCCCCCAUUACUGGAUAUUACCUUGAGUUUAAGGAGAGGAACAGCCUGAUGUGGAAACGAGCCUGUAAAACUCCUUUGAGAGUCAAGGAGUGUAGAGUUACAGGUCUAAUAGAAGGACUAGAGUACGAGUUCAGAGUGAUGGCCAUGAAUAUGGCUGGCCUGGGAAAGGCAAGCAAAGUCACAGAGGCUGUCGUCGCACUUGAUCCUAUUGAUCCACCUGGCAACCCGGACGUGAUCAAUGUAACCAGGAACUCAGUCACUCUAAUGUGGACUGCUCCUAAAUACGAUGGUGGCUACAAGCUGACUGGCUACAUGGUGGAGAAACUAGAGGCUGGUGGAAAGGCAUGGAUGAAGGCCAAUCAUGUGAACAUCCUGAGUUGUGCUUUCACUGUCCCGGACCUGACAGAAGGAGCUCAGUAUCAGUUUAGAAUCAGGGCCAAGAAUGCUGCUGGUGCUAUCAGUGUUCCCUCCGAGCCUACUGAAUCCCUGACCUGCAGGGAUGAGUUUGAGCCCCCAUCUAUCACCCUUGACCAAGAGAUGAAAGAUGUUGUAUCUGUCAAGGCAGGGGACACAAUUGUUAUAUCAGCUGCUAAGAUUUUGGGCAAACCUCCACCAACUUCUUUCUGGUCCAAGGGAGGUCGUGAGUUCAAGAACUCGGACAUUGUCACUGUGACUACCACUCCAACUUCCUCGACUCUUGCUAUUAAAUAUGCAAGCCGGAAGAACACAGGAGACUACACAAUCACUGCAGCCAACCCAUUCGGUAUAAAAGAAGAACACAUUAAAGUGAAGGUUCUUGAUGUUCCUGGACCACCAGGCCCCAUUGAAGUCAGUAACAUUUCAGCUGAAAAGUGUACCCUGACCUGGCUUCCACCUGAGGAGGAUGGAGGUGCUUCUAUCAAGUCCUACAUCCUUGAGAAGAGAGAAACUAGCCGCCUACAGUGGACCAAAGUAGCUGAAAAUAUCAUGGACUGCAGAUUUGUAGCCAGCAAACUGAUAAAGGGCAACGAGUAUAUCUUUAAAGUGACUGCUGUAAACCUGUAUGGUACAGGAGACUCUAGCUUGUCUGGUCCUGUGAAAAUGGUUGACAGCUUUGGUCCACCAGGUCCACCAUCAGCCCCAGAGGUUGAUAACGUUAGUCGAAAUGCUGUUACUAUUUCAUGGAAGAGACCUGUACAGGACGGAGGAAGUGACAUUAGAGGAUAUUGUGUAGAAAGGAAAGAAAAGAAAGGAAUGAGAUGGGUUAGAGCCUGUAAGAGGACGGUUCCUGACCUUCGCUUCAAGGUACAAGGCCUGAGUGAGGGAGUAGAGUAUGAGUUUAGAGUCACUGCUGAGAAUAAAGCUGGAUUUGGGCAGCCGAGUGAGCCAUCACGCCCAGUAAUGACCAAGGACAUUGUAUAUCCACCCGGUCCUCCAUCAAACCCUAGGAUUACAGACACUACAAAAACGACAGCAUACUUCGCAUGGGGUCGCCCUCAUUAUGAUGGUGGUCUUGAAGUUGAUGGGUACAUCGUUGAAUAUAAAAAAGAGGGUCAUGAUGAUUGGGAGACAGAGACACAGUACCCAGUUAAAACUACUGAAUAUAUUAUUGGUAAACUUCAAAAAGGAGGAAAAUACCACUUCAGAGUUUGUGCUGUAAACUCUGAGGGAGUAGGUGAACCUGCAGAGGUUGAAAAAGUAACUGAACUGGUUGAUCAGGAAACCGUACCAGACUUUGAGCUGGAUGCUGAACUUAGGAAAACUCUUGUCGUUAGAUGCCGUGCUUCCAUCCGUCUAUUUGUUCCCAUCAAGGGCCGCCCUGUUCCUGAAGUCACUUGGAGCAAAGAAAAUACCAACCUGAAAGCACGUGCACACAUUGAUACCACAGAGUCCUACACACUACUUGUUAUUCCUGACUGCACUAGAUACGAUGCUGGGAAAUAUCAUCUUUCUUUAGAGAACGUCGCUGGCAAGAAGACAGGCUUUAUCAACGUGAGAGUUCUUGACACUCCUGGACCCCCAGUCAACCUAAAACCAAGAGAGAUCACUAAAAACAGCAUAACUCUCCAGUGGGAAAUUCCCAUUAUUGAUGGAGGGUCCAAGAUUCAUAACUACAUCAUUGAAAAGAGAGAUGCCACGAAAAAGGCUUACACAGUCCUUAGCACCACAUGGCAAAAGUGUUCCUUUAAAUUUGAAGACCUUGUUGAGGGUGCUUAUUACUACUUCCGUGUCUCUGCUGAAAAUGACCUUGGUGUAGGUGAGCCCGCUGAAACAGCUGAGCCUAUAAGGGUGUCACAGGCCCCCUCUCCACCGGAUAACUUGUAUGUUACUGAUAUGACCGCUGACAGUGCUAGCCUUGCAUGGACCAAGCCUCUUCAUGAUGGCGGCAGCUUGAUUACUGGAUAUGUAAUUGAGGCUCAAAAGAAAGACACUGAUCAAUGGGUCCACAUAACCACCAUCAAAGCUCUUGAUUAUACUGUGACCGAUCUUGUUGAGGGUGCUGAAUACACCUUCCGCGUAAUGGCUGUCAAUGCAUCAGGCAGGAGUGAUCCUCGCGAGAGCCGACCAGCUCUGAUUAAAGAGCAAACAUCUGCUCCAUCUUUUGACCUGAGAGGAGUCUACCAGAAAACUGUAAUUGCCAAAGCAGGGGAUCGUGUUAAGGUGGAGAUUCCCGUGUUGGGAAAACCCAGGCCAGUUGUCUCAUGGAAGAAGGGAGACAUAGUGCUCAAAGAAACCCAAAGAAUCAACAUUGAAACCACAGCAACAUCAACCAUCCUUAACAUCAGUGAGAUCAAAAGAACUGAUCAAGGCCAGUAUUCAAUGACUGGGAAGAAUAUGCUUGGAACAUUGACAGAAACUAUCACAGUCCUGGUCCACGAUAUUCCAGGUCCACCCACUGGUCCUGUCAAGCUGGAUGAGGUCUCAUGUGAUUAUGUCAUCAUGUCCUGGGAACCCCCUGAGAAUGAUGGCGGUGUUCCUAUCAAUAAUUACAUUGUUGAAAUGCGGGAGACUACAGGCACCUCAUGGGUGGAGUUGGCAGCUACUGUUAUUCGCACCACAUUCAAAGCAGCACGACUUAAUACUGGAACCCAGUAUCAGUUCCGCAUCAAGGCUCAGAACAGAUAUGGCAUUGGACCAUGUCUUCUCUCUGAACCAGUGUUGGCUGCUUAUCCAUUUGAUGUGCCCAGCCAGCCCGGUAUUCCUGUGGUCACAUCAUUCAACAAGGAUUCAAUGACUGUUAGUUGGAACGAGCCAUCCUCUGAUGGGGGCAGUCCUAUUCUUGGCUAUCACAUUGAUAGAAAAGAGAAAAACAGCAUUCUGUGGCAGAGGAUCAACAAAGCUCUUGUUGUUGGAAACAUAUUUAAAUCAACAGGCCUUGUUGAUGGCAUUGCAUAUGAAUAUCGUGUUAUUGCUGAAAACAUGGCUGGUCUGAGCAAACCUAGCAAGGCCUGUGAACCUAUGUAUGCUUUGGACCCAGUUGAUCCACCAGGCAGACCUGUGGCAUUAAAUAUUACUAGACAUGAGGUGACAUUAUCUUGGACCAAACCAGAAGGUGAUGGAGGAUUUUCCAUCACAGGAUACACAGUGGAGAGGAAAGAGUUGCCUAAUGGCCGCUGGCUCAAAGCAAAUUUCAACAACAUUCUGGAAACCAUGUUUACAGUCAGUGGUUUGACUGAAGAUGCAACAUAUGAAUUCCGUGUGUUUGCUCGAAACUCAGCUGGUGCUAUCAGUGCUCCUUCUCAACCAUCAGAAGCCAUUACAUGCAGAGAUGACAUUGAAGAGCCCAGGCUUGAUGUUGAUGCAUCAUACAGCAGUAAUGUUGUUGUAAUGGCAGGAGAGCCAUUUAGACUUGAAGCCAAUGUCACUGGCAGACCAAUUCCUUCUUUAGUAUGGACAAAGGAAGGAAAAGAGCUGGAGGACACAGCCAAAAUAGAGAUAAAGACAUCUGACUUCCACACAACUCUAAUCAACAAAGAUUCCCUAAGAAGAGAUGGUGGUGCUUUUACCCUGACUGCAAGCAAUCCUGGUGGUUUUGCUAAGUUCACUUUCAAUGUGAAAGUACUAGACAGACCUGGACCUCCAGAUUCCCUUACAGUUACAGAUAUUGCUGCAGAGAAAUGUGUGCUUAACUGGCUGCAUCCAACACAUGAUGGCGGUGCUAAGAUUGAGUAUUUUAUCAUACAGAGGCGUGAGACCAGCAGGUUGGCUUGGACUAAUGUCGCAACAGAUCUUCAAGCAAACAGGUUUAAGGUCACAAAGCUUCUUAAAGGUAAUGAGUACAUUUUCAGAGUCAUGGCUGUCAACAAGUAUGGUGUAGGUGAACCCCUUGAAACAGAACCUGUUAAUUGUGUCAACCCAUACGGCCCCAGUGACCCACCAACACAGCCUGAGGUCACAACUAUUACCAAAGACUCCAUGGUUGUCUGCUGGGAGCGUCCUGAACAUGACGGAGGCAGUCGAAUUAAUACCUAUGUAAUUGAAAGAAGGGAUAAGACAGGCCUACGCUGGGUCAAAUGUAACAAGAGGACUGUAACUGACUUACGAUUCAAAGUCUCCGGUCUCACACCAGGUCAUGAAUAUGAAUUUAGAGUUUUUGCUGAAAAUAAUGCUGGCCUCAGCCAGCCUAGCCCUUCCAGUCCAUUCUACAAAGCUGUUGAUACCAUCUUCCAGCCUGGGCCUCCCGGAAACCCACGAGUACUAGACACCUCAAAGUCUUCCAUUACAGUCGCCUGGAAUAAACCUGUGUAUGAUGGUGGUUCUGAAAUUACUGGUUAUAUCGUGGAGACCUGCCUGCCUGAGGAGGAUGAAUGGACAAUCCACACUCCCAAGAAGGGAUGGACAGCCACAUCCUUUACUAUCACUAAUCUGAAAGAAAACCAGGACUAUAAAAUUAAUAUCUGUGCUACAAAUAGUGAAGGAGUAGGAGAGCCUGCUGCUGUUCCUGGGGUCCCUAAGGCAGAAGACAGAUUAAUUCCUCCUGAAAUUGAACUUGGAGCAGAGCUACGUAAAGUAGUUUCCAUAAGAGCAUGUAGCACACUCAGACUUUUUGUCCCUAUUAAGGGAAGACCAGCCCCUGAAGUUAAAUGGUCAAGAGAGCAUGGUGAAUCCCUAGAUAAGGCAAAUAUUGAAAUCACCCCAUCAUUCACAACCCUUCAGAUAGAAAACGUUGACAGGUUUGAUGGGGGUAAAUACUUGGUGACAGUGGAGAACGCCUCUGGAAGUAAAACAGCAUUUGUCAAUGUAAGAGUACUAGACACUCCUGGACCACCUCAAAAUCUCAUUGUUAAGGAAGUUACAAGAGACUCCGUUUCCCUCGUCUGGGAUGCACCAAUCAUUGAUGGAGGCUCUAGAAUCCGCAGCUACAUUGUGGAAAAGCGGGAGUCUCAUAGGAAAGCCUACUCGACUGUAUGUGCCAGCUGUCAUAAGUCUAGUUGGAAAGUGGGAGACCUGGAAGAAGGAAAAUUGUAUUUCUUCAGAAUACUGGCUGAAAAUGAGUUUGGUAUUGGUCUACCAGUUGAAACUCUAGAACCAAUUAAGGCAUCAGAAAAGCCUUUACCACCAGGCAAAGUAUCUCUCCGUGAAGUUACUGGAACCAGUAUCACACUGACUUGGGAAAAACCAGAUCAUGAUGGUGGUAGCAGAAUAACAGGCUAUAAUGUUGAGAUGCAAACUAAAGGAAGUGAGAAAUGGACCCAAGUGAUGGUAGUAAAAACCAAUGAGGCUCAGGUGACUGGACUUACACAUGGAGAGGAGUACAUGUUCAGAAUAUCAGCUUUCAACGAAAAGGGCGUUAGUGAUCCCCGACCUCUCAAUGUGCCCGUGGUGGCUAAAGAUCUAGUUAUCCCACCAGCCUUUAAACUGCUUUUUAGCACUUUUAGUGCGCUCGCAGGAGAUGACCUGAAGAUAGAUGUACCUUAUGUAGCCUGUCCUAAGGCUACAAUAACUUGGCUUAAGGAUGGUGUGAUUCUCAAAGAAACAACACGAGUUAAUACUGAAGCCACAGACAAAAACCUUCUUCUCAUCAUUAAAGAUGCUUGUAGAGAUGAUGUUGGUAUGUAUACCAUAAAACUAAACAACACCGCUGGGGAGGCUGCAACAGAUAUAAGUGUUGUCGUCUUAGAUAAGCCCGGUCCUCCAAUUGGUCCGAUCAAGCUGGAUGAGGUCACAUCAGACAGUGUAGUCUUGUCUUGGAAUCCACCACAAUAUGAUGGGGGUUGCUCAAUAAAUAAUUAUAUUGUAGAGAAGAGAGACACAUCAACAACAAACUGGCAAAUUGUGUCUGCUACAGUAGCUAGAACAACUAUCAAGGCAGCUCGUCUGAAGACUGGUUCAGAGUAUCAGUUUAGAAUUGCUGCAGAAAAUAGAUAUGGAAAGUCAUCAUUCCUCCUUUCUGAAAGCAUUGUUGCACAGUAUCCGUUUGAAAUACCCAGUGCACCGCAUUCUGUUGUUGUCCAGUCAGCCACCAAGGAGACCAUGACUGUUGUCUGGGAGAAACCCAGCAAAGACGGUGGAAGCAAAAUACUGGGAUACCACUUGGAACUUAAAGAGCGAAACAGCAUUCUCUGGGUGAAACAGAACAAGCAGCUAAUCCCAGACACAAGAUUUAAAGUGGUUGGUCUUGAAGAAGGCAUUGAAUAUGAGUUUAGAGUAUAUGCUGAGAAUAUUGUUGGCCUUAGCAAACCUAGUAAGGUGAGCGAGAUGCAAGUGGCCAGGGAUCCUUGUGACAGACCUGGAAAACCAGAGGCUGUCAUUGUAACUAGAAACCAAGUGACACUGAGAUGGACCAAACCUGAAUUUGAUGGAGGCAUCAAAAUCACUGGUUAUGUUGUUGAGAAAAAGGAGGCAAAUGGUCGUUGGAUGAAGGCCAGUUUUGCAAACGUAAUUGAGACUGAAUUUGUUGUCACAGGACUUACUGAGGAUCAGACCUAUGAGUUCCGCGUUAUUGCUAAAAAUGCAGCCGGUGUCUUUAGCCAGCCAUCAGAUUCUACUGGAUCCAUCACUGCCAAGGAUGAGAUUGAACCACCCAAAAUUGACUUGGAAGCAAAGUACUCCCAGGUUGUGGUUGUAAAUGCUGGAGAGACAUUUAAACUUGAAGCUGCUAUUUAUGGUAAACCUGUACCAAAUGUACAUUGGCUGAAAGAGGGCAGUGAGAUUGCAGAAGCAGCUCGUUUAGAAAUCCGCAAUACAAAUUUUUCAGCUUGUUUAAUUGUUAAGGAAGCUAUUCGUGUUGAUAGCGGUCAGUACACAUUGCUUGUGAAGAAUGUUGGUGGAGAAAAAACUAUUACCAUUAUGGUCAAGGUCUUGGAUAGGCCAGGUCCUCCUGAGGGCCCUAUUUCUAUCUAUGGUGUCACCAAUGAGAAAUGCUCAAUUUCUUGGAAACCUCCCUUGCAUGAUGGGGGUAGUGAUGUCUCCCAUUACAUUGUUGAGAGAAGGGAAACCAGCAGACUGGUAUGGACUGUAGUUGAACAAAAAGUUCAGACUCUAAAUCUAAAAAUCACCAAACUUCUUCCUGGUAAUGAAUACGUCUUCAGAGUUAUUCCUGUCAAUAAGUACGGUGUUGGUGAGCCUUUGGAAUCUGAGGCAAUGAUUGCAAAAAAUCCAUUUGUCACACCAAGCCCACCAACUGAGGUAGAUGUUUCUUCAAUUACUAAGGACUCAAUGGUUGUUACCUGGGAGAGGCCAAGUAAUGAUGGUGGCAGUUCCAUUCAGGGGUAUGUAAUUGAGAAACGUGAUAAGGAUGGUGUUAGAUGGACUAGAUGCAACAAGCGAAAUGUGACCGAAUUACGGUUUAGAGUAACAGGACUCAUAGAAAACCAUAGCUAUGAAUUCAGAGUAGCUGCUGAGAAUGCUGCUGGAGUUGGCACACCUAGCUCACCAACAAUCUACUAUAAAGCACUGGAUCCUGUCUUUAAACCAGGGCCACCCAACAACCCUAAGGUAGUAGAUACCUCUAGGUCAACUGUGUCUCUUACAUGGGGCAAGCCCAUAUAUGAUGGUGGAAGCGAGAUUAAGGCUUAUAUUGUUGAAGCAUACAAUGUAGCAGCUGAUGAGUGGUUUAUUUGUACUCCUCCCACUGGAAUAACAGAGACAAGAUUUACAGUGAAAAAGCUUCUGGAGAAACAUGAAUAUCAGUUCCGGGUUUGUGCAAUCAACAAAAUUGGUGUUGGAGAACAUGCUGACGUGCCGGGUAAAAUCCUACUUGAAGAGAAACUUGAGGCUCCUGAUCUUGAAUUAGAUGCUGAAAUGAGAAAAAUGAUCAACAUCAGAUCAGCUUGCACUCUGAGAUUGUUUGUUCCUGUGAGAGGACGGCCUGCUCCUGAGUUGAAAUGGGGCAAGGUUGAUGGGGAGAUUAAAGAGACAGCCCAAAUUGACAACACGGGAAGCUAUGCCUCUCUGACCAUUGAAAAUGUUGACCGAUUUGAUAGUGGCAAGUACACACUGACUGCAGAAAAUGCUAGUGGAGUCAAGUCAGUGUUCAUCAGUGUCAGAGUCUUGGACUCUCCUAGUCCACCAACUAACCUAACUGUUAAAGAGAUUACUAGGAACUCUGUCACACUCUCAUGGGAGCCUCCACUUCUGGAUGGUGGCUCAAAGAUUAAGCAUUACAUUGUUGAGAAGCGUGAAAGCACAAGGAAAGUUUACACUACUAUCACAACGUGUAACAAGAUGUCAUGGAAAGUUGAGCCUCUUCCAGAGGGUGGAAUCUUCUUCUUUAGAGUCUUAGCUGAGAAUGAAUAUGGUGUUGGUCUCCAAGCUAAAACUAUGGAUCCAAUCAAAAUAUCUGAGAAGCCUCAACCACCUGGUAAGGUUAGUGUUCUUGAUGUGACUCGCAGCACAGUUACUCUAAAGUGGGAGAAAUCUGAAUAUGACGGUGGUAGUAGAAUCAGCCAUUAUGACAUUGAAAUGGCUCCCAAAGAUAGUGAGGACUGGACUGUGUGUGCCAGUGUGAAAGGCCUGGAGACAGUAGUAAGCAACCUUCUGAAGGGAGAGGAAUAUCAGUUCAGAGUUGUUGCUGUAAAUGAAAAAGGUAAAAGUGACCCACGACAACUGGCUCAUACAGUUGUAGCAAAGGACCUUAUCAUAGAGCCCUCUGUAAGACCUAAAUCAAGUUCCUACAGCGUUCAGGUGGGGAAUGAUCUCAAGAUAGAGGUUCCAUUUGCUGGUCAUCCAAAACCAACUAUCACUUGGACCAAGGAUGGAGUAGCACUUAAGCAGACUACCAGAGUAAAUGUAAGUGACUCAGCACAUCAUACUACUCUAACCAUUAAGGAUGCCACCAGAGAUGAUGGUGGUAUGUACAGUAUCAAUAUUACCAAUGCCUUGGGUUCCAAGGAUGCCACGAUUGAGGUUAUCACCCUUGACAAACCUGGACCACCAACAGGUCCGGUCAAGAUUGAGGAUAUCAGUGCCGAGAGUGUCACUCUUAAUUGGGAACCCCCUACCUACACAGGUGGCUGUCCAGUGUCCAACUAUAUUGUGGAAAAAAGAGAUACAACUACAACUAAUUGGGUUGUUGUUUCUGCCACUGUGGCUAGAACAACUUUAAAGGUAGCAAAUCUAAAGACAGGUGCUGAAUACCAGUUUAGAAUUUUUGCUGAAAACAGAUAUGGAAAGAGUUAUGCAAUUGAUUCCGAGCCUGUUUUAGCACAGUAUCCCUUCCAGGAGCCUGGGCCACCAGGAACACCAUAUGUUUCUUCAUACACUAGAGAUUAUAUGGUGGUUGAGUGGCAUAAACCACCAUCUGAUGGAGGCAGUGCUAUUUUGGGCUAUCAUUUGGAGAGGAAAGAGAAGAAUAGUAUCUUGUGGACAAAGAUCAACAAAAUGCUCAUUCAAGAUUGUAAAUUCAAGUCUACCCCUCUUGAGGAAGGCAUCGAGUAUGAGUACAGAGUAUAUGCUGAGAAUAUAGUUGGCAUUGGCAAGUGCAGCAAAGUUUCUGAGGUUUAUGUAGCUCGUGAUCCAUGUGAUCCUCCUGGCCGUCCUCAAGCUGUUAUUGUAACCCGACAUUCAGUGAAGCUCAGAUGGACACCCCCACAGUAUGAUGGUGGAAGCCUUGUAACUGGCUAUGCAGUAGAGAAGCGAGACCUUCCAGAGGGAAAAUGGAUGAAGGCAAGCUUUGCAAACAUUAUUGAAAAUGAAUUCAUAGUUACUGGCCUGACAGAGGGCAGUAAAUAUGACUUUAGAGUGAUUGCAAGGAAUGCCGCUGGUGCUGUUAGCAAGCCCUCUGAGACGACAGGAUCCAUAACAGCUAAGGAUGAAGUUGAGCCACCAAAGUGUGAGACUGAUUCUAAGUACAAUCAAACUAUUGUCAUCAAUGCUGGAGAGACUUUCACUCUGGAGGCUAGUGUGGAAGGAAAACCCAUUCCAACAGCUCAGUGGUUCAAGGGAAGUGUUGAAGUUGAAAACUCUGCAAGAGCUGAAAUAAAGAACUCCGAUUUUAACGCAUUACUUGUAGUAAAGGAUGCUAUUAGAGUGGAUGGUGGACAGUACACGUUGGUUCUAACAAAUGUUGCUGGAACUCAGACAGUUCCGUUCACUGUGAAGGUACUGGAUAGACCAGGCCCAUCAGAGGGUCCCCUCACAGUCAGUAAUGUUACUGAGGAGAAAUGCUCACUAUCAUGGCUGCCACCCAGGCAUGACGGAGGAGCCAGCAUUUCUCACUAUGUCAUUCAAAAGCGAGAAACUAGUCGCUUGGCAUGGACUGUGGUCUCUAGUGAUUGUGGAGCUACAAUGUUCAAGGUAACAAAACUACUGAAAGGCAAUGAGUACAUCUUUAGAGUCAUGGCUGUCAACAAGUACGGGGUAGGUGAGCCUCUGGAAUCAGAGCCAGUUGUCAUGAGAAAUCCAUUUGUUCCUCCUGGUGCACCUUGUGAACUAGAGAUCACUAACAUUACAAGGGAUUCAAUGACUGUCUGUUGGAACCGUCCAGAGUCUACAGGAGGAAGUGAAAUUGUUGGUUAUAUUAUUGAAAAGAGAGACAGAGCUGGAGUAAGGUGGACCAAGUGCAACAAACGCAGAGUGACAGACUUGCGUUUUAGAGUAACAGGACUCACUGAGGACCAUGAAUAUGAGUUCAAGGUAUCUGCUGAGAAUGCAGCUGGAGUGGGCCAGUCAAGUCCACCUACACCCUACCUUAAAGCCUGUGACCCUACUUUCGAACCAGGCAUUCCCACCAAUGCCCAUGUUGUUGACACAACAAAAGACUCCAUCAGCUUAGCUUGGCACAGACCUAUAUAUGAUGGUGGUUGUGAAAUCCAAGGAUAUGCCGUUGAAAUUACCAAGGCAGAGGAGGAGGAGUGGACUAUAUGCACACCACCUACAGGAGUACAUGCUACUAAAUUUACCAUCAAAAGUUUGAUAGAGCACCAAGAAUACAAAGUGCGUGUCUGUGCGAUAAAUAAAAUUGGUGUUGGUGAGCCCACAGAAAUUCAAGGAGUCGUUAUCCCUGUGGAUAAAAUCGAUCCUCCAGAAAUGAUUUUAGAUUCAGAGCUCAGGAAGGGAAUAGUUGUUCGCGCUGGAGGCUCAAUGAGAAUCUGCAUUCCUUUUAAGGGUCGUCCCUCUCCUGAAAUAAGUUGGGCCAAAGAGGAUGGGGAACUGCCAAGUAAAGUACAGAUUGAGACCGGUGACGAUUACACACAGCUCUCCAUUGACAUUUGCGAUAAAUAUGAUGCUGGAAAAUACAUCCUUAAUGUAGAAAACAGUGCUGGAAGCAAAUCAGCUUUUGUUUCUGUCAAAGUUUUGGACACACCAGGGGCUCCAUUAAAUCUAAUUGUAAAAGACAUAAAGAGGGAGAGUGUCACUUUGACCUGGGAACCCCCAAUUAUUGAUGGUGGUGCAAGAAUAAAGAAUUACUUGGUUGAAAAGCGUGAGUCAACCAGAAAAGUGUACUCAAAUGUGGACAAUAAAUGUACAAAGACAAGUUAUCGUAUCACAGGCCUAACUGAAGGAACAAUUUAUUACUUUAGAGUCUUAGCAGAGAAUGAAUUUGGUGUUGGACAGGCAAUUGAAACAACAGAACCUGUUAAAGCAUCUGAGCCACCUUUAUCAGUGGGAAAAGUUAAUUUGACUGAAGUCACAAAAACCUCAGCCUCACUCUCCUGGGAAAAGCCAGUCCAUGAUGGAGGCAGCAGGAUCAUUGGAUACUACAUUGAGAUGAUGCCUGUAGGCUCAGAAGAAUGGGUUGUGGCUGCCACAACCAAAACUUGUGAGGGAACGGUCACAGGCCUCAGUGCAGGACAUGAGUACCUUUUUAGAGUAUCAGCAUUCAAUGACAAGGGCAAGAGUGACCCCCGGCCUCUGGCUGCACCAGUAACUGCUAAGGAUGUUACCGCUGAGCCCAGAUUCAAAAUGAGAUUCAAUACUUACAGUUUGCAACAAGGCGAGGAUCUGAAAAUUGAGAUCUCAGUGCUUGGACGCCCCAUUCCAAAGGUUGAAUGGAAGAAGGAAGGGCAAACUCUAAAGGAGACAACCAGAAUAAAUGUGUCAAACACACCAUCAUCUACUAAGUUGGUCAUCAAAGAUGCUAAUAGAGAGGAUGCUGGGAAAUAUGCUGUUACAGCCACCAGUAGCAUUGGAACAGCUACAGAGGAGAUUACUGUUAUAAUUCUUGACAAACCAGGACCUCCUACAGGCCCAAUAAAGAUAGAGGAAGUCAGCUCUAAUUUUGUAAUGCUGUCUUGGGAACCCCCAGUCUAUACUGGAGGCUGUCAGAUCAACAACUACAUUGUAGAGAAGAGAGACACCACUACUACAGCGUGGCAGAUUGUGUCUGCUACAAUUGCCAGGACAACUAUCAAAGUCACAAAUUUAAAGACUGGAACUGAAUAUCAAUUUAGAGUCUCUGCCGAGAAUAGAUAUGGAAAGAGUUCAGCUAUUGUCUCUCCCGCUGUAGUUGCCAAAUAUCCAUUCAGUGAGCCUGCUGCCCCUGGAAAACCAGAUAUUACACAUGCAACUAAGGAUAGUAUGGUCGUUGAAUGGAAACCACCCACCAGUGAUGGGGGUAGCCCAAUUUUAGGGUAUCACCUGGAGAGAAAAGAGAAGAACAGCCUUUUAUGGGCUAAACUUAACAAGCUUCUAAUACCAGAUACACGAUUUAAAACUACAGAAUUGGAAGAAGGUAUAGAGUAUGAAUUUAGAGUUUAUGCUGAAAACAUUGCUGGUCUCAGCCCAGCUAGCAAGGUCUCAGACAGCACAGUAGCCAGGGACCCAUGUGACCCACCAGGCACGCCUGAGGCAAUUGAAAUCACCAGAAAUCGUGUCACACUUCAGUGGACCAGACCCCAGUAUGAUGGAGGCAGUGCAAUCACUGGGUAUUUAAUUGAGAGAAGGAAGCACCCAGAUAUGCGCUGGAUGAAGGCAAGCUUCACCAACAUUAUUGACACCCAGUACACUCUGACUGGUCUUACAGAAGACUGUAUUUAUGAAUUUAGAGUCAUUGCAAGGAAUGCUGCCGGAAUUUCUAGUUCCCCAUCUGAAAGCACAGGGGAAAUAACAGCCAAAGAUGAAAUAGAGGCUCCAGAUGCCACAAUGGAUUCCAAAUUCAAAGAUCUGACUGUUGUCCAUGCCAGUGAGACAUUUAUCAUUGAUGCCGACUACACUGGUAAGCCUCUACCUGAGGUCACAUGGUUAAAGGAAGGGAAGGAAAUUGAUAAGACCACUCCCAGAAUGGAAAUCAAGACCACACUUACCCGCACUAUCCUGACAGUUAAAGACUGCAUAAGAGUUGAUGGGGGGCACUUUGUUCUUAAGCUUGUUAAUGUAGGUGGCGUCAAAAUGAUCCCAGUCAACGUAAAGGUUUUGGACAGACCUGGCCCUCCAGAUGGACCAUUGGAGGUCAAAGGAGUGACAGCUGAAAAAUGUUAUCUGCACUGGAACCAUCCCUUACAUGAUGGUGGAGCUAGCAUUUCUCACUAUAUUAUUGAAAAGAGAGAGACAAGUCGUUUGUCAUGGACCAUGGUUGAGCCGAAGAUUCAGGCGAUCAGCUACAAAAUAACAAAACUGCUACCUGGAAAUGAAUACAUCUUCAGAGUUACUGCUGUGAAUAAAUAUGGAGUUGGCGAACCUUUAGAAUCUGAGCCUGUGGUUGCUCGUAAUCCAUUCACCACUCCCAGUGCGCCCUCUACUCCUGAACCCAGUGCUAUUACAAGGGAUUCCAUUGUGCUUACUUGGGAGCGGCCAGAGAACAAUGGGGGAGCUGAGAUUGAAGGAUAUGUACUUGAAAAACGUGAUAAGGAUGGGAUCAGAUGGACCAAGUGUAACAAGAAGAGACUGACUGACUUAAGAUUUAGGUGCACUGGUCUUACAGAGGGUCAUUCCUAUGAAUUCAGGGUCUCAGCUGAAAAUGCUGCUGGUGUUGGAAAGCCUAGUGCACCAACAGAAUAUAUCAAAGCAUGCGAUGCCAUUUAUCCACCAGGACCUCCAAAUAACCCCAAGGUCACUGACCAUUCUAGCACUACAGUCUCCCUUUCGUGGUCUAGACCCAUCUAUGAUGGUGGAGCACAGGUUACAGGUUAUGUAGUUGAAAUGAAGGAGGCAUUAGACGAUGAAUGGAUUGUUUGCACACCUCCUACUGGUGUGCAAGACACUCACUACACUGUAAAGAAAUUGAAGGAAAAUGGAGAAUAUAAUUUCCGCAUAUGCGCAAUAAACUGUGAGGGAGUAGGCGAUCAUGUGGACCUGCCAGGGUCUGUGAUUGCUGCUGAGAAGCUACAGGCCCCUGAAAUUGAAUUAGAUGCUGAUCUGAGAAAGAUGGUCAAUGUCCGUGCCAGCGCAACCCUGCGCCUCUUUGUGACUAUCAGAGGAAAGCCUGAGCCUGAAGUCAAAUGGUCAAAGGCUGAUGGCACUCUAAAUGAGCGUGCCCAAAUUGAAGUCACAAGUUCUUAUACAAUGCUUGUGAUUGAGAAUGUUGACAGGUUUGACACUGGCAAAUAUGUGCUAACGCUUGAGAACCUUAGUGGCUCUAAGUCAGCCUUUAUCAAUGUUAGAGUCCUGGACUCUCCCAGCGCCCCAACAAACCUACAGGUUAAGGAUGUAAAGAGACAUUCUGUCUCUCUUUCCUGGGAGCCUCCUCUUAUUGAUGGUGGUGCUAAGAUAUCUCACUAUAUUGUGGAGAAGAGAGAGCAGAAGCGAAUGGCUUUCACCAGUGUUAGCACCAACUGUGUUCGGAACUCUUACAUUAUUUCUGACCUGCAGGAGGGAGGUAGAUACUUCUUCCGUGUGUUGGCUGUUAAUGAACUGGGAGUUGGGCUGCCAGCUACCACAGAUCAAGUCAAGGUUUCAGAAGCACCUUUACCCCCUGGAAAAAUUGCUGUGGUUGAUGUAACUCGCCAUACUGUCACACUUUCAUGGGAGAAACCUGAUAAUGAUGGAGGCAGCAAAAUCACAAGCUAUAUUGUUGAAAUGCAGCCCAAAGGAGAUGAAAAAUGGACAGUGUGCAGUGAAGCCAAAGCACUAGAAGCUACAAUUGAUGGACUCUCUACUGGAGAGGAAUAUUCCUUCAGAGUAAUUGCUGUGAAUGACAAGGGUAGAAGUGAUCCCAAGCCUUUGGCUGCCCCUGUGGUGGUUAAAGACAUAACAAUGGAGCCAACCAUCAAUUUGCUUUUCCAUACAUACAGUGUGAAAGCAGGAGAUGAUUUAAAGAUUGAUGUUCCUUUGAAAGGCAGACCUCAGCCUGAGGUGUCCUGGAAGAAAGAUGGCCAUGUGCUCAAGCAGACUACUAGGGUAAAUGUUCUCAAUUCAAAGACCUCAUCCAAGAUCAUCAUCAAAGAUUCCACCAAAGAGGAUACUGGAAAAUAUGAGAUCACUCUGACUAAUUCAAUCGGUACAAAAACAGCUGAAAUUUCAGUAAUAAUUUUGGAUAAGCCUGGCCCCCCCAGUAACAUUAGGGUAGAUGAAGUGAGUGCUGACUUCAUCUCUCUGUCCUGGGAUGCUCCAACCUAUGAUGGUGGCUGCCAGAUUAAUAACUAUGUUGUGGAGAAGAGAGACACUACCUCAACAACAUGGCAAAUUGUCUCAGCUACAGUAGCCAGGACAUCAAUUAAAGUUUCCCGUCUCAAUCAGGGCACAGAGUACCAGUUCCGCAUUGCAGCUGAGAACCGUUAUGGCAAGAGUCACGCAAUUGAUUCUGCUCCUGUUGUUGCACAAUAUCCAUUUGAGCCUCCUGGUCCUCCAACCAAUCUUCAUGUGGCCCAUGCCACCAAGACUGGCAUGCUUGUGGUAUGGGGCAGACCAGCCAGUGAUGGUGGAAGCCCUGUCAUUGGUUAUCAUAUUGAAUGCAAAGACCAAAGCAGCAUUUUGUGGGCCAAAGUCAAUAGAGGUCUGCUGACUGAAAACCAAUUUAAGAUGACUGGCACUGAGGAAGGUCUGUUUUAUCAGUAUAGAGUAUAUGCUGAGAAUAUUGCUGGUAUUGGUCCAUGUACUAAACCUAGUGAACCAGUUGCAGCCAGGGACCCAUGUGAAUCACCACAUAACCUUAAAGUCACAAAUAUUACCAGGAACUCGGUUUCUCUGUUCUGGGAUCCACCUGAAUAUGACGGUGGAGUGAAAAUUGUUGGAUACAUUGUAGAGCGCAAAGAGCUUCCCAAUGGUCGCUGGCUUAAGUGUAACUUCGCCAAUCUACAGGAGACUUACUUUGAUGUCACAGGUCUUACAGAAGAUUCACAGUAUGAUUUCCAUGUUAUUGCAAAGAAUUCCGCAGAUAUGCUGAGUGCGCCUUCAGAAUGCACUGGUCCUGUCACCAUCAAAGAUGAUGUAGAGGCCCCAGCCAUUGACUUGGCGGAUAAAUUCAGGCAGUUAGUUGUCAUUAAGGCUGGAGAAAUAAUCAGAAUUGAUGCUGAAAUUACAGGACGUCCAAUCCCAGUGGUCUCAUGGUCCAAGGAUGGAAAAGACAUUGAGGCCAAGGCCAGGUGUGAAGUAAGCUCCACCAACUUCACAACCACUCUGAUUGUCAGGGAUGCUAUCAGGAGGGACUCUGGACAGUAUGUUUUGACUUUGCACAAUGUAGCUGGAACCAGAUCUGUAGCUGUCAACUGUAAGGUUCUGGAUAGGCCUGGACCAGCUUCUGGACCUUUGGCAGUUUCAAAUGUUACAGCAGAGAAAUGCACCAUAACAUGGGGUCCACCUCAGGAGAAUGGUGGAGCUGAAAUAAUGCACUAUAUUGUGGAGAAACGUGAGACAAGUCGCCUUGCUUGGACCCUUGUUUAUGGUGACAUGAAGGCAACUACCUGCAAGGUUACCAAGCUGCUCAAAGGAAAUGAGUACAUUCUCAGGGUCAGAGGAGUUAACAAAUAUGGAGAUGGUGAGGCCCUAGAGAGUGAGCCAGUUAGAGCUAUAGAUCCGUUUACUGUACCUGCAGCCCCCACUAAUGUCCAGGUCACCUCAGUUACUAGUGAGGCCAUGACAAUCUGUUGGGAAAGACCAGUUUCUGAUGGUGGCAGCAGUAUCUCUGGCUAUGUAAUUGAAAAGCGUGAGAAGACUGGCCUCCGCUGGUGCCGUGUCAACAAGAAACCUGUCUACGACCUCAGAGUCAAAGCCUCCAACCUUCGUGAAGGAAGUGAAUAUGAGUACAGGGUGUUUGCAGAAAAUGCCGCAGGACUUAGUGCUCCAAGCACUCCAUGCCCGCUCACCAAGGCUGAAGACCCACAAUUUCUGCCCUCACCUCCAGCUAAGCCCAAGCUCAUCGACUCAACAAAGACAACAAUUACAUUGGCAUGGAAUAAGCCGCUAUUUGAUGGUGGAGCACCUGUGACUGGUUACAGAGUGGAAUACAGAAAGUCAUUAGAUGAUGAAUGGUUCAUUGGAGUUCAGAACACCAAAAAUACAGAGUUUACAGUUGUAGGGCUGACUCCUGGGGCUGAAUAUGUAUUUGUUGUUAGAUCCAUCAACAAAAUUGGAGCAAGUGAGCCUAGUCCGGAGUCAGAUAAACAGACUGCUAAAGAAAAAGAAGAAGAGCCAGUCUUUGAAAUAAGUAAUGAGAUGAGGAAGACUCUUGUUGUGAAAGAUGGAAGCUCAUUUACCAUGACAGUACCCUUCAGAGGCAAGCCCAUUCCUGCUGUUACCUGGACAAAGCCUGAUGUUGACCUUAGAGUACGUGCUGUUAUCGACACCACAGACACCUUCACCUCAAUUACUUUGGAGAAGGCAACACGUGAUGACUCUGGAAAAUACACUGUUACCUUGUCUAGCAUUGCUGGAACCUCCUCACUUACACUCAACGUUAGAGUGCUUGACUCACCUGGACCUCCAGCAUUUGUGGGAGUCAAAGAAGUGACUAAAACAUCUGCUGUUGUGACUUGGGACACCCCAGAGAAUGAAGGAGGAGGUCCAGUUAAGAACUAUCUUGUUGAUUUCCGAGAGGCAAGCAAGAAAGGCUGGACUAGGUUGACUGACACAUGCCACAGGCUGACAUACAAGGUGUCAAACCUAAAGGAGGGAGAAGUUUACUACUUUAGAGUGACAGGGGAGAAUGACUAUGGUGUUGGUGUUUCUGCUGAGACCAAAGAGGGAACCAAGAUUACAGAAAAGCCAAGCCCCCCACCAAAGCUUGGAGUAACUGAUGUCUCUAAGGAGAGCGUGUCAUUGGCGUGGGCUAAACCUGAACAUGAUGGAGGCAGCAGAAUUACUGGAUAUCUGGUUGAAGCACUGGAAAAGGGUCAGGAGAAGUGGGUUAAAUGUGGUGUAACCAAGUUUACCCACUUUACAGUGUCUGGCCUAAGGGAGAAAUCAGAGUACUUCUUCAGAGUCAAAGCUGAGAACCAUGCCGGAUUUAGCGAUGUUAAGGAAAUGUUCACCCCUGUCAUGGUCAAAGAUCAGCUUGAAUCUCCCGAAGUCAUUAUGAAGGACUUCCCCCACAACACAGUGUACGUCCGAGCUGGCUCCACUCUCAAGUGUGAAAUUCCUCUGACUGGCCAACCCCUGCCCAAAGUCACUCUUUCCAAGGAUAAUGUAGUGCUCAAGUCAACAAUGAGGUUCAACUCUGAAGUCACUCCUGACAGCAUCAAAAUCAUCCUGCGUGAAAGCGUUGCAGGAGACACAGGACGCUAUGAUAUAACUGCCUCCAACUCGAGUGGAACCACCAAGUCCUUUGUCAAUAUUGUGGUUCUAGAUCGCCCUAGUGUCCCACUUGGACCUGUGGAACUGUUUGAUGUCACAGAAGACAGUGUAGGCCUCAGGUGGCUCCCACCAGCAUAUGAUGGUGGUAGCCCAAUCACAAACUAUAUCAUCCAGAAGAGAGAAACAACUACAGCAAACUGGAUUGAUGUGUCUUCUGCUGUGGCCCGUUGCACUAUAAAGAUUCUGAAACUUACCACUGGCCUGGAGUACCAGUUCAGAAUCAGGGCUGAAAACAAAUAUGGAAUAAGCGAACAUAUUGACUCUCCAGUAGUCACAGUGAACCUUCCAUACACUGUUCCAGAUGUGCCAUCAACUCCCGAGAUUACUGCGGUAACCAGGGAGAGCAUUGCAUUAGCCUGGAAGGAGCCCAAGUCAGAUGGAGGAAGCCAUGUGUUUGGUUACCAUCUCCAGAUGAAAGAUAGAAACAGCAUCAUGUGGCAGAGAGUUAACAAAACUGUAAUCCGUGCCACACAUUAUAAGGUCACUAAUGUUAAUGCUGGACUCAUUUAUGAGUUUAAGGUGGCAGCAGAAAAUGCGGCUGGUCUUAGUGCUUUCAGCAAGUCUUCAGAUGCUGUGCUGGCAAUAGAUGCCUGUGAACCACCGAUUAACCUCAGAAUCAGUGACAUCACCAAAACCACUAUCAGCCUUGCCUGGGAGAAGCCCAACUAUGAUGGUGGAUCCCCUAUUACUGCUUACAUGAUUGAGAAAAGAGAGGGUGUUAGUCCGAAGUGGUUCAAAGCUCACCUCACCAAUAUCACAGACACACAUUUCACUGUGACUGGACUUACCCAGAAUGAAACGUACGAGUUCAGGGUGAUGGCCAAAAAUGCUGUUGGUUCAGUCAGCAACCCAUCUAUGACAGCUGGACCAGUUACCUGUGUGGACACCUAUGGUGCCCCAGAGAUUGAAAUUCCACAGGAGUACCUUAACGAGGUCAAAUACAAGGCUGGCUCAGACGUACAACUCAAAUUUAAUAUCACAGCUAAACCUGCCCCCACAAUUGAGUGGUUUAAAGAUGGCAGAGAGCUAAAACCUUCUGCUCAGCUAUCUUUCAAACACCUGUUUGAAUCAACCAGUAUAUUCUUGAGGGACACCACUCGUCUAAACUCAGGGACCUAUGAGGUCAAGGUGAAGAACUCCCUGGGAUCUGCAUGCGCCAUUGUUAGGCUGCUUAUUCAAGACAAGCCAGGACCCCCUGCUGGAGAAAUUCAAUUCAAGAAGGUUAUGGCUGACAACAUCACCAUCAUGUGGUCCCCGCCUGCGGAUGAGGGAGGUGCCAUGGUUACGCACUAUAUUGUAGAGAAAAGAGAAACCAGCAGAGUCAUGUGGUCUAUUGUGUCUGAGAAACUCGUUGACUGCAUAGUGAAUGUACCCAGACUCAUCAAGGGCAACGAGUACAUCUUUAGAGUUCGUGGAGUCAACAAAUAUGGCAUUGGAGACCCACUGGAGUCUGAGCCCAUUAUUGCAAAGAAUCCGUUCGUUCCCCCAAGUGAACCAUCCAAGCCCAAGGUCACUAUGAUCACCAAGUCCACAAUGACGGUGAUUUGGGAAAGACCUGCACUUGAUGGAGGCAGUGAUAUUGAUGGCUAUUACCUUGAGAAAAGGGAGAAGAAGAGUCUUCAGUGGUUCAAGGUGGUGAAGGGAACAAUCAGAGACACCAGACAGAAAGUCAGUAACCUAACUGAAAACAAUGAGUACCAGUUCAGAGUUUGUGCUGUAAACAAAGCCGGUGCCGGAAACUACUCUGAGGCCUCUGACCUCUACAAGGCCUAUGACCCCAUUGAUCUUCCUGGUGAACCCUUAAAGUUGCGUGUAGUUGACUCAACUAAGACCUCCAUCACUCUUGGAUGGGAGAAGCCUGUCUAUGAUGGUGGCAGUGAAAUCACACACUAUUUACUAGAACAGAUGAAUACAGAAGAGAAAGAAUGGAUCAUCACAAACCCAGAGGUUAAGGCUUGCGAGUAUGUGGUAUCCCACCUCAAACCUAGCACCUACUAUUAUUUCAGGGUUUCUGCCGUGAACUGCAAGGGUAAAGGGGAGGACAUCAAGAUGUACCAGCCUGUGCAAGCCAAAGACAUAUUAGAGGAGGCUGAUUUGGACUUAGAUGUUCCCAUGACAACACAAUACACAGCUAGAGCUGGCCGUGAUGUGGAAGUGUUUAUUCCAUUGAAGGGACGCCCAGCUCCAAAUGUGACCUGGCGACGUAGUGAUCGUAACAUGGCGGGUGAUAACCGCUAUACCAUCACUAGCACUGAGAGAUCUACCACAUUGCUCAUUCCCAAGGUCACUCGUGAUGACUGUGGAAAGUACGUGUUAGAGAUAGAGAAUGGUGUAGGUGAACCCAAAGUAAUUACAGUUUCCCUGAGGGUUCUAGAUAGUCCAUCCUCCUGCCAGAAGCUUAUAAUCAAGAAUGUAACAAGGGGUAAGCUGACUCUCAGCUGGGAGGCUCCUCUUGUUGAUGGUGGCUCUCCCGUCACAAAUUAUAUCGUUGAGAAGAAAGCCUCGACCAUGAAGGCCUACCAGGUGAUCAGCUCAGAAUGCCUUAACACAUCUUACAAAGUUACUGGCCUGGAAGAGGACAUUGCCUACUUUUUCCGUGUGUCAGCUGAAAAUGAGUUUGGUAUGGGUGACCCUUGUGAGUCCAGUGAAGCUGUCAGAGCGACAGAGACUCCUGCAGCUGUUAAAAACCUUGUAAUGUUGGACUCUACAAAGGUCUCCGUUACCUUGCAGUGGACCCGACCUGACCAUGAUGGAGGCAGCCAUAUCACAGAGUAUAUCAUUGAAAAGAGAAGCCAGGAUGAAGUAAACUGGAGUUUAGGUGCCACAUGCAAACGCUGCACUUGUGAAGUGACUGGACUCAGGGAGAAUGCUAUAAUGGAUUUCAGAGUAUUUGCCAAGAAUGAAAAAGGAAGAAGUGACUUCUCUCAGAUUGGUCCAAUCAUAGUGAUGGACUUUAUCAUCCCCCCAGAAGCUAAUCUUAGUGAUUAUCCUAAUGGAGAGCUGGCUGUCCGUGUUGGUCAAAACAUCCAUAUUGAGCUACCCUUCAAGGGCAAACCAAGGCCUGCAAUCAGCUGGCUAAAGGAUAACCUACCACUAAAGGAGAGUGAUAAGAUUCGCUUUAGGACCACUGACAACAAGACCUCAGUCACAGUCAGGGGAGCCAAGAAGGAGAAUGCUGGACAGUACACCUUAGUUUUGGACAACAGAGUCAUCAAAAACUACUUUGACAUCAAAGUCAUUACUCUGGGACCCCCCACAGCUCCUGUUGGUCCCAUUCGCUUUGAUGAGAUAAAGGCUCAGAGUAUCAUAAUUUCCUGGGAUGAGCCAAAGGAGGAUGGAGGUGGUGAGAUUACAUGCUACAGUGUGGAGAAGCGUGAAACUUCUCAUGCUAACUGGAAAAUGGUCUGCUCAAGUGUUGUUAGGACCACCUUCAAGAUCCCUAACCUUGUCAAGGGAACGCAGUACCAGUUCAGAGUCCGUGCAGAGAACAAAUAUGGAGUCAGCGAGCCUCUCUGCUCUUCAGAUGUUAUUGCCCAGCACCAGUAUAAACCUCCAGGUCCGCCAGGAAAGCCAGUUGCCUUCAAUGUCACCAGUGAUGGCAUGACAAUCAAGUGGGAUGCCCCAGGCUUUGAUGGAGGUUCCCCUAUCUUGGGUUAUCAUGUUGAAAAGAAGGAUAGGAACAGCCUCUUGUGGCAGAAGGUGAAUUCCACUAUUAUUUCCAAUAAAGAGUACAGGAUUAUCGGUCUCCUGGAAGGUCUGGAGUACUCUUUUAGAGUUUAUGCCGAGAACAAUGCUGGACUCAGCCCUGUCAGUGAGCAGAGCAAACACGCUCUGGCUAUAUCCCCUGUUGAUCCACCUGGCACUCCUGUCUGCAUUGACACAACCAGAGAUUCAGUCACCUUGCAAUGGGAAAUCCCCAAGAGAGACGGUGGAAGCAAAAUUGUUGCUUACAAUGUAGAGAGGCGCCAAGGAAGGGGAAAAUGGCUGAGAUGCAACUUCAUUGAUAUAAGUGAGACACAGUUCACUGUGACCGGUCUGUCUCCUGGAGACAGAUUUGAGUUCAGAGUAAUUGCAAGGAAUGCCGUUGGCACAGUCAGUCCUCCAUCUAACUCCUCUGGAUACAUCAUGACCAAAGAUGAAAGCAUUGCUCCUGAAAUUGAGUGGUCCCCAGACCAGGUGGUCACUCUGAGGGCCGGGGAAAAUGUUAAGCUUAGCUGUACCAUCACUGGGCGCCCAGUUCCCCUGGUUGUGUGGUACAAGGAUGGAAAAGAGAUUGAUAAGAGAACAAUGAUCGACAUUGAAAUCACCACUGGAAUUGGUACCAGCAGUCUGUUUAUCCGUGAUGCAGACAGGAACCACCGUGGAAUUUAUACAGUUGAAGCCAAAAACAGCUCUGGUACAAGGAAAGCAGAUGUUAACGUCAGAGUUCAAGAUACUCCUGGACCUGUUGAGGGUCCCAUACGCUUCACCGGCAUCACAGCUGAAAAGUGCACUGUAUGGUGGAACCCACCAGAAAAUGACGGCUGUGCUGCGAUCUCCCACUACGUAGUGGAGAAAAGAGAAACAUCCCGACUUUCCUGGGCCUUGGUUACAUCUAAAUGUGAAGCUUGUUCAUACAACGUUACCAACCUCAUCAAGGGCAAUGAGUACCAGUUCAGAAUCUCUGCAGUCAAUAAAUUUGGUGUUGGGAAACAACUGGAUUCUGACCCAGUCAUUGCACGCAUGCAAUACACUGUACCGGAUGCACCUGGUACACCAGAUGCAACUCAUGUGACUGGAAGCAGCAUCACUUUGUGCUGGGCCAGGCCAAGAUCAGAUGGAGGAAAUGAGAUCAAGCAUUACAUUCUAGAAAGACGUGAGAAAAAGAGCCUUCGCUGGGUUAGAGUCUCCUCCAAGAGGCCUAUAACUGAGCUUAGACAUCGUGUCACUAACCUGACUGAGGGCAAUGAGUACGAAUUCCGCGUAAUGGCAGAAAAUGGGGCUGGUAUUGGACCAACCAGCAGCACCUCCAGGCUCUUCAAAUGCAGAGAGCCAACGAGUGCUCCUAGUGCUCCCAGUGUGAUCAAGGUCAUUGACUCCACCAAGUCCUCUGUCACCCUAGAAUGGAUGAAACCAGUCUUUGAUGGUGGCUUGGAAAUUAUUGGCUACAAUAUUGACAUGUGUAAGGCCAGUCUGGAGGAGUGGCACAGAGUCAACAGUCAGAUUUGUAUUCACAACAGGUACACUGCAAAGGGCCUGGUACCUGGAGAGCUUUACAAAUUCAGAGUCAGCGCUGUAAAUGGAUCGGGAGAGGGUGAAGCUUCAGUUAUGCCACACCCUGUUCAGGCUCUUGAUAGGCUUACGUCUCCCGAAAUUGAGAUUGAUGCAAACUUCAAGCAAACUCAUAUUGUAAAGAACGGAGGAACAGUCACCCUCAGUAUCGCUUUCAGAGGAAAGCCUGCUCCCCUUGCCACCUGGUCACGAGCAGACGGUGAGCUCCCUGUCAUGGCUGAUGUGGUCACCACUGACAACUCCUCUACCUUGACUAUAGAAGGUUGCACAAGGUAUGAGGCAGGAAAAUACACUCUGUCCCUGGAGAACAACAGUGGGCGCAAGUCUAUCACAUUCACGGUUAAAGUCUUAGACACACCAGGACCUCCAGGAGCAAUCUCAUUCAAAGAUGUUACUCGUGGUGCUUUGACAAUGAUGUGGGAUGCUCCAUCCAAUGAUGGUGGAUCCCGAAUCCACCACUACAUUGUGGACAAGCGUGAGGCAAGCCGCCUUGCUUGGCAGGAGGUUAGCAGCAAGAGCUCUCGCCAAAUGAUAAGGAUAACUGGUCUAGAUAUUGGUGUGCCAUAUUUGUUUAGAGUGACUGCUGUCAACCAAUAUGGCCAAGGAGAACCUAAAGAGAUGACUGAGCCCAUUGUUGCUACUGAAGAGCCUGCACCACCCAAAAGAUUAGAUGUUGUUGACACCACUAACUCCACAGCUUCCCUGGUGUGGCUUAAACCGGAGCAUGAUGGAGGAAGCCGCAUCCGAGGUUACAUUGUUGAAUUCAGAGCUAAGGGCACUGACCGUUGGGUUGUUUAUGGAGAGAGUAAGUUACAGAAGAUGCUGAUUGAAGGUCUGAUUGAAAACACUGAGUAUGACUUCAGGGUGAAAGCCAAGAAUGAUGCUGGAAUCAGUGAGCCCCAGGGUACCUUCAGCUCUGUGGUCAUUAAGGAACCUCUCAUCGAACCAACUGCUGAUCUAAGCAGUAUCACUAACCAGCUCAUUACCUGUAAGAUUUCCAACACUUUCACAAUUGAUAUUCCCAUCAGCGGCAGACCUGCACCCAAGGUCACAUGGAAGCUGGAGGAAAUGAAGCUAAAAGAAACUGACAGAGUCUUGAUCAGGACCACAAAGGAGAGAACCACACUGAUUGUGAGGGACAGCAAGAGAAGUGACAGUGGGAAGUAUUAUCUGAUCCUAGAGAACGCUGCUGGUGUGAUGACUUUCACAGUGACUGUAGUGAUCGUAGGCAGGCCGAGUCCCCCCACUGGCCCUGUAGAGGUUUCUGGAAUCUCCUCAGAGUCCUGCACACUGUCGUGGUCUGAGCCUGCUGAUGAUGGUGGGACUGAAAUAACCAACUACAUUGUUGAAAAACGUGAGUCUGGCCACGCUUCAUGGCAGGUGGUAAACUCCAGUGUGCAGAGAACCACAAUCAAAGUAACUCAUUUGACCAAAUACAUGGAGUACACAUUCAGGGUCAGUGCUGAGAAUAAGUUCGGAGUCAGCAAGUCUAUCGAGUCUGCGGCUGUUGUGAUCGAACAUCCAUUUAUUCCUCCAAGUCCUCCAACUCGUCCCGAUGUGGUGUCUGUUUCGGCCAAUGCUAUUGCCAUUAAGUGGGAUGUGCCAUAUUCUGAUGGUGGCAGCCAGGUGACCGGAUACUGGAUUGAGAAGAAAGAGAGGAACACAAUCCUGUGGGUUAGGGAAAACAAACUGCCCUGUCUGGAGUGCCAUUACAAGGUAUCCAACCUGAUAGAGGGUCUGGAGUAUCAGUUCAGGGUCUACGCCAUGAACAUCGCUGGACUCAGCAAAGCCAGUGAAGCUUCCAGACCAGUGGUGGCACUCAAUCCUGUUGAUCCACCUGGUAAUCCUGAGGUUACAGACAUCAGCCGCUCCUCUGUGUCGCUGUGCUGGACUGUGCCCUUCAAUGAUGGUGGCAGUAAGAUUGUCGGUUACAUUGUGGAGAGGAAGGUCUACAGCACUGACGAGUGGGAUGACAACCGUUGGCUUAAGUGCAACUACACCACAAUCACUGAGAACUACUUCACAGUCACAAACUUGGGAGAGGGAGAAACCUACGAGUACCGUGUAAUCGCCAAGAAUGCAGCUGGAGUCCACAGCGUACCUUCUCAGUCUACCGGACCAGUCACAUGCAAGGACGAAUACUCUCCUCCAAAAGCUGAACUCGACAGCAAGUUUACACGCGAGACCAUCACUGUUAUGGCCGGCUCCGACCUCGUCCUGGACGGUGUUGUAGGAGGCAAACCAGAACCAACAGUCUACUGGUCCAAGGGUGACAAGAUUUUGGAGCUGGGAGAGAAAUACUCCCUGACAUAUACAUCGACAAAAGCCAUGGUUGUGAUCAAGAACUGUGACAGAUACGAUUCUGGCAGAUACAUCCUCACUGUCAAGAAUGCCAAUGGUAUCAAGACAGCGUCAGUAAAUGUGAAGGUUCUGGACACUCCUGGACCACCAGCUGACAAGAUUAUAAUCAGCAGAGUGACGGAGGAGAAAUGUACGGUUUCCUGGAAGAUUCCACUGGAGGAUGGCGGAGACAUUGUCUCCCAUUACAUCGUAGAGAGGCGUGAAACCAGCCGACUCAACUGGGUCAUAAUGGAGACAGAGUGCAAGUCACUGUCGUGUGUCAGCUCCAGGUUGAUCAAGAACAAUGAGUAUAUCUUCAGAGUCAGAGGAGUCAACAAGUUUGGACCUGGAGUUCCUCUGGAGUCUGAACCUGUCAUCGCCAGGAACGCCUACACUGUCCCAUCCCCGCCUGGCGCCCCAGAGGCCACAGCAGUGGCUAAGGAGCACAUCAUCAUCGAGUGGCUCAAGCCAGAGAGUGACGGAGGCAGCGAGAUCAAGAACUACAUUGUGGAAAAACGAGAAAAGAGCAGCACCAGAUGGACUCGGGUUAACAGAACCUACACCAUUUAUGACAUACGUCUGAAGAUCACCGGCCUAUUGGAGGGAGGAGAGUACCAGUUCAGAGUCACAGCUGUCAACAAUGCUGGAGAGAGCCAGCCAAGCGAUGCCUCACCAUACAUCCUCUGCAGAGAUCCAACAUACACCCCAGCUGCUCCUUCAACACCUCGUAUCACUGAUACAACUAAGCACAGCAUCAGCAUGACCUGGACCAGGCCUAUGUAUGACGGAGGCUGUGAUGUCACCGGCUACGUCAUAGAGAUCCUAGAGGAAGGGUCUGAGCAGUGGUACCGAGCCACCGCUAAGCCAAUCAAGACCAACGAGUAUGUGGCCGCUGGCCUGACAGCCAAUAAGAAGUACAGGUUCAGGGUGGCAGCCAUUAACAGCAACGGCACUGGGGAGUUCAGUGAACCCAGCAGCGAAGUCGAGCCUCUGGAGAAAGUUGAAAUGCCUGACCUGGAACUGGCAGAUGACCUGAAGAAAACCGUGGUUCUGCGUGCUGGUGGUACCCUCCGUCUGUUUGUGUCAGUCGCUGGCAGACCGACACCAGUUGUUACCUGGAGAAAGACUGGCGUGGAACUACAGAGCCGAGGCUACAUUGAGACUACAGACAGCUACACCUGUCUGAUUGUUGAGAAGGUGAAUCGCUACGAUUCUGGAAAAUAUGUUGUUGAGGCAGAGAAUCCAUCUGGAAAGAAGACUUCUAUCAUUCUGGUUAAGGUCUACGACACUCCUGGUCCUCCUGGUUCAGUCAGGGUAAAGGACUACACCAAGGAAUCUGUUGUGAUCACGUGGGAUGUCCCAAGCCUUGACGGUGGUGCUCAUGUCAGCAAUUACAUAAUUGAAAAGAGAGAAGCCAGCAUGAAGUCAUACAAGACCGUAACCACAGAGUGCAGAAAAACUCUGUACAGGAUCACCGGCUUGGAGGAAGGCGUGCACUACUUCUUCAGAGUCCUCCCUGAAAAUAUCUAUGGCGUUGGUGAACCCUGCGAGACAGCUGAACCUGUGCUGGUGUGUGAAGUGCCUUCAGUACCUAUGGACCUCAGUAUUGUGGAUGUCACCAAGUCCACUGUGACCUUGCACUGGGAAAAACCACUGCAUGAAGGUGGCAGCAGGCUGACCGGUUACAUCAUAGAGGCUUGCAAGGUGGGUUCAGACAGGUGGAGCGCCGUGGCUACAGUUAGGGCCUCGGUCUCCCAACACACCAUCCAGUCCCUGACAGAGAACGACCAGUACCUGUUCAGGAUCCGUGCCACCAACAGCAGGGGAGCCAGUGAACCCAUGGACCUUAUGACACCCAUUACAAUCCAGGAGAUUACAAUGGUGCCCAAGAUUGACAUGACCAGUAUCCCUCAGAAGAUCGUUCAUGUGCAUCGUGGCAGACCUAUUGACCUGAACAUCCCAAUCAAAGCCAAACCACAGCCGGUGUGCUCCUGGCAUUUCGGUGGAAUUAAGCUGAAGGACAGCUUGGACCGCAUUAAGAUAGACAGCAACGGCAAAUUUACCCACCUCAUCAUCCGUGACACAACCAUCAAUGAUACGGGAGAUUACACUUUGGAGGUGAAGAAUGCUGUCGGCAUCGCCACUGAGGUUAUCAAAGUCAUCAUUCUCGACAAACCCGGUAUUCCUGUGGGUCCCAUGAAGAUUGAGGAGGUUGAUGGUGUCUCAGUAACUGUUAGCUGGGAGCCCCCAGAGAAAGAUGGUGGUGCCAACGUUAGUGGUUACGUGGUAGAGCAGAGGGAAGCACACCACCCAGGCUGGUCCACCGUCUCUGAAUCAGUGACCAGACCGUGUUUCAAGUUCACCAGGCUUAACGAGGGAACAGAGUAUGUGUUCCGUGCAGCUGCUAUGAAUCGCUUCGGCGUUGGUGGCUUCCUGCAGUCUGAGGUGGUGGAGUGCAAGAGCGCCAAGACCAUACCUGGACCUCCAAGCAGGCCAGAGGUUAUUGACGUGACCCAUGAAGGCAUGACUCUGACCUGGCAACCUCCUGUGGACAACGGUGGCUCCACCAUAGCGGGCUACAUUAUAGAACGCAAGGAGGCCCGUUCUGACAGAUGGAUGAGAAUCAAUAAGAAUCCAGUCACUAUGACCAGAUACCGUUCAUCUGGACUGAUUGAGGGCCUUGAAUAUGAGUUCCGUAUCACAGCAAUCAACUCCAGAGGAACUGGCAAACCAAGUGAAAGUUCUGCCAUUGUUGUUGCUAUGGAUCCCAUCGAACCCCCAGGUCCUCCAGUUCAACCCAGAGUCACUGAUAGCACACGGACAUCUGUCUCCCUGGCAUGGCUGCCCCCUGAAGAAGAGGGUGGUUCUGUUGUCACAGGCUAUCUUAUUGAGAUGCAAAAGGUGGACCAGGUUGAAUGGACACUGUGCAACACCACACCGACCAAGAUGUGCGAGUACACGCUAACCCACAUGCCUCAGGGAGCGGAGUACAGGUUCAGGGUCAUUGCAUGCAAUGCGGGCGGUGCUGGAGAGCCUGCAGAGAUUUCUGGAGUGGUUAAAGUCCAAGAGAUGCUUGAUUAUCCUGACUUUGAGCUUGAUCGUAAAUAUGAGGAAGAAUAUGUGGUCCGCCAAGGUGGUGUCAUCCUACUGUCUGUGCCCAUCAAAGGCAAACCUAUACCUACAGCUAAGUGGACAAAGGACGGUCGUGACAUCUCUCAUCGUGCCAUGAUUGCAACCCAUGAUGACAUCACUGAGCUGGUAAUCAAAGAGGCGCAUAAAGAUGACACUGGUACCUAUGACUUGGUGCUGGAGAACAAAUGUGGUAGGAAAGCUGUGUACAUCAAGGUGAAAGUGAUUGGUCGACCUGAUGCUCCAGAAGGUCCUCUUGAAUUUGAUGACAUCCAAGCUAGGUCAGUACGCGUCAGCUGGAGACCACCUUCUGACGACGGUGGAUCUGACAUCCUGGGCUACAUAGUAGAAAGGCGGGAGGUACCAAAGGCCGCCUGGUACACAGUGGAUGCCCGAGUAACUGAGACCUCUCUGGUGGUAAAGGGCUUGAAGGAGAACGUGGGGUACCACUUUAGGGUAUUUGCUGAGAACCAGUUUGGUGUAAGCAGAUCCCUGAAAUCAGAUGGCGCUGUUCUGCCAAAGACACCUCUAUGUCCACCUGAACCUCCCAGUAACCCACCAGAGAUAAUGGACGUUACCAAGACCACUGUGUCUUUAUCCUGGGCCAGACCCCGGGAUGAUGGCGGCUCUCGCAUCACAGGAUACUACGUUGAAAGAAGAGAGAUUUCCACAGAGAAGUGGGUCCGUCACAACAAGACUCACAUCACUACCACCAUGUUCAAUGUCACCGGUCUUAUACCCAAUGCCGAGUACAUAUUUAGAGUGGUGGCUCAAAAUGACAUUGGGCAGAGUGAACCUGGUCCUGCCUCAGAGCCAGUGGUCUGCAAAGAUCCAUUUGACAAACCCAGCCAACCGGGAGAAAUUGACAUCAUCUCUAUUACGAAAGACAGCAUCACCAUUCACUGGCUCCGGCCAGAACAUGAUGGCGGAAAGGAGAUCCUAGGUUACUGGAUUGAGUUUAGGGAGGCUGGAGAGAGCGCCUGGAAGAAGUGCAACAAGGAGCGCUCCAAGGAUCGUCAGUUCACCAUGGGUGGAUUGAUGGAGGCCACAGAGUACGAGUUCCGAAUCUUUGCUGAAAAUGAGGCUGGACUCAGCCGACCUCGUCGCACACCCAUGGGCAUUAAAACCAAAUUGAGCGUUGGGGAAGCUCCAGCUUUGAAGGAGGAGGUCCAAGAUGUAACCACUAAGCUUGGCGAGUCUGGCACUCUAACAUGCGGAAUCAUCGGCAGACCUUUGCCUGAGAUCAAGUGGUAUCGAUAUGGCAAAGAACUGAUCCAGAGCCGCAAGUACAAGAUGAGCUCAGAUGGCCGUAACCACUCCCUCACCAUUCUGACAGAGGAACAGGAAGACGAAGGAGUAUACACCUGCAGGGCCAUCAACGAGGCUGGAGAAAUAGAGACAAGCGGAAAACUACGCUUGCAGGCAGCGCCCCAAUUCCACCCCGGCUUCCCGCUAAAAGACAAGUACUACGCUGGGGCUGGUACCAGCCUCCGCCUCCAUGUAGUCUACAUCGGCCGUCCGAUCCCCCAGAUCAUGUGGUUCUAUGGCAAGAAACCUCUGAAUCCAUCUGAGAAUGUAAUAAUUGAAAACACUGAAAGCUACACCCACCUGGUUGUGAGGAAUGUCCAACGAAAAACCAACGCUGGUCGCUACAAGGUGCAGCUUAGCAAUGUGUUUGGAACUGUUGACACCUCGCUGCGUGUUGAAAUCCAAGACAAACCUUCUAUCCCUGAGGGUCCCAUAGUUGUCGAUUCCCUUCUGAGAAACUCAGUCGUAAUCAGCUGGAAGGUUCCAAAGGACGAUGGAGGGUCCGUGAUUACUAACUACAUUGUGGAGAAAUGUGAAGCCAAAGAGGGUGAACAAUGGUGCCUGGUGUCCUCUUCUGUUCCGGGUACCACCUGCCGUGUUCCCAACCUGAGUGAGAGCUCUGGAUACUACUUCAGAGUCUCUGCACAGAACCAGUAUGGUGUGAGUGAGCCUCUGGAGAUUCCAUCUGUAGUCAUCAUUAAGAGCCCAUACGAUAAACCUGGAAUCCCACAGCAGCCGUUCAUCAUCAGUGCCACCAAAGACUCCUGCGUCGUUUGCUGGAAGCCUCCAAGUAGUGAUGGAGGAGCGAAAAUCACCAGCUACUUCCUUGAAAAACGCGAGAAGAAGCAGAACAAAUGGAUGUCCGUAACAACCAAAGUAUUUACAGAAACCAGCUAUGAAGUCACAGGCUUGAUUGAGGGCUUUGAGUAUGAGUUCCGUGUGAAGUGCCAGAACAUCGGUGGCGAGAGCGACUGGUCUGAGAUCUCUCUGCCCGUUAUACCCAAGUCAGAACAGGCUCCUCGUGCUCCUGCAUUCAGGGAGGAGAUCAGAGACAUGACUGUGAAAUACCACAGCAAUGCCACCUUUGUCACCAAGGUCGUGGGUCAUCCAAAGCCUGUGGUUAAAUGGUAUCGCAGUGGAAAGGAGAUCCUGGCAGAUGGAACGAAAAUAAAAGUGCUUGAGUUUAAGGGUGGCUACUACCAGCUGGUCAUCAAUGCCGCUGAUGAGAAUGAUGCCUCAGUAUACCAAGUUAGAGCAACCAAUCCCUCUGGAUCUAUCUCUACAACAGCCAACCUGGAGGUGGAAGUCCCUGCAAAGAUACACCUCCCUAAAGAACUGCAGGGAAUGGGAGCCGUUCAUGCUGCACGCGGCGAUCACAUCACGAUCAAGAUUCCCAUCUCAGGAAAGCCAGAGCCAGCGGUUACUUGGCAGAAGGGUCAGGAGAUCCUCUCCAACUCUGCCUAUCACCAAGUUAUCACCACAAGGUCCUUCACCUCCCUUGUGUUCCUAAAGGGAGUACAAAGGAAGGACACUGGCUACUACAUCAUCACUGCUAAAAACAGAUUUGGAGCAGACAAGCAAACAAUUGAGGUGAAUGUGGCUGACAUUCCUGAUGCUCCAAAGGGACUUGUGGUCAGCGACAUUUCACGGGAUUCUAUUACCCUCACCUGGGAACCACCUGCCAACGAUGGUGGCAGUGACAUCAUUAGCUACAUUGUAGAGAAGUGCCCGACCACUGCUGACAGAUGGAUCCGUGCUGGUCAGACCGCUGACUGCAGUAUCACCAUUGUCAGUGUAUUUGGAAAGACCAAAUAUCAGUUCCGUGUUAUCGCAGAGAACCAGUUUGGCCUCAGCCUUCCAUCUGUUCCAACCGAACCCAUCACCACCAAGGAAGACAAGUCUGUGAUCAGGAACUAUGACGAGGAAGUGGAUGAAACCAGAGAGAUUACCAAGGAAGAAGCUUUGUUCUACAAGGUGAAGGAGCUUUCUUCCAAAUACAUCAUCUCAGAGGAACUUGCCCGGUGCCAGUUCGGAGUGGUCCACCGCUGCGUGGAGAUUGCCACAAAGAAGACUUUCAUGGCCAAGUUCAUAAAAGUCAGAGGAACUGAUCGUGAGUUAGUUCUGAGGGAGAUAGAGGCCCUUAACAUUGCAAGACACAAGAACAUUAUCUACUUGCAUGAAUACUUUGAAAGCAUGGAAGAGAUUAUCCUGAUCUUUGAAUUCCUCUCUGGAGUUGAUAUCUUUGAGCGGCUUGGCACCAGCAACUUUGAGCUUACAGAACAGGAGAUUGUCCGUUACCUGAGGCAGGUUUGCUCCGCUCUCCAGUUCUUACACAGCCAUAACGUUGGCCACUUUGAUAUCCGCCCAGAUAACAUCAUCUACACCACAAGGAGAAGUCCCAAUAUAAAGAUUAUUGAGAUGGGCCAGGCCAGGCUGUUGAUCCCAGGAGAAAACAUCAGAAUGCUGUUUUCAGCUCCAGAGUAUUUUGCGCCAGAGGUUCACCGCCAUGAUCUGGUCACAACAGCCACUGAUAUGUGGUCUGUUGGUGUUUUGGCAUAUGUUUUACUCAGUGGUCUUAAUCCAUUUGCCGCAGAGUCUACAACAAAAAUGAUUGAAAACAUCUCCAACUGUGAGUACAUAUUUGAUAGGGAAGCAUUUAAAGACAUAAGCUCGGAGGCCAUGGACUUUAUAGACAGACUUCUCGUUAAGGACAGGAAGCUCCGUAUGACUGCUCAUGAAGCUCUAGAGCACCCAUGGCUCAAGAUGAAGAUUGAGCAUGUCAGCAACAAGGUCAUCAGGACACUGAGACACAGAAGAUACUAUCAAUCACUAGUAAAGAAGACAGAUACGAUAGUAUCAUCAGCCCGUGUGGCGUUCGGAGGUGCCUUCAGAAACCAGCGCGGACUGGCUGUUGGUAAAGUUAAGGUUGGAACCGAAUACUGUGGCUUGCGUGCUGGACCUGUCAUGCAUGCCUCAGCUGAGGAAGGUGGCCACGUCAGAUUUACUUGUAGCAUUGUUAACUAUGACAAGAGCACUCAGGUGUCUUGGUACUUUGGUAACCGUCAAUUGCAUCCGAGCCCCAAGUAUGAGAUUUCUUACAACAAUGGCUUUGCCAGCAUUUAUGUGAAGGAUAUUGAAGAGUCUGAUGAUGGCGUCUAUAGAUGCAAAGUGGUGAGUGAUGAUGGAGAGGACAGUGCCUAUGGAGAACUCUUCGUCGAGACUGUGAGGAGUCUCAGGGAGCAUUACGUUAGCCGUACCAUCAAGAAGCUGAGGAGGAGGGUUGACAGAACUAAACUUCUGCAGAGACCACCGGAGUUUACCUUGCCUCUCUACAACCGCACCGCCUACAUUGGUGAGGAUGUGCGCUUUGGUGUCACUAUCACUGUGCAUCCAGAGCCUCAUGUGACCUGGCUGAAGAAUGGAGAGCAAAUAAAGGAGGAGGUUGGCAAGUACACAUUUACAAGUGAUAAGGGCUUAUAUCAACUCAUGAUUCAUAAUCUGGAUAGUAGUGAUGAUGCCGAAUACACAGUCAUGGCAUACAACAAGUUUGGAGAAGACAGCUGCAAGGCUCGUCUGACUGUCAUACCUCAUCCUGUGCUAGAGGAAACUCUGAGGCCCAUGUUUAAGCGUUUGCUGGCUAACAUUGAGUGCACAGAAGGAGAGAGUGUCCGCUUCGAACUCAGGGUGUCAGGAGUUCCCACUCCCACUCUUAAAUGGGAAAAAGAUGGACUUCCACUACAGUUUGGUCCCAAAGUUGUUGUUAUUGAACAAGACAUUGAUUAUCAUGUCCUUCACAUCAGGGAAACUCUGCUUGAGGAUGCUGGUGUGUACAAAGUCACUGCAACAAACUCUGCUGGGUCUGCAAGCUGCCAGGCUACUUUGAAAGUGGACCGCAUCACAUACACCAGAAGAGAGUACAAGAGCGAGGAGGAGAAACACAGACAUGUUCAGAAACAGAUAGAGAAGACCAACAAAAUGGCUCAGCAAAUUGCAGCUACUGAGGAGCUUGUACCUCUGAAUCCCACUGCACAGGAGGCCCUGAAAUUUGCUGCAGAAGUGUACAAACCUGCAGUAAGCACAAAGAACAUUGAGGGCGAAUUUGACAUCACAGAGGAGAAGACAGAGACAAAGAAGCUGGAGGAGGAGAGGCGGCUUUUCAUGCCAUAUGAGAUUCCUGAUCCUGUGGUUCAUGAUCGAAAAGCUCUUGAUGAGGACAAAGCUAUUAAGCAGUUUGUGCCUCUUUCUGACAUGAAAUGGUAUCGCAAACUACGAGAUCAGUAUGAGGUCUCAGAGAGAACAGAGAGGAUUGUUCAAAAGAGGCAGAAACGUAUCCGCCUGUCCAGGUGGGAGCAGUUCUACGUGGUGCCCCUCCCCAGGAUCACUGACCAAUACAGACCCAGAUGGCGCAUUCCCAAACUGACAAUGGAUGAUUUGGAGACUGUUAGACCUGCCCGCCGAUCUCCAUCCCCUGAGUCGGAAGCCUCCUUCAGAUCCAGGAGGAGGUCUCUGGGAGAUCUCAGUGAUGAAGAGCUGCUGAUGCCUGUGGAUGACUACCUAACAAGAAGGAGAUCAGAGGAGGAGACGAUGAUGCUGGAAGAUGAGCUUGAGCUCGGCUUCUCAGCCUCUCCUCCUGGAAGUCCUAUUCGAGUUCAGCGACGAAUUACUGAACGUGAAGAGAGGAGACAGGAAGUCAUGCAUGAGGCUGCUGAAGUUACAGAGACCAAGAAGAAACGAACCAUUUCUCAGUACAUGAGAAGGAGAAGGUCUCUAUCUCCUACCUACAUUGAGCUGAUGCGUCCAGUCUCAGAGCUCAUCCGACCACCCCGAGCCAGAGCUGUGGAUACUCAGGGAGAGAUUGUCGAGAGAAGGUCACCAACUCCAGAGAGGACCCGUCCUCGUUCUCCCAGUCCUAUCAGAUCAGUUGAGAGGUCUUCACGCUCCUCGUCCAGAUUUGAGCGGUCCGCACGUUUUGACAUCAUGUCCCGUUAUGAAGCCAGGAAAGCUGCUCUUAAGUCUGAGAGGAAAUACCAGGUAGUCAGUCAAACACCUUUUAGCUUGGAUCAUGCUCCUCGUGUAACUGUCAGGAUGCGGUCUCAUCGCAUACCAAUUGGUCAGGAUACAAAAUUCACCCUAAACAUCCAGGCAAAACCAGAAGCUGAAGUAACAUGGUUCCACAAUGGUGCAGAAAUCUCUGAAAGGACGGAGAAAUACAUCUUCACAAACAUGAGUGGUGUUUUGUCCAUUACUAUUCUGGACUGCCAGGAAGAAGAUAGUGGCACAUACCGCUGCGUGUGCACAAACUCAAAGGGCGAAGCAUCAGACUACGCCAUCCUGGAAGUGUCAGGAGGCGGAUACACCACAUUUUCUUCCCGUCGCAAGGAUGAAGAAGCUCCUAAAGCAUUUGUGCCUGAAGUCACGCGUAUUGAUCACUAUCACUCCACUCACUUCAAAGCCGGCUACACUUCCCAAACCUACCUGGAAGUCGAAGAAAGCAAGUCAAAGCUAACUGAGACACGUAGUGUUGUAACGCAGGAAAGAAUCGGUGCCUCAUCUGAGAGAUUCUCUUCUACUGAGAGGUAUGACUCAUCUCUCAAGUAUGCCUCCACUGAAUACCUCUCCUCAAGUUCCUCAUAUUCCUCAGAGAAAUAUUCUUUAACUGGGAAGCAUGCAACAUCCGAAGAGAAACUAAAAUCAUCCUCUAUUGCUGCUGCUCCUGAACAAGUUUCAUUGCCCAAAGAGAAACCAUCUCUUCCUGCUAAAAUCCUCACCAAGCCACAAUCCGUGACAGUUGCAGAGGGAGAGACAGCCCGGUUCUCCUGUGACAUCGAUGGGGAGCCUGCAGCAACUGUGACAUGGAUACAUGAAAGCCAAACCAUUGUAUCAUCUCACCGUAUCCAUGUCUCCACAACUCAGUACAAGUCCAGCCUGCAGAUCUCAUCUGUGAACAGCUCUGAUGAGGGCAGUUAUACAGUGGUGGUAGAGAACUCAGCAGGUAGACAGGAGGCACAUUUUACUCUCACAAUCCGCAGGCCACCACCUAAGGAGGAAGUCAAAGCUGUCAAAUCCACUGAGCCACCUGUAAAAUCCCCUGAGCCCCCAACUAUAUCACCUGCUCCUUCCAUUACUUCGCCAGUUCCUAGUGUGAAGUCACCAGAACCCAGUGUGAAAACCCCUGAACCAUCAGUCACAUCUCCAACUCCAAGUGUAAAGUCUCCUGAACCAAGUGUAAAAUCUCCCACUCCUGGAAUCAAAUCCCCGGCUCCAAGUGUAAAGUCCCCUGAACCGCCUGUAACAUCUCCCACCCCUGGGGUUAAGUCACCAACACCAAGUAUAAAGUCCCCUGAUCCGGACGAAGCAAAAUCUCCAAAGGGCAUUAAAUCUCCAGAGCCAUCCACACCCUCUCCUGCACGAGGUUUAAAAUCUCCAACUCCUGGAGUAAAAUCUCCUGAACCGGAAGGAAUUAAAUCUCCACGUGGGAUCAAGUCUCCAGAACCCAGACUGAAGUCGCCUCCGCCAGUCAAAGCCCCUGGAGGUGUGAAGUCACCAGAACCUGAGGAAGCAAAAUCUCCCCGAGGCGUGAAAUCACCAGAGCCUGCAGGUAUCAAAACACCAAGGGGUCUGAAGUCCCCAGAACCUGCAGGGAUCAAAACACCAAAAGGCAUCAAGUCUCCAGAACCUUCGGGUAUCAAAUCUCCAAGGGGGUUGAAGUCUCCUGAGCCUGAGGGAGUCAAAUCACCUCCGAGGGUUAAAUCACCUCCCCCCAUUUUGUCUCCAAAGAGGGUUGUGUCUCCCCCGACUGUCAAAUCCCCAACCCCAAAACCUCCCAAAGUCCUCAGUCAGCUAACAGCUGAGGCCUGUGAGGGUUUGGUCCAGAUGUCCUGCAUCUGUGAGAGCAGUGUCAGGGAGGUGGCAUGGUACGUCAGUGGCAGGAGGCUUUCACAGAGCAGCCGCUUUCAGAUGCAAUACUCUGAGGGUUCCUGCAGACUCCUUAUCCAUGAGCUGUCAGAGAGUGACCAGGGAGAGUACACAUGUGAGAUUACCUCAGAUGGAGGAGUAUCCAAAUCCUCCUUCUCAUUUACUGGUCAGGUUUUCCAGUCCAUAUACAAAAAGGUGUCAGCUUAUCGUGAGCAGCAAAUUGCGCUUAAAGCAGGAUCAGUGAUGAUGAGUCACCAGGAGUCAUCCACAAAGGCCUCAUCUCUAAUGAUGAAGAAAGAAACCCACAUGGUAGAGGAGUCCUCUGCCUUUUCCUCCUCUGCCCAUCAGGCGAUGAUGUCGUCCAUGAUGGAGUCCAGCUCCUUCAGCAGCAUGGCAGCGGAAAUGAAGUUCGAGACCAUGUCAAUGUCCAGCAUGUCCUCCAUGACAUCGGAGACGUAUGCCAAGAGCUCCAGCAGCUUGACAGAAAUGAUGUCACAUAUGGAGGGAUCCUCAAUCAGAGCAAUUGGUUCUGCUCCUCGGAUCGAAGCUCUGCCAGAAGACAUCAGCAUAGAGCCAGGCAAAGUCCUGACGGUCGCCUGCGCCUUCUCUGGCGACGCCAAACGCAUAGAGUGGUCACGCAGCGGUAAAACAAUCGACGUGUCCACAGGUGGACGAUUCCACAUUGAGACCACGGAGGACCUGACCACCCUCAUCAUCACUGGGGUGAAGCCGGAGGAUGCCGGAGCCUACACCCUUAGGCUGUCCAACGAGCUCGGGUCGGACUCCGCAACCGUUCACAUCAGCAUUCGAUCGUAAAAGAAAAACCAAAACAACCUGAUAUUUCAAAACUUCCCCUUUUCCCUUCUUCCUUGACUUUUUAUUUAUUGAUGAAACACAGUAGUCUUCUUGAUAAGGAUCUGAAAUAUUCUUGUAAAUAGGAACUAUUUUUGUACCAAACCUGACGUUAAUUUAUGCCAAACUAGACUAAAGUCUAAAGUUGUAAAAUGUGCCAUAUUGGAUAACUCUGACUUCAUUUUUCUGUGACAUGUACAUAAUGUAUAUAGCCGAGUUUACCGGUUAUGGGAAAUGUAUGCAUUGUUAUUUAUGACAAUAAUAUUAACUGAAACUAAAAGGAACUAAAUAUAGUUUAACAGGAGAAAGUUUCAGCUGGAACGAAUACCCUGUUAAACUGGGAAACUAAACUCUGUGCCUCAACGAUAAGUUGAAGUCUAAGUUUGCCUCAACAGGUAGAGAGGCUCCCUGUUGAUGUUAUGAACCAGAGACAAAACUAUCAGCGCGCCACCGCUAAGAGGGCGGUGCUUUAAUGAUGUAACAGGAGCAUGAGAUCCUGAGUGCUGUUUGCAUCUACCCUCAUGUAAGCAGGACGACUGGACCUCGCGCUCCGACGGAUUAUGUCAUAUCGCCACUUCUAUGACAAGCUCACAGUGCGAGCGGCCUGCACUCCCUGAGCUCAAAGCAUUUCAUUUGUUUGUUUUGUGCUCUGCUUCUGGAAAACGACUUCCAGCUCAGACUCUGACGUCGUUCCAUCAACCUGGCCAAUCACACGAGUCCUGCUGGUGCUUGUUUUCAGAGGCAGAGCUGCCUCUCGGAGGUCUGCAGCGUGCUUUGUGUGUUAGUUUGUAGAGAUUCAGCCAACAGUUGUACAGCGUGGCACCAAGAACACGAGCAUCUGUGUCCAUCGACGCCUGCGGCACAGCGCCAUGAUGAAACAAAAGGUGUUCGUCGGGUGUCACCCUGACCCUUGUUGGAUUGAAGUUAGCUAUAGCUUUGAGUAUUUUCGCAGCCUCCUUGAGUUUUUUUCUGCAAUUCUUGAUUUAAUAAAGCAUGAUCAUCAGCACUA